CUCACUGCAAAGCCCGUGUGCGCAUUCCGAACGCUAUAGCGCAGCAGAGAACUCUCACUUCCUCCGCUUGGAACGCAAAAUGACAGCUGAUAGACUGAUCGCUUCCUUACACGUGGAACGCAAGAUAAUGCGUAUUUCCGGUGUUUGGAACGCAGGUGGUUGUGCUGUCAGACACCGCCGCUGGCUUUCCGUAGUCGCUCUCUGUGCAGCUGCCUCUCUCCUCCCGGGGCUCGUCCAUUUCCGGUCUCAUAGUCCAUCCAGAAUCCGCUACUGAGCUCACUGGACCGGUGAGUAUGAACCACAGGGACUCGAACCUUGGCAUCCAUUAGUCGGGCAGAGUGCUGGGCGUGGGGGAACAGCAUGUGGGCAAUGAGAGCGCCCUGUGCUGGCCUUGCUGACAGAUGUGGCCAGCUGUGAUUUCUGGAUUUUUACUGCUUUUCUUCAUUCACUGGCUGAAUAUCACACUGUAAUAUGGACAGCCACACCUAUGUCUUGGGAUGGUUUGUAUAAUUGGUUUCUCAUGCCUCCCCAAUAGCAAGCAAUUCAACAAGAAUUGCAAAUAUGGAAGCCCAUCAUUUCUCAAAAUGAGAAGUACUGCCUUGUCCAUUGUGGCAUUGCUACUUGCAGCCUUUGGAGUUGGUCUGGGAGGUAUGAAAGAACAAACAGAAUAGACAGCUAUAUAGUGUAGUAUGUCUAGUAAUGCACGUUGGGUGAGUAGCUAAAUUUACAGUCACUUCUAAUGGUUUCCAGUGAAUACCGUGAAAUGGUUUAAUCCCCACUCUUGGAUAUAUUGAUGGCUGAGUUCCUCAUUGGGUGAUAGCUGGAUAAGAACAGAAAUAGAAUAUAUAGUGAUAAUUAGAACAUAAAUAAAAUAUACAGUGCUAUAACCCCAGGACGCUUCUCCCUUCUUUACAUUUGUACAUCCUAUUUUUGACUGAAGAAGAAAGACUCCGGUUUGGGUUGCUUUAGCUUCCUUCAUCAUGUCACUGACACACCUCAAGCAUUAGAAACCUACCAUUUUUAUAUAGAUUUAUAUAGUGCAAUGCUGUAAUAUAAAGGGGCGUUUAACAAUAAACGAGGCACAUUAUUACCGCUAAUGAUGAGUGAGAAAAAUAAACCUGGCAGCAGCAUUUAUUAUGGCCUGUAGACGCUGUAUUGUUUCUCAAGAGAUCAAAUAGGAGGGGAUUAAUAAAUGCAAGAAAUUACAAGAGCAUGUACAAUCUCAUAAACCCUUUUUGGGUAAGAACGGGCAGUUGCGGGCAAUGUAUUUAAAGGAACAUUCCGGUCACCAUAACAACUUAAUCCAAAUUCAUUGCCGGUUCAACCCCAAAGGCUGUCUCAAGUGGUGGUCUCCAAGCCUCCCAGGCAACAUCCAGCUUCAGGAACGGAACUACAGGAAGCCGCCAGUAAGGCUGCAGCUGAUUGGCUACAGUGGUCAGCUGACACUCUAAGCCAAUCAGUAGCUCCCUAUUUAUAAAUAAAGGUACGUACUGAUGCGAAAAGAGUGAAUAAGUUUGCCAAGAGAGUCAGUGUAAAUGUAAAACAGAAGGGGUCAGAGCUCUGGGGGACUCCAACUGAAAUAACACCUCCUGUGUUACCAGAAAAGGUGACACUGAGGGUCCUUUUGGAGAAAAUUAUGAAAGGAUAGUGUUGAGAAGGCCUAGGUUGUGCAGAGUUUGAAGAAGUAAAGUAUGAUAAACCGUAUAAAAGGUGACAGAGAGCUCUAGAAUAAUUUUUAUGGAGUAGUGGCCAUCUGAUUUAGCCAUGAUCUUUAAUUACUUUAUUUAGAGCAGUCACAGUAUAUAUUUUUUUUUUUUUCCAGUUUGGCUAUUUGGCAAUAAAAAGCAACAUUGUGCAAGCUGUUUUUAUCCAUGGAAAAACUUACUAGGCUGUAAUAUUCACUCAGUUUAGUGGAAACCAUGAACAAUGUAGCAUCUCUACUACUGGACUUAAAGGGUCACUAUAGUGUCAGGAAAACAAAGUGGUUUUCCUGACACUAUAGUGCCCUGAGGGUGACCCCACCCUCAGGGUCCCCCUCCCGUGGUGCUCCCCCGUCCGACGUCACCGGAGCCGAAUGCACAUCUACGGCAAGUGCCGCGUGCGCAUUCAAAGUGUUAAGAGAUGCUUUCCUAUGGAUGCUCUGCACGAUGGAGGCUAAAUUCGACUCCCUCAUCGCAGAUGCGCCUCUAGUGGCUGUCCGGAAGACAGCCACUAGAGGCUGGAUUAACCCCAAAUGUAAACAUAGCAGUUUCUCUGAAACUGUUAUGUUUACAUGUGAAGGGUUAAAACCUGAGGGACCUGGCACCCAGACCACUUCAUUGAGCUGAAGUGUCUGGGUGACUAUAGUGUCCCUUUAACACUCUUCACCACUAUAAAUAGUAAUACACCGUAACAAAAAAAGUCCAAUGUUUCACAAGGUGCUGUUUUGUUUAAAAACAAUAAUUUAUUUCAAUUUGUUUAAAAGCAUUCUUAAAACAAAAAAACAGACUUUUGCAAAAGAGACUCACAUUAGCUCUAUGAAAGGUCCAUUAGGAAGAAAAUAAAGUGCUUCAUGUGAACGUACUAGUUCAUUAUCAAAAGAUCACACGAAACACGUUGAUUUUCUCCCUGGAAGAAAUUUCAUGGAGCUAAUGUGAGUCUUUUCUGCCAAAGCCUGUUGUUUGUCUUGAAUAAUGUUUUUAAACAGCGCAAAAUGAAUGUUUCCUUUUAAACCCUUAAGGGCCAAACAUCUGGAAUAAAAGGGAAUCAUGACAGGUCACACAUGCCAUGUGUCCUUAAGGGGUUAAAGGACAACUCCACACCCAUAAAGUAUUUCAGCUCUACUUAGAUCUCAGACCAGCUCCUUCACAGACAACAGACAUGCGCAUGCACUAUCUGGCAUGCGCACCCAGAUUCAGAUGCUUCUCAAUGAGAAGCCUCUGAUUGGGUCUUUCCUAAAGAAGAGACUGUUAGUCUCUUCUAGUGCAAAAUGGAAAUGGCUUGCAAAGGCUGCAGCUUUUGCAAGCUCUUUUAAGAUAUACCCCUAAUAAAUGCAUGCAUGAAAAAAAAAUGUAUUCAUUGAGGGCAUAUUUGCUUAAUAGUGAGUUUUAUUUUAAAAUAACAAAAUAGUUUGGAGUGGUCCUUUAAAGAAAACAGCCUCUUGUGAAGUGUACACUUUAUUGUUACUGUGUAAUAGUGUUAAUAACUCUGACAGCGAUUUUCUCACAAAAACAUGGUCAGCUAAUAUUUCUUUGGGUUUGAUGUCUCAAGGUGCAUUCAGUUCCCAGACACCAACAUUUCACCAGUGAGGUGCAAUGUUUUAACCGAAAUUUGGGUUUUUGAAAAACCCUUUUAUUAAAGUCAUAACUUUGGUGCUCCACACUUGUGCAAUAAAACUGUUACAGUAGGUCUGUAAUUUUUAUUUUUGCUGGCCUACAAAGAAUAGGCAAAUGAUCAAAACUUGGAGCUUUAAAGAGCUAUCCAAAAGUAAGCUUGUUCUAUUUUUUUUUUUCUCAUGUUGGUUAUAUUAAAGGUAACACUAUAGUGUUAGGAAUACAAACAUUUUCCUAAUGCUAGAGCAGGAAUGCUCAAAAGGUAGAUCCCAGAUGUUGUAGAACUACAACUUCAAUGAUGCUUUGCAUGCUUUUAGAAUGCCAAAGCAUCAUGUAAGCUGUAGUUCUAAAGCAUCUGGGGAUCUACCUUUUGGGCACCUCUGCGCCACAGUGUUUGCCUACCUAUUUAGGUUUACGCCCCCCAAAUAUUAGAAAAUAAAGGAUUAUUAAAAAAAUAAAUAAGAAUUCUGAUGAUGUCAGGCAAGGAGGUGGUUGUGUGGGCAGGGCCGGCGCUGCCACAUGGAAAUAAGGUAAGAUUUUUUAUUUUAUUUUUAAAGAGUGGGGGUCGGGGACGGGGGACAUGCCACCUAAAUUGUGUUAUUAACACUAUAGGGUCAGGAAUACAUGUUUAAGAUUCUGACGAUAUAGUGUUCCUUUUAAUGAAUUCGUUUUUGUGUAUAGACCAUUCCUCUGAAGUUGCUCUGCUCAAUUCCCUGCCAUUUAGGAGUGUACAUUUGGAUAUGCAUCUUAUACUAGCCUGGGAUACACUGUAAAUAAUGGGAAUCCUAUGACUUUUGUGAAGCAUGAUUGUUUUUGCAAAGGAUGCUUAUGGUGAUCCAUUUUGUCAGUCUAAUAAAUGAAACAAUCAUCCUAUAAAAUUUACACCAUACAGAUUUCUUUAAAUAUAUUUAAGCUGCAUUUAAUGCUUUUAUAGUCUAGUCAUAAAUAUUAAUGUAGUUUUUUGUUUUUUUUCUCCUGUUAAGGUGAUUUGAAGAAGAGACAGAGUGAGCCAUGACCGACUCAAAGUAUUUCACCACCAACAAGAAAGGUAAAUUUUUAGUUAAAGGUCUGGGUCGAGUGUCCCUGUCCCCCUUUGUUGAGAAACUGCAAUGUUACAUUGCAGUACUAAGACUGCCUCUAGUUUCUCUAUACCAGACAGCCACUAGAGGAGCUUCCUAUAGUUUUACAGAGUUUGACACGAUGCUGGAUGUCGUCACAAUCUUCAUGAAGACGUCCAGCGUCCGAAAAAACCCCAUAGGAAAGCAAUGAGAUAAUGCUUCCCUAUGAGGAAUGCCUAAUGUGCACGCUGCGCUUGCCACACCUUUGCAUUAGGUCCCCCUCAUCGGAUGACAUCUGAAGAGGUGGAGUGUGACCGAGGGACAUAAGCUCUGGAAUCAGGUAAGUGAUUAAAGAGUUUUUUAACUCUUUAUGUGCCGGGGGGAGGGGGACCAGAGAGAUCUAUAAGUGUUAGGAAAACAACUUUGUAUUCCUAACAGUAUAGUUUUUCUUUAACCCCUUAAGGAUACAUGACAUGUCAUGAUUCCCUUUUAUUCCAGAAGUUUGGUCCUUAAGGGGUUAAAGCAGAGUCAACACUCAUAAUUAGCUUAAAUUAUUUAUAUUUGACCACUUUAAAAGACAACUGUGAUGCCCAAAACUACUUAUGCGCUUUGUAAAAAGCAUAUAAUUCUAUCUAUACAUUGUGCUAGUAGCUUGUUAGCAAAAAUAUAGAUUGGGAGAAAGGAAAAAAAAAAAACUAUUUAAAAACUGGUUUUGCUUCUACCUGUCGAUCAAUUCUUCUUCAUAGAGUCGAUUCCAAAGACUUAAUUGAUAAAGGAGAGCAGAAGAUACUACCCACAGGUAGUCUUUUUGCUUGCUACCCAUUGCAACCACAGCGCAUGCACUGUAGUUGCUAUGGUAACUCUCUGGCCAGCACUGCUAGGAGUAUACCAAUGGAGUGACUGACGCUACUCCGUUCAGAUGCCAGCAUGCUGGCAAUGAAGCCAGAAUGUCGGUGUUAUGGAAGAGGUUUGCCCUGUUUGGGUAAGUGUUUGAAAGCAGGGCAAAUCAGUGAUUUUAGCAGUGUAGGGUCACAUAAGUCAGUACAGUACAUCCAAGCAAGACAUAAUGUGCUUGUUAGUGUCUGAUGGUUAACCAAGUCAGACCUCUCUGUGGUUGUUUCCGAAAACCUGUUAUGAACGGUUUACCCUGUUGAAGGGUUCUCUUUAUUUAUUUUUAUUUUUUUAAAAAAUUCAAAGUGAAUUUGAAAUUUAAGGUCAAAUUUAGAAAUUUACUUUAUGUACAUUUUGAGUUCCUGAGUAUUCUUAUUUUAAUGAGUAACCCUGUGUAUAUCUUCAGCAUGAAGCUAUGCCAGUAUCUGUGCAGAUAAUUGACAAGUGGAUUGAGGGUCUUUAGAUUUCAUUAAAAAUAUUUACAUUUCCUAGUUGAAAGAAUGGGUAAUUUUCUUCUGGAAUGACAUUCUCAAAGAACAGAUUUCUAUUGGGAUAUGAUGUAUAGACACAAAGGUCAGAUUCUACUGUACCAGUCACACCUAGAGGAAGAACAAGCAAGCAGGGUUUUGAUGACAAACCUAGACUUUAACUAUAACUAAUCAACCUUUUGAGAAUCCUCGGGACAGACUUCUGUCUGACUAAUCGACCAAACACAGAAGAUUUUCUACCUAAUUUAAGUUGUUAAUUGCAGUUAAAUAGUAGCCGAAACUGGCAUAAAUUGUAGACCAUUUUUUUUUUUAACUAAUAAACACCAAAGAUUACACAAAAAAGUACUUAAUGUAAAAUAAAAAAAUUAUUAGUUAAAAUACGUACUUUGAGUAUAUGUGCACUUUACAAUAUAUAUAUAUAUAUAUAUAUAUAUAUAUAUAUAUAUAUAUAUAUAUAGAGAGUGAGAGUAAGUAAAGUGCACAUAUACUCAAUAAAGUAUGUAUUUUAACUAAUAAUUUUUUUAUUUUACAUUAAGUACUUUUUUUGUUGGUAUAUCAUUCUUUUAACUGUGUGUAAUUUAUAUAACUAGUUUACAGAGCACACCAGAAUUAUUUAGAAAAUAUAAAGCAAUGUAAUCAAGUAAGUGUGCGUGUCUGUAGAGUAAUAUUAUUGUUUCUGUUUCCAGGAGAGAUCUUUGAGUUGAAGGCAGAGUUGAACAAUGAAAAGAAGGAAAAACGCAAGGAGGCUGUGAAAAAGGUUAUCGCAGCCAUGACCGUGGGCAAAGAUGUCAGGUAUCUGUGUUUCAUGACUAUUCUUUAUAAUCUAAUCUGUAAUAUAAUGAUCCUCAGAAAUGCUUAAGCUAGUGUUUAUUCAUCCUUCCAAAAGGUCAGUCUAAGCACAACAUUUCAUUAUUCCCUGCACACAUAUUCCGCUAUGAGAGCGGCUUGUAACUGCAAUUAUUUGUAAAAAUCUAUAGCUAUAACAUAACCCCUCAAAACACAGACACUACAAAGUGUCUGUUUGUUUUGUCCAACAUGUGUGUGCAGUGUCCAGAUAUGGUUUUAUGGGAUAAUAUGAGAACCUGUAGACCAACAUGCAAGGCUUCUGAUUAGCGGUGCCUCUUCCUGGUGCCUCUUCCUAUGCCAAGAGCCAACCAGACAUGGCUAUUCUGCCUGAAGUGGUAGCUAGUUUCUCUAAGCUAUGCUUCUUCAGGGUCUUUAAAAAUCUUAUUGUAACUACUUAUACAGUAAUAUUCUAGCAAUCAUUUUAUUUUUCCUGUGAUCAUUUUUUUUGAAAUCAUUACUCAAGUUAUUAAAGGGAUUCUAUAGUGCCAGUAAAACAAAGCAGUUUUCCUGGCACUGUAGGCUUCUGGAGUGCCCCCCUCCCUCGCGCCCACUCUCCCGUAGCACUUCAGCCACUUACUUUAAUUUAGCUCCGAUGUUCCUUGGUGCUGGGUCAGGCUCCGUCCAUGCUCGCAUUAUAAUUUUCCCAUAGGAAAGCAUUACUUAAUGCUUUCCUAUGAAGAAAAAUCUGACGCUGGAGGUCCUCAUGCAGUGUGUGAGAACGUCCAGCGUCAGAUAACGGACCAAUUAUCCGUUUCAGUUCCGGAACUCAGAGGUAAUUAUUGCAGUUUCUCAGAAAAUGCAGUUCUUUACCACCUUAGGGUUAGGUAACAUGGGAAAUUGCACCCAGAGCACUUCGAUGAGGUGAAGUGGUCUGGGUGCCUACAGUGUUCCUUUAACAGCAUUAUCAACAAUGUUGCAUUUUAUAUAUAGUUGGAAUGUGAUUUAAAUAUACAAACGUUUAUGCACACACACAAUUAAACAUUAUGAAGAUUUCCCCAGGUGCGCAUUUGUGCUACAAGUCUUGUGGCUGAUAAUGAGUAAGUAUGGGUGCCAGACAGAUGCCCCAUUGAGCUCAUUGGAUGACUGACAGCAGCAAAAUUAAUGUGUGCCUUGCCGAGUUCAUAUUACUGGGAAGGCAGUGAUUACCUGGGAGGAAGCUCUGCUGCUUUAUGAAGUAACUGCCCAGUAUGUAAAAGUUGGUGGGAAGCAAAAGCAUAUAGACUUUUCACAUGUAGUUUGUGCCAUGUGACCCCUGAUCUUCCAUUUACAAUUUUUAUUUGUGUCAGGUCACAAAGCUUAGCAAGGACGUUGCUGUGCUUUUUCAUAUCAAGGGUGGGGUUUUUGUUUAUGUGUGCUUGUGAAUAUAAUACAUAUAUAUUCCAUCACUGAAAGAAAUUGUAUUUCUUUAUUGAGAUACGGUCUGAAAUGACUUACUGUAUUAACAGCUAUCUGUCAUUUUACACUACUACUCAGCCAAUCUACGGUGGCAUUCUUAAAGGCAGCUGUCAGCAACAUGGGCACUCAUUUUUACAUGAUAUUGAUUUAGGGGUCCUAGUUGGGAUCCUCACUAUUGAUUACGAAUAUGACUGGCUGCCAGUGACUUAAGGAGCCUUCAUAUAUCAUUUUGAAACCUGAAGGCUGCCUCCAUGUAUAGUGCUUAAUGCAGUGUUAUUUCCAAUUGUUUAUGUUGGAGAAGACAAUGUUAAAAGGUGUAGUAACUACUUUAAUUUGUCAAAUUCACUGUUGAUAGUGAGAUUAAAAUUUAGCUAUUGGUACUUCCACGACGUGGAUAAGAAUUUCCAUCAACUAAAGCCUGGCUUCCUUUUCACCUAUGUGGUUUAUUAUGUCUUGCAGCUCCCUGUUUCCAGAUGUGGUGAACUGCAUGCAAACAGACAACUUGGAACUGAAGAAGCUUGUAUACCUGUACCUGAUGAACUAUGCCAAGAGCCAACCAGACAUGGCUAUUAUGGCUGUGAAUAGCUUUGUGAAGGUAGUUUUACAUUUACUUCUUGUAGGGUUUCUGCUCUUCUUGUAUGAGGGUUGAGUUCUUUUUGUCCAGGUCCUUAAGUAUCACUUUGGUGUUUUUGUUUUUUUCCACACUGGUACUUUGGGUGUUUUGUCUAUUGAGAUCUUAUUAAAUGUUUUCAUUUCUCUAUUGUAGACAUUUUGGGGUUGUUAAAUUACAAUUGAUUGUUUUCUAUAUAUUUUAUUUAAUUUUUUUUGUUAGUAAUAACCCAACAUCUUAUUAUUCAGGAUUGUGAGGACCCCAACCCUCUAAUUCGUGCCCUAGCUGUGCGCACCAUGGGCUGUAUCCGUGUAGAUAAAAUUACGGAAUACCUCUGUGAACCACUUCGAAAGUGCUUAAAAGACGAGGACCCAUAUGUGCGCAAGACCGCUGCUGUAUGCGUAGCCAAACUCCAUGACAUCAAUGCGCAGAUGGUGGAAGAUCAGGGUUUCCUUGACUCACUGCGAGAUUUGAUUGCAGACUCCAACCCAAUGGUGAGACCCAGUAACUGUUAUAACGUUUAGAAUUAAAGAUUUUACUGCCCUUGUAUAAUGUGAUUUUUAUGCACGUAAUAUUUAUUUUGGAACCAAGCACAAUUCCUUAAAGUUGAAAAGAACAGAUUUUGGAAUAGAAGUUAUUGACUAUUUUAUUGUGUUAUACUUGUACAGUUUUUCACAUCAUCAAACUACUCAUGUGCAUCACUAAUCUACUGCCAAUGAACCCAGCUUCCUUUUGGAUAGCGUAGCAUCACGACAUUAUGAAAUACCAAGCUAAGGAUUGUUUUAUUGAAAUUUUAAUGAUUGUAGAAUUUUAUCUCUGAGUAAAAAAAAAAAAAAACCCUUUAAAUUACAAAAUUUUUAGUAAGAACUGGCUUGUCAAAAACAGAAUAAUUUUAGGGCAUUUAUAAUGUAACGUUUUCUUUUUUCCUUGGUAAUGUAGUGGUACUCUGUCAUUUUUUGGGGGGGGCACUUUUAAAAAUUGAAAUGGUCAGUUCUGAGAUUGUUGCACUUUUUUCCCCAAGAUUCUCUCCAAAGUGACUUGUUGAAAAGGGAAUAUCUCAGUGUAUCUAUCUGCUAGGAGCAAUCAUCACCACUGUAGUGGACCUAAGUACAAAAUAGAUCUAUGGAGACUUUGUGAUAUUCCAUAAAUAAUACUAUGUAGUCAGAUAACACAGACAUUUAUUGAGCAUCACACAAGAUAUGCAUUUUCCUGUUCGUUCUAACAAGUAAGAAUGUGGAUAGAAAGCUCUACAUUGUCACAUUGUGCCAAAAAUCAAUCCUGUAUGUGGCAACAUUAUCCAUACAUUGUUUUACAUAUUUCUUAAUUCUGUGUUGAAAUUUCAUCUGUCAUAAAAAAAAAAAAUCUUUAUUUGUACACGACUAAUAUUAAAAUAAUAAUUUAUUUAAAAAAAAAAAAAACCUUAUCUUUGUAUAAGAAAAACACAAAUGAAAGCACAACCUUAAUCUGUCCCUAUUUAAGAGUGACAGUCAAAAUUUGGGCUAAAAUCUCUCUAUCCCUCUUUUUAUAUCCUAAUGCCCCUCUUUUCUAGGAGCUCCAUAUUGUUCAUGUGUCUGAGUGUAUAACAGAGCUCCUCAGCAAUAAUACUCAUAGUAAUAUGUGUUUAGAACUCAGUCUGUGUAAAUAAGAUACAUUGUCCUUGUCCUAAAUUACAUUUUAAUUGCAAAAAUUAUUAGUAAGUCACCAAAGAUUUCUCAGAGCAGUCCCACCCCUGGCAACAACCCUCCUACAGGCAGUUCUGUUGCUGUCUGUCACACAACUAUAGCACAUGAAAUUGCUGUGAUUAUUCCUCUAUAAAGCAUGUCUCCUCUGACGUACAGUUGUGCUCAAACGUAUGCAUACCCUGGAUGAAUUUGUUAAAUUUUGGCAUUGAUUUUGAAAAUAUGACUGAUCAUGCCUUUUAUUGAAGCAUAGUGAUCAUGUGAAACCAUUUAUUAUCACAUAGUUGUUUGGCUUCUUUCUAAAGCAUGAUGAUAACAGAAAUCACCCAAAUGCCCUGAUCAAAAUUUUACAUACCCUUGAAUGUUUGACCUUGUUACAGACUCACAAGGUGACAAACUCAGGUUUAAAAAGCAAUUAGAGGUUAAUUUACCACACCCGUGGCUUUUUAUAUUGUACUUAGUGUCUGUGUAUAAAUAGUCAAUGAGUUUGUUAGCUCUCAUGUGGAUACACUGAGCAGGCUAGAGCCAUGGGGGGCAGAAAAUAACUGUCAAAAGACUGUGUAACAAGGUAAUGGAACUUUUUAAAGAUGGAAAAGGAUAUAAAAAGAUAUCCAAAGCCCUGAAAAUGCUUGUCAGUACUGUUCAAUCACUUAUUAAGAAGUGGAAAAAUCAGAGAUCUCUUUCCCAUAGGGAAAGCAUUGGAUUGGCUAAAAUCGGCACAAGGGCGGGCCAAGUGCCGUUUUGGCAAAUCAGGACCUCCUCAUAGAGAUGCAUCGACGCACUGCAUCUCUGUCAGGAAAAUUCAGCAUCUCCAUGCAGAGCUUGGGGACGCUGAACAGCAGGGCUGCUUACUGUGCAGCCCUGAGCCUGGAAGCCCCUCCAGUGACCAUCUAAGGAGUGGCCACUUGAAGGUGUCCCUAGGGGCAAUGUAAAACACUGCCUUUUCUGUGAAAAGGCAGUGUUUACAUGAAAAUGCCUGAAGGGAGCUAUUUUGCUCACUAGAACAACUACAUUAAGCUGUAGUUGGUCUGGUGACUAUCGUGUCCCUCUCACACGUGCAGUUCAUGCAAGACAACCAAAAACAUAGCAUGACCUGGAGGCAUUUUGCCAAGACGAAUGGGCAGCUAUACCACCUGCAAGAAUUAGGGGCCUCAUAGACCAUUACAAAAGACUGCACGCUGUCAUUGAUGCUAAAUACACAGUAUUAAGAACUAACGGUAUGCAGACUUUUGAACGGGUCAUUUCAUUUUUUUAUUUUUUAUUUUUUGUUGCUAUGUUUUGUUUUAUGAUUGUGCCAUUCUGUUAUGACCUACAGUUGAAUAAGGAAUGUGUUUUGCCUGCUCACUCAUGUUUUCUUUGAAAAUGGUACAUAUAUUACCAAUUCUCCAAGGGUAUGCAAACUUUUGAGCACAACCAUAGAUGCUUAUGCAGUUGUCAUGGCUUUACGAAAUAUUAUAAGUAAAAGUGAACCUGCAGAGCGUGGUUGUUUGUUUCCUUUUUUAAGAGUGCCGACCACUCCUUCCAGCCAACAUCAGGGAAUGUAUCAGUGCAGCAAUGCUGUGAUGCAGCCGAAGGAAAUCCUUGUACGACUGUAGGGUGGCUUGCCUCUUUCUUCUCCACACCGGCCAUGGAGCGCUCUUAUACAACUGGCCCUACAGACCCCAUUGUACAUUCAUUCACAAAACUGCCUGCAUACCGCCAUUGAGUCGGAUUGUGACUGAAUGUGUGCUUUCAUAACAUUAUUAUUAUUAUUAUUAUUAUGAUAUUUAUAAAGCCCCGUCAAAUUCCGCAGCGCUUUACAAUGGGUGGACGAACAGACAUGUAGUUGUAACCAGACAAGUUGGACACACAGGAACAGGUGGGUUGAGGGCACUGCUCAAUGAGUUUACAAUCUAGAGGGAGUGGGGUAAAAUGACACAAAAAGGUAAGGAUAGUAUUAGACUAAUGACAGUUGCAGAAGAGGAAUCAGUCAGGAGCUAUUAACAGUUUAACUGAUACGCUUUUAUGAAGAAGUGGGUUUUUAACGAUUUUUUUGAAGGAAUAGAGACUGGGUGAGCAUCUAACGGAGGAGGGAAGCAAGUUCCACAGGAACAGUGCAGCCCUCGAGAAAUCUUGAAGGCGAGCAUCAGAGGUGGGAGUACGGACAGAAGAUAGACGUAAGUCUUCAGCAGAUCGUAAGGGCCUAGAUGGGACAUACUUGUGUAUAAGGGAGGAUAGAUAGGUGGGAGCAGCAUUAUGUAGCGAUUUGAAAGCAAGAACCAGAAUUUUAAAUUGAGCACUAUAUUUUAUAGGAAGCCAGUGUAGGGACUGACAGAAGGGUGAGGCAUGGGAGGUGCAGGCGGACAGGAAGAUGAGCCUCGCCACCGCAUUCAUUAUGGACUGUAACGGCGCAAGUUGGGAGCACGUAAGACCACUGAGAAGCGAAUUACAGUAGUCAAGGCGAGAAAGGACAGUGGAAUGGACCAACACCUUAGUCGCAUCUGGCGUUAAGUAGGGGCGGAUGUGCGCAAUGUUUUUUAGAUGGAAAUGACAGGAUUUGGUGAUAGAUUAAAUAUGAGGCUUGAAGGAGAGGUCGGAGUCAAAGAGAACACCUAGGCAGCGAGCCUGCAUGGUGGAGCUGAUGGUAGCACCGUUGACUUGGAGGGAGACAGACACAGGAGUAACAACACUUGAGGGAGGAAACAUGUGAGUGUUGUACUUCAUUGCUUCCCACUGCUGCAGAUGCUUUGAUAAAUCAUGUUAGUAAUUUUGGCGAGUGCCUGUUGAUGGUGUAAUGCUGCUAAACUGCUAAGUGAGAUUUAGCACAUUUAGCCCUGCAAGGUUUCUGUUGCUUUACAUGUAAGUUGUUGCUUAGCAACCCCACAGUCCCAUCUCUAGCAUGCUGGAUGUGAUGUGAUGAUCUAGAACCAGGGCUGUAUUUAUUGGUUGAUAGGUAACGUGACCUGUUUUCCCAAGUUCAUCUUAGAGUGUUAACUGAACAGAUUUUUUUUAUCCUGGUAAAGAAGGCAAGAUUGACUCAUCAAACCAAAAGAUUAAAUAUGUUCUUUUUUCAGUUUAAUUAACAAAGAAGAUCUGUUUUUGAGACCCAACCUAAAAAUAUUAGUAUUCUAGCAAAAGAUCGGACAACUGCUCAGUAAUCUGUCUUCCAAGUGAACAAGUAGUAUUAUUUACUCUUUGGUUUUUCCAUAUCAUUAUACCGGAUCCAUAUGUAAGCAUUGGGGAGUGGAAAAGUAGGACACAUUUACAUGGGCACACUCUGUAUUAGUUGAGUGAGUGAGUGUGCAGGUAUGUGUGUUCACACACAUGUACCCCCCACCAGCUUGAUAUUUAAACCUAGAUCAACGCCUCUUUUUGCAUCUGUGUGGUCUAGAGUGACGAACUGAGCUGAUAUUUUUCCUCCUUAGCAGGCCCUCCCCUAUUUCCUCUUUGAGAAUCAGAGAAGUCUGGCACAAGCUAGCCCAGGAAGCUGAAGUGCUUUAUCUAUAUGGAAUGUUCUUUUAAACGUUUAGUGCACUGGCAACAUUUUACCAUCAAAAACAAGUUAAUUUUCAGUAACUUUUACCUAGCCAUGUUUUAAAUAGAUAUUUUUUUUUUGUCUGUAAUGAAGCCACAAGAGGGCAACAUCCCACUGAUGUAAUAUUUAAAGGAACACUCUGAGAACUGACAUAUCUUGAUACAUUUGUUGAGUUUUGACCUCAUAUUAAUGCAGUGUUUUACUCCCUUGCAAAUCUCUUUAGUUUUGCUUAAAGGGACACUGUAGGCACUAUAACUGUUUAAUUUUUAUACAAUUUGGUUAUAGUGCCUGGAGUCCCCUGGCAUUCUUUCUCCAUUCAAGAUUAAACCAUUUUCGAGCACUUUAACACUAAAUAACAUCCACAGCCCUCCCCACUGGAGAUAUGGCUAAGGUAGAGAUUACAUACUUCCUUCUAGCUAUACCAAUUCAUCCCAGCAAUGGGUGCUGUGAUGGGCUGAAAGUGGUCAGCUGAUAUUCUCAGCCAAUCACAGCCAUCAUAUUCUGCAUAAGCUAAUGCUUCCUUUAACUUAGGCAGCACAGAGGUGAUGGUCUGGUGGAGAUUCUUGUUAGCAUUAAAACAUUCGAAAUGAAUGAAGAACUGCGUCACAGAACUCCAGAUAGUAUAAUCAAUUCAGUGAGAUGAAGCAGUAACCGUGCCUACUGUGUCCCUUUUAACCCCUUAAUGACGAGUGACGGACGAGGUCCGUCACUCAGGGGAAACCCUUAACGACGAGUGAUGGACCUUGUCCGUAACGCGGUAAAAUUAACCCCAGAUCGCCGCGAUAAUGGUGCUCCGGUCUGGCUCUGUAUUAGAGGCAGACCGGGAGCAUCCGAUCUCGCUGCCCCAGCACCGGUGCUCGCUCUGACAGCCUGUCAGAGCGAGCACAUGUUCUCAGUAUACUCACCUUCCGCCUCCCUGCACUUCCGGGUUCACUGUGCAGGGAGAAGGAUCAUCACUGAUCUUGUCACUGUUAGAAAACAAAAUUUAAUUUAAAAUCCCACCCCCCUUUACCCAUUUUAAUAAAAAAAAAAAUUAACCCCCUCCCCAGCCAAUUGAUCACUGACUACAGUGAUCAGUUGGCAGGGAUUACAUUUUACUGUGAUCUGAUUUUAAUUUUUUUUUAACCCCUGAGGAUUUUUUUUUUGUUUUUUAACCCUCAGGGGUUAAAUUUAUUUUAUUAAUUUUAAGUAUUUUAAAAUUAUAAAUUUAGCUAGCUGGGGUGGGUGGAAGUUAGUGGAGAAUUGGGGGGUUUGGUGUUAGGCUAACUAGGGGUUAACGUUAAAAAAAAGUUUUAAAAUAAGCUUUAAAAAGUUCAAAAUUAAGUUAAAAAAAGUUUUAAUAAAGUUUAAGUGAAAAAAAAAAACCCUUUCGCCAGUCCACAUAAAAAUUAACCCCUUCCCUGCCAGUCUGUCACUGCCUACAGUGAUCAAAAUACAGAUCACAGUAUUAUACUGUGAUCUAAUUUUUUUUAACCCCUAACGAUUAACUUUUAUUUAUUUUUUAACCCUCAGGGGUUCAAUUUAUUUAAUUAACUAAUUUUAAAUAUUUUAUAAUUAUAGAUUUUGCUAGCUGGGGUGGGUAGGAGUUAUGGGAAAAUGGGGAAUUUACUGUUAGUGCUGCUUACUGCUAGUUAGGGGUUAACGGUAAAAAAAAAAAGCUUAGAAAAAUGUUAAAUCUGUAAAAAAAAAAGUUUGAAGAAAGUUUAGGAAAGCUUAAAAAAUUUUUAUAAGCAAAACAAAAGUUUAAAAACUAGUUUUAAAAAGUUAAAAAAGUUUUAAAAAGUCAAAAAAUACAUUUUACAAACGCUCAUUACCACUACACCUGGAACAAACUAGAGAAAAAAAUUAUCCCACGCCAAGGUUCAAAAUAUGCCUUUUGAAUUACCCCAUGGUGUAUUCUUUACUAAAUAGUAUGUGUUUGUGGGGAAGUUUCAAUAACCAACCACCUAAACUACUCCAAAUUGGAACAUGGACACAGCGUAAAACUUCAAAGUUAGAAAAAAAAUGAAUGGCUGCGUCUCAAAUGUGCCCCUUCAACACCCACAUAUACCUGGUAAAGGUACAUACGGGGGUAUUGCUGUACUCAGCCGACAUAGCUGAGCAACAUAUGAAGUAUUAUACAGUGGUAGCACACAUAAGGUUUGCAAAAUAUACUGUGAAAACUCACAUUGUGUGUCAAAAAGGCAGAAAACCUACACCUGGUACAAGCUAGCGGAAAAAUGAUCCCACGCUAAGGUUCAAAAUAUACCUUUUGAAAUACCCUGGGGUGUCUACUUUAAGAAAUGGUAGGCCUUUGUGGGGUAGUUUGAAUUUAAAAUCUGCGAAGAUGCUUGGAAAUUGCACAUAGGCCCAGCGUCAAAAUCCAAAGUUCGGUAAAAACUGAUAUGGCUUGGUCUCCUGGCACUGUAGCUUCACGAAAUAGUGCCAAAGACAUUCAUUGGGGGUGUCUUUUUACUCAGAAGACUUAGCUGAGCAUUAAUUGGGGGGUUUGAACUUAGUGGCACAUAUGAAAUAUACAAAAUGCCCAGCAAAAAUGCAAUCCGUAUGUAAAAAAAAAAAUGCACAAAAUUAUAUUUUACCACAUACUUUGGCAUAUAUUGGUGAAAAAAUGGGGGCAUGUUAAGGCACAAUAUGCACCUUAUGAGAUACCCUGGAGUGUCUACUUUUACAAAUGGUAGGCCUUUGUGGGUUUUUUUUGAACAGUCAAACUGUUAUAAUACCCCAAAUGGAAGCAUAGGCUCAUUAAAUCCAUCUCUCAAAAUUCUACUGUGAAUACUGAAAAGAACAUGUAUCCUGUAUGGCACUGUAACUUCACGAAAUAGUGCCAAAGACAUACAAUGGGGGUGUCAUGUUACUCAGCAGUUGUAACUGAACACAAAAUAAAACUUUGUACAGGAAUAGCACACACCAACUUUACAAAAUACACAUGAGAAUUUCUUUGUUAUAAGUUUGUGUGCCAAAAAACAAAAAAAAACACAAUUUUACUCCAAUAUUUAGCAGAGGUUGGCGGUGAAAUGGCUAUGUAGAAAGUGUCAAAACAACCUUAGGUAAAUAGCCCAUGAUGUCUUCUUUAUAUAGAUAUAUAUACUUUUGUGUGGCAAUUUUGUUUUCUUUUAUGGCUAUUAAGCUUACAAGACAAACAUACCAGAUUCUAAAAUUGCUCCACAUGAAAGGUUUUUACUCCUUGUGCUUUGUGACCUGUAACUACCAAAAAAACUUGAAAUCCCAGACACAUUAUAUAUUCUGUAAAUCAGAACAACUAUAUGAAUUUAUUUUUAAUUACUUUCCUUAACCUGUACUAAUUGUGCACACAUUAUUAGUGCAAAAACUGUAAAAAAAAAAAGUUACAUUUUUUUUCAUUUUUCUGUAUUUUUUUUUUUUAUAAUAAACAUUUAUCUAUAUAUAUAUAUGUUACAUCAAAUUAAAGCCCUUUCUGUCCUUUAAAAAACAGUAUAUAUGUGUCGGUGCAAUAAAUUAGUAAAAUGCAAAUUGCAGUUGAACAUAAACGGCAAAAAAUGCUGUUGUCAUUAAGUGAAAGACAAGCUUCUGAAGCUCUGUCCUUAAGGGGUUAAAAAAGACAAUGUUUUGAACCUUUAUGUAGCAUGAUACACCUCCCCUUUUGCAAAACAUAGUCUUGAUUGGAUGGUAAAUAGUAUAGCCCAGCCAAUGAGAAAUCAGUGUGAGUUAAACUGCUGACAUCAUUCUGUCCCAUAGCAUGUUAGUAACUGCUUGCGGAGGUAAUUUUUGUGAAGCAUCCAUGUGUCUGAGUGCAGGGCGGUAUAUUAUAUUUGUGUGUAGUGUAUGUGGUAAGUGUUAGUAUGUGAAUGUACUCUGCAAUCAAAUAUUCAUAUGUAGUGUAGGUGGUGUUUGGUUUUGCAUGUCACUGUGUGUGUUGAUGUGUUUGUGAGAUUGGUUAUGGAAUGCUAAUGUUGUGGAAUAUUUGUGCAACUGAGAAUUGUGACAUUUUACUUGAUGUAGCAUUUUGGGGAAUAGUGAGGUAAGCACACUCUACCCUUCAACCUAAUCCCUCAAACCCCCAACCUGCUAUUUUUAUUUCAAUAAUUUUUCACCUUCAUCUGCCCUCUUCUCACCAAGUCAUGCUAUUACAGUGCACUAGUCAUUCUACCAACUUCCCCUUCAUAUUCAAUAUAUAUGUGGGGAAAAACAAAACAUCUUAACAGCUAUUAAUAUUUAAAAGAAAAAAAUAUAUAUUUUAUACUCUAUCAUUUCCACAGGCAAGCGGUGGGGCUGCUAUAGGGAGGGUAGGGGAAGAUGGUGCUGGUAGCAUGAAGUCUAUAUCCCUGGCAGAUGCAGACCUUGUUAAUUGCUCCAUUGCUGUCCGGCACCCUCAAGUGAAUCGGAGCACGGCUUCUCAGGAUGCACUCUGACUUGCUGAAUGCCAGGACUGUGAGGGAGCUUUUACUGAGAUGGCACUGAUAGGAGGAGAAAUACACACAUAUUACAUACAGCCAGCACACACUGCAGGCGCACACAUUACAUACAGCCAAAACAUUUUACACGUACAUUACUGACAGUACACACCACACACACACACAUAAAUUAUAUACAGCCAGCACACACCAAAGAUUCAUGACACCAAGCCACACAACCACUCUUUGCACCUCACCGCCACACACCCACUCUAUGUGGGAAGACAGAGGGUGAGACACGAAACUCAUAAAUAAGAACUGAAUGUCAAAAUGGAGGCAAAUAUAGCAAAAAAAACUGACAAGUCUGGCAGGGUUUUUCACUGAAGUGAUAAUUCAAAGUGAAUUUCCAAUUUAAGGCCAAUGUAGCUGAACUGAAAGCAUAACUGACUUACAGAAUUGUUUCGGUUUGGCUUUUAUGAACGUAAAUUUAAAAUUCUAUUUUAAUUCACUAUGAAUUCUCGCCUUUGUGAAUAACCCUGUAAGAGUAUCUCAGGCAUGCACAAUCUGCUCCUAGAUUCCUGAAAUUACUUAUUUGAUGUCCAGAAGGGCAUUUGAGCUGGACAUUAUCAUAACAGUCCAAAAAUCAAUUACUUGAAAACUGAGAUUUUAACUUAAAGGGACACUAUAUAUAGUGACAUCUUAACCUUUUGCGAUCCAAUACAUUUUCACUAAGUUUUUCAGCAGGUCCUAUUUAAAAAAAAAACAAACUAAAAAACAAAUACUUUAAAUUUUAUUUAAAUAAAAAUAACAUUUGUUAUAACUACAAACCAAUAAAAAAAAAAAUACUAUUCUAAACUUUUUAAAUUUUGUUAGUCUUUAUAUUUUUUCAUUGUAUGAAACUUUUUAAAAAAUACACCUGGAUGUAAGCCAGGUUUUCUUGGGCAAGUUUCACAGAAAUAGUCCGUUUCUCGUCUUUGACCUUUGAUUUUUCUUUUGCUGCAUACUGCACAAUCUUUGGUGCUGUUCUUUUCAUUUUUCAUCAUGAAGUGGGGUUUACCAUUUAUCCUGUCAUCAGUGUAUUCUGUUGAUGGCUUUCCCCAUGUUCCUGAACUGGCAUUUUGAACUUGCCCAACGAGCUGCUCAAUCAAUGCCAUUCGAAAUGUUUUGUGUGUAAGUACCUUACAUUUUCUCUGCUUUCGGUCUAGAUUGUACAACAUAAAGCUUAUACUAAUGUGACUUCAGACAGCCAAAAGAACAUUUUCCUCCACCAUUUUAUCGAAAGGCAUAACUCCCGCAGUAGUGGACUGCUCUGACCACAUCACCCAUGUAUUUGGUGUCUUCAAAAAUAACUACUGGCUUUGAAAUGGUUACUAAUUUGCCUUUUCGUCACAUUUGUUGAAUUUCUUAUCACACAAAUGAAGGACAGUUCUACUGGUAAAUGGAAGGUCAGGGCGAACUAAACUUUCUGUAGUAGUUUUAUGGAAAUAUGGAAUAAAUGCUACUAAGUAACUUGUUUUGUCUGGUUUAACAAAACUCAUCCUAAAAAAAGACAGAACAUAUUUUAUGCCAAUACAACAAUUAAACCUCAGCUGCCAGGGCGAAGAACACAGAACUUCACCUCUAGGCUUUAAGGGGACUUCAAACCAUCAUUGUUUGCAUCUGCUGAAAACGUGAUUUGGUGCAUCUUCUCACACUAUGCACCCAGACUACAACACUGUGUCUCUUAUGAAAAUGUGUCCCCAACCCCAGCACUGUGUUUCUGCUGACAGUGUGUGCGCACCAGUCCCAGCACUGUGUGUGUCUGCUGAAAAUGUUAAUGGAAGCACCGUGUCUGUUGACAAAUGAUCCCAGGUUUCCAAGUAUAGUUCCAUUAUUGUCUUCUCCUGUAUCCUCAAAUUUCUGUGCUGGCAAUAGUCAUAAUUUCAUAUUUGAGUAUUUAUUGUAUUUAAAAAAAAAAAAAAAAGCCUGGCGAUCACUUGCUUGGGCUUUGUCAGCUACAUACUCAUGUUAAAAUCACUAAUUAUUCUAUUGUUUCUUCAAUUUUAAUUUAUGUUUUCCUGCUGUGUACAGUGUCUAUUUAAUGUACCCUGUAGCUGUAGGUUGCCUUCUAUUUCAGCAGCUUUAUUAGAGCACAGUAUCCUUUUGUUCCCCUUUGUUUGUGAGCUGCUGUGUUGCUGCAAUGAGAUGACUUUUUUUUUUAUUUGGUUAUUUAUUUCUGUAAAUGCACUGCACACUGCAAACUGCUUUCUACCCACAGAGCCUUCUUCAUGGCACAUUGUGAUAAUUUAUUUUAUCCUCAUUAAUUGAGGUUGGGGGAGGAAACUUGGUUUCCACAUUGUGAUUUUUAUUUCUGAUCUUAGACUCUUAAAGGAAAACAGCCCACAGUAGUGGUUAUGGUGCCAGUAGUGCCCUGAUGUCCUACUAGUGUUAGUAGUCAAACCACUUAAGAAUGAUUUGACAACUUACCAGAAGUCAGCCAGGCACCCACCUGUGCUCAUUGCCUGAUCGCACUCUGCAGGCACGUUCAGUCAAUGAGGCGACCCUGCAUAACCGUACUUAGCUCAGAGGAGACUAAUGGAAGCUCCCUGCACUUCUGUUUGAAGAGGAGGUAUGAACAGGUUACCAGCUGAACCCAAGUAUAUUGUCAAAUCAUUAGUAACAGACUGUAGUUGUUUUGUUGCUUUUUUAAAAAUUGUAUGACAACUUACCCAGUCCACUGGGCCGCCUGCAGGAGAAGGAUGACAAUCUGCAGCUAAGCCUGGCUAAUCCAGGACCGCACUCAUUUGCUAGUGAUUACGAUCCUGUAUGACCCUGCUUAGCAGAGCUAACUAGGAUAUCAUGAAUAAGCAAGGACUGCAGCUAUUGGCAUGUGGGAUCCUGGGAACUUUUCAAAUCAUUUGAAAAUGUGCUCUGGAAUGGCACAGGGGCACUCAUGGAAUCUUAGUUAGUACAAUUACCGUAGUAAUAGUAUUCGAGCACAUUAUGCAAAAACAAGCCGUAUAUAACCAAAUUAAUUAAAAAGGGGGGUUUUAUGCCAAAAACAUGACUUACGGUAUCUGCUUGGAAAAGUGUUUUUCAUAUAUUCGUCUAUUGUGAAGUAUUACUUGAAUAUGGGUAAGACAUUCUUACAAAGACCGCAAGUCAGCCAAUUGCACUUUCUACCUUGAAAUGAUUUGCAUAAAAAUUAGAUAUUGCCUCUAAUAAUUAAUAUGGGUGUCUCCAAACCCCAAAGAGCUAGUAGUAAUAAAAGACUUAAUGUAUAGCUGACCCCUCACCCUAUCUUUAUUUCCAGGGCAGUAAAAUGGGGGUCAGAUGUCCCCAAUACCUCAAUUGACAGAAAAUUAGGUGCCAGUACCUUGCUUCUCCCUACCCAGGGAUUUUUUAAGUUUUUGGUGGUCCCUGCGACUCUAAAUAAGGUGUGUUAAUCUGUGCAGAUGAAAGUUGCAUUAAAAAAAGAAAUUACCUUAAAAAAUAUUGUCAAAUAUUACAUUUUUUUUCCACUGUCAGCUAAUGUGCCUAAGAGUCCUCAUCUUGUGCCCGUAGACCAAGGAAAUCAUUAAAUAAAAUGCUAAAGAUUCUUUGUGCAACUAAAUAAAGCUGCCACGAAUAACAAUGAAAAAAUAGAUCUCUUCAGCUCGAUAAGUGGAAGUAAUGAGUUUCUUUGGACCAUAGGAAGUUUUCCCCUGCAUCAUCACCAAUAGGCAUUGAUGAGGUUGUGCAAAGUGAAAAGUAGUAAAGUGGUAAACAUUUUCACAGGACCUACAAAAGAAAAAAAAAUUGGGACAUUCUGCGCAAGCAAUGCGUAUGAAUGGGGAAGCUAUAUUAAAAUGUUGAAUUCUGAAAAGUGCUCCUGGUUCCACUGGCUUCCAUAGUAAUUGCCCUGCUUUGUGUAAUUUUUCAGAAUUCAACACUUUGAUAAAUUUCCCCAGUUAUUUUGCUUUUUCUAGAUAUGUUUGUGUUUUAUUCACCCGUGUUUAUUUAAACAGCCAUACUUCCAUAUUUGGUUAUAGAGUUAUAUUCUUAGUGUUAAAUUUCUUUAUUUUUAUUUAAGCUGUUCCUCCCUCUUUUUUUCAUUCCCAGCUCUUCCAAUAUUAUCAGUAUGCCCCAACCCACUCUUCCUUUUUUAAUGUUUUAAAAGGUUGGUAAGUGGAAGAUUCCUAUUAAUCAAAUGCGCAUUACACCUCAUUAGCUACAUUAUACACUCAGUUAAUUUCCCAAUUACCCUCUGACAGUAACAAAGCAGGCUAAGGUCCCAGUUUUUAUUCAUCCUGCCUUUUUAUUCAGUGCUCUCAUUUUUCUCUUUUUCCGUACACGGUACAGACAGUGUUGACUCUGGAAUGCCUCUGAUUGUUUCAUGUCAGUGAGAGUAAUCUAAUAAAGUUAUAACAUGUCUAAAAGUAAGAGACCUGCCAUGUUAUCAAAUAUAUUAAACCACAGUGAGGAGUGUGAUAACUGUAAUAUAAAUAAAAAAUCAUGAAUAAUAUUUAAAUAGAAUUAACUGACACAAUUAAUUUCAACUAAAUAAUUGUCAAUCUAUUUGUCAACUUAUUCCAUAUAAAUAUUGUUUAUGAUUUUUUAGUCACUGUAGCUGGUAUAUAUCAUUUUCAUACUGCUAUGGGUUUUUUUUUCCCUUUGGUUUUGGUGAAGGCUCUGAAAUGGUUUUUUUAGGGUGUUUUUCUCUCUCACUUUGGUUUUUAUUUAUUGCAUAUUUUGUUGGGUUAAUGCCACAUUACUUUAUCGUGGCCUUAAUAUGGAAGGGAACUCUAGUUUUGAUUGUAAUAUUCAGCCCCGGCUUACUUGCAUACUAUCAGAACUUCAGUGUAUGAUUAAUAUCCUGAGGUUUUCGGUACCAGUUAGUGACCAUAGCAUGCAAGGUCAUCAACCAACAUCAAGGCCAACAUUUUUGGUUAGUCACCUGGUAAUGUGUAUUAGAACAUAUCUCAUGGGAAAGGGGUUGCCAAUAAAAUAGUAUACUAAAUUACUAUGAAUAGGGAAUGUAUGGGUGUUAGCUUGCCAAACAUAUUUUCCUUCAAAUUAGCAUACAGUGGACCUAAAACUUCUGUUUUAUAGCAAUUCAGUGGGGCUUAGUAUGACUGCAUUUUAGCAUUCUAUACAAUGUCAUGAUAACCCAGCAAAAUUCAGUCCAUGUUCAACUAUUACUAAAAUGUUCACAUGAUUGAGGUCUUGUCUUUAACUAUUUCUGCUUUUAUGAAACCUCUGAUCUGUUAUGUUAAAUGUACCCCCUACACCCAGUAGAACUGCUGUAAAGUGCUGAUCUACAUACAUAUCCCAUAAAGUAGUUCUGGGAACAAUGGGAAGACUAGCAUCUGCUAAAAGAUAUCAUCUACUUUCCAACCUGGUCAGAGCUUAUUUCAAAAAGCUGCAGAACGAGGGGCUUUGAUAAAACCACAUGAACUGACGUAUCAUUUGUGUUUUUGCAAUAUUGUUUAAUUGUAUUAUCUAAUACAGUAAUUCUCUUUAGGGUCAACUACAACCUGGACUGUCCACUUAAAUGGACACUCUAAUUAGCAAAACAACAUUAACUUAAUUAUGUGAUUUUGAGGAAAGAUCGCUUACAUUUUAAACUUCUCUUUUUGCACAGAGUGUUUUAAGUUAUAAUUUAUUCUGCUCUAUUAAUUUACUGUGGUGUGGCUUGGGCUGCAUACACAAAGGGAUUUAACUCCCAAAUGACUGAGAAUUGAGCUGUAUGACUGCAGAGGCAUGAUCUAUACUCCGGGCACUAUAGUGUGCCUUUAAGCUAAAGUUGUUUUGAUGUUUAAUGUUCCUUUACAUUUCCUACAUUAUAUUUUGCAUUUCUUUACAUUUGCAACAGGGUCUGAUGCCACACUUUGAAAUAUACUGUAUCAUCAAGCUGCCAUAUUACCCUGCAACCCAUCUUGCUGUUUCUAAUAAUAAUCAUUGAAUUCAUCCCUUAGUGUCUCAAGUUAAAGAUAAAAUGGUUUUAUGAUUUAAUUUAAACAUGAUAUCCAAAAUGUUAUGCCUGAAUUUUGCUCAAAAUAAAAUUCAGUAAAUUGUGCUUACAUUGUAUUUUUAAUUGACAGCUGAAGUAUAAACAUAUACUUUUAUUGUUGAUUGACUAGCAUGCCCAAUACAGUCUUGAAACUCUAGAUCAGGGGUAGGCAACCUUUUAGCAGCACUGUGCCGAUAUAGGAUUGUGAUGUCACGUAGCAUGCUGGUCCUAUUUUUUAUUUUUUUAAAUCGAGGGGUGUAUGCUGCCGUAUUCUGCUUGUUAUUUUUACUGUAAUUGCUUUGUAUCGUUGUAUUUGUGCGUAUAUGCAGGGCCGUCUUUAAUAGUGACUGGACCCUGGGCAAAGCAUUUGCUUGGGGCCCCCUGGACCCUGUCCCCCCUCCCCAGGCAUGCAAUCACGUCCUCCACCUCAACGCAGUGGUGGACCUAAAUCAGAGAGGUGCAAGAAUUUUUCGGGGCAUGGGUGAUUAAAAGGUAGAGAUCCCCAUCUGCCGUGCAACUCGAGAAAUGCAUGACAGCUGGGGCUCUACCAUUAACCCAUGUUUGCAGGUCUGUCACUUCCUCCCAGCCUGCUGCUGAAAAGCAAGAGGCCCGCUCGCGCUUUUAAAGCGCCUCAGCGUGAGACCGGGCCCUUGCUGACAGAAGCCCACCGGGUGGUCUUUUGUGCAUGGGUCACCCGGUGGGCCUCCUUAGUGUGUGGAUUAUCGGCCAGAGGGUUAGAAAUAGUUGAGGCCAGCAGGGCUCACGGUGCAGCUGGCCAAUUUGCCCCGCGUUAAAGACGGCCCUGCGUAUAUGAGCUAUUGUAUAUGUUCAUGAGUAGUUUAUGGUAUUGUGUAUGAUACGUAUGAAUGUGGGCUGUGUAUGGGGGCUGCUUGUGGAAUUGUGUGUGUGUGUGUAUGUAGAUGGAUAUGUCACAGUGUGUGUUUGGUAGUGUGUGGGGGCUGUUGCAUGUGGGGUUGUGUGCAUGUAUGUGGAUUGUUAGUGGUGUUUCGUUUGUGCGGAUUGUGUGCAUGUUUGUGUGUGGGCUGUUCAUAUUAUUUGUAUGAGGGGAGGGUUAUUCUGCAUUUCUGUGUAUAUUUAGCAGUGUGGGUGGGUUCCAGUGGGGACCAGGCUGGCCAGGUAUAUGUCAAGGACAGGAGCUGCAACAGCAACUGCGAGCUGCUCUACUACAGUGUGGAUUCCUAUUCACAAGUGCUGGGAGGAAGUGAUCUGAGAUCAGUUCCUCUAUGUGCUGCAAUUCACAAAUUGAGGAUUGUCCUUCACCACCUUUUCGGAUUAGCAGAUAUCUGAAGUUUUACUAGGACUCCUGAUAGGCCAGAGCCUGUUUGGCUCUAGCAGCCUUGAGUGCCGUGCAAAGACACCUCGAGUGCCGUGCAUGGCACUAGUGCCGUAGGUUGCCUACCCCUGCUCUUGAUACUAGCUGAAUUUGUAAUGCAAGCAUGGCAUGUAGUUGCUGAGCAUAUGUCUCACUCCACUGGUGUAGUUAAUUAAUUUGUUGCUUUUGUUUUGUUUUAGUUGAAUUUAACACGCAUUGAACAUUGUGAUUAAUCACUUACAUGCUGCUUCAUGACACUUUUCUUUGAUGUGCGAUUACUGCCCACCCUGCUUCACUAACUCUUCCUUGCUUACCCACCAGGUCGUUGCCAAUGCUGUGGCAGCUCUGUCUGAGAUCAGCGAGUCUCACCCAAACAGUAACCUACUGGACCUAAAUCCCCAGAAUAUUAACAAACUGCUGACUGCUCUCAACGAAUGUACCGAGUGGGGACAGAUAUUCAUCUUGGACUGCCUGUCUAAUUACAAUCCCAAGGAUGAAAGGGAGGCACAGAGGUGAGUGCAUACAUGUGUCAUGUUCCAUAUGCCUGCUGAGCUGAUAAUUGUGCAUUCCCUCCCAAUAACUACCUGUGCCAAGUUUUUUUGUUUUGCAGAACAGUGGAAAACUAGAUUUAUUUUAUAAAGCCCCAUUUAUCUUCUCCUUUGCUACAGUACUGGUUUUCACUCACCACAGAAAUGUUUUUUUAAUUUACGUGAGGUUACAGAGGCAGAUAGAGAAUAUUGUGCCCUCUUACAAUAUAUGCACAUAGAAUGAUAGAAUUCAACUUGUACAAGUUUAUGGAACACUGAGUAUUUCUUUACAUCAUUUUUUCCAAUUUGCAUACUUCUUCCUAGAGAAAUUCCCAAACACUAAUUAAUGAGCAAUUGAAUCUUUGUACAGCAUUUGUGAACGGGUCACUCCUCGGCUGUCCCAUGCCAACUCUGCUGUGGUCCUGUCUGCUGUAAAGGUUUUAAUGAAAUUCCUGGAGCUGCUGCCUAAAGAUUCUGAUUAUUACACCAUGCUGCUAAAGAAACUUGCACCUCCACUUGUCACCCUUCUUUCUGGAGAACCAGAGGUGCAGUACGUAGCUCUGAGGAACAUAAACCUCAUUGUCCAAAAACGGUAAGUUAUUUUGGUACUAGACUUGUGAUGGCAAUCCUUUGGCAUUCUUGCAUGCUGAGUGUUAUGGGGGUGCUCCUGUUUUUAUUAUAGCAAACCUUAUAUUCAUGUCUUACUGCCGCCCUAUCCUAUAAUAUACUUUUUAUGUGGGAGUUUAAAUUUUUAUUUUUUUACUUAAGAGGCCGCAGUGUGUUUUUAUUAUUGUGAACUGUUUAUUAUUCAAUAAUUCAUAGUUGUGUUUUUUUUAGGAGGGGGAGAGGCUUGAUAUUUUUGUUUGUUCCUCAUUUCUGAAUAUUGGUAUUUACUUACACAAUGAUGUGUACCCCAAAUAGUAAUGCACUUAAAGGGACACUCCAGGCACCCAGACCACUUCUGCCCAUUGGAGUGGUCUGGGUGCCAACUCCCACUACCCUUACUCUGCAACUGUAAUUAUUGCAGUUUUCAUAAACUGCAAUAAUUACAUUGCAGGGUUAACUCCUCCUCUAGUGGCUGUCUAGUAGACAGCCACUAGAGGGCACUUCCUGCUUCAUAGCACAGGUUUUCUGUGCUAGAGCAUCGCUGGACGUCCUCACGCUGUGUGAGGACCUCCAGCGUUGCUCAAUUCCCCAUAGGAAAGCAUUGAAAAGCUUUUUCAAUGCUUUCCUAUGGAGAGCUCUAAUGCGAAUGUGCAGCAUUGCCACGCAUGCGCAUUAGGUCUCCUCAGCCGGCGGGCAGGAUCAGUCUCCCCCGCCUGCUGAAGUGAUGAAGGGGAGGGGUGGCGGCGACCCGAAACCACCACCGAGGGACAUCGGCGGGGGUCUUGGGUAAGUCACUGAAGGGGUUUUCACCCCUUCAGCAACCGGGGAUGGGUGGUGGGAGGGAGAAGGGACCUGCAGUGCCAGGAAAACGUAGAGUCCCUUUAAAUUCCAGGCAGGUGAGUGAUAUGGAACAAUGGUGAUGAAAUGUUAAAAGAGCACUUUUUCUUUAAAAAUAUGUUCCUCAAGGAUGCAUGAGAAUGGAACGUGCUUAAUACUGGCAGGAAAUUAACCAAUGUUUGGGGUUUUGUUUUUUGUGAAAGCUUGUUUUGGUUAGGGAAGUAGGAAUCAUGAGGAGGUUUGAAGUCUGUCUGUUAGACAGAUGUUUGUAGCAUAUAAAUAUAGACAGUUGAAAGUUGUUUGUAGAUGAUGUUCAGUUUCACAGUACUAGUAGGCAAUUGCUUAGGACCAUUUGCCUGCCUACUUUGUGUGCAAGACACAAAUAUUAAGCCACAUACCAGAUUAAGAGGGUUGUUGUCAUUAGCUUGGCUAAUAUAGCUUGGUUGCUUCAUCUAAGUGCUGCUUCUAAGUGUGUGGUUGGAGAUGUUCUGGAUUUAAACUGAAGGUAAUCUGAGGUAUUCAGGAGGACUAAAAAUGUAAGAUUUGUUUGAUUUAAAUUAUUCACCUCAUUGAAAUGGCAGACUUACUUCAGUGUAAUAGUUGUUAUGCAUUUGUUUCACGUUCCACUUUUUGGAGAUUUGGAUGUUGUCUAAUCUGCAGACAGUUCUCUAUAUUGCGGCAGGAGAUUGUAUUUUUGAAAUCUAAAAUUUGUAAAUUAUCUGGUAAACAAACUCAGGCUGGAACUGCUGCAAAGCCACUGCCGCAGAGACGUCCUAGGAAUGGCAGAUGGAUUACUGUAGGAUCUGGUAGACUAAGAGUUGUGGAUAAAAGGCAUAUUGCACAGUCUGUUGCUCUACAUAAGGCUCAGGUACUGAGGAUAGUGGUGUUAUGGAGACAGGCACUGAGGGUAGUGGUGUUGUGGAGACAGGCUUGGAGACUGUGGUGAGGCCGAAUAGAAAGCAGUUGUUGUUGGGGAUUCCAUCAUAAGAGGUGUCGAGAUGAACAAUGGUGGUCUUGUGAGCUUUCUUCCCGGAGCUACUGCUCACAGAGACAGGAGAUGUAUUUGUAAUAUUGUUAAGCGAGCAAAGCAGGAAUGGGAAUUGGAUGUACUUGUCCAUCUAGGGACAAAUGACUUGGCUUGCAAUGAGGUUUCAGAGGUUAAGGAAGUUUUUAUUGUUUUUGCCAAUGAAAUACGGCAGGUUGCUUCCACACUGUCAUUCUCUGAAGUUCUGCCUGUGCAUAACACUCAGAGCAACAGGCGGAUGCGUAUUAGGAACUUUAACUUGUGGCUUGGUGAACGGUGUCGGAAGCAAGGAUUUGGCUUUAUUUCUCAUGGUAGCUCUGUUUGGAAUGGAAAUAAAAUGUACAAAAAAGAUGGUUUGCAUCUUUUUUAAAAGGGAACAAAUGUUCUCAGUGAGCAGUUUAGAGGUUUUGCUAGGAUGUAUUUAAACUAGGAGGGGGGGGCAAAAGGGUGAUAAAACACGAAUCCAAUUGCCCCCCAAAACAAGGACAAGAGUCAUGUCUUGUGGCAAUAAUGGCAACUGAUAAUGUAGAUUUAGUCGCUAGAUUUAGUGUUAGCAAAUGGAGAUUUGGUAUCACAUAUUACUGUAGGUGAAAGUUUAGGAUCCAGUGAUCAUCAGUCAGUGUGGUUUAAUAUAAGAACAGUGACUAAGUCACACCACACAAAAGCAAAAGUUUUAGACUUUAAAAAAACAGACUUUUCUAAAAUUAGAAUAUGUGUAAAUGAGUCAUUAUCAAAUUGGAGCAUUUUAAAUGGAGUCCAAGAGAAAUGGAAUUAUUUAAAAGUUGCACUGCUGAAGGCAACAGAAAAUUGCAUUAGGCUUGUCAGUGAAACCAAAAAAAUCAAGAAACCACUAUGGUACUCCGCAGAUGUGGCCAAAAUAGUAAAAAACAAAAAGUUAGCAUUUAGUAAUUAUAAAAAAACUCAGAGUGAUGAAGACAGAAUGCUCUAUAACAGGGCUCGACAAAUCCCAGACGCCAGGUCGCGACGGUGACUAUAAAUUUCGCCCUGGCGUCUGGGAUGUGCCAGCUCUUUAAUUAGUGUGGCAGUGCCCGUCACAGGUAAUAUUGCAGGCAGCCGCCCUCAGGAGCAUUGUGGACAGCGCGUGAGGGAGCAGUACUCUGUAGCUCCUCUCUGCUCCCUCGCGCUGUGUAAUGGAGCCGGAAGAUGAUGUCAUUCCGGCCCCGGCAUCAUUACACUGCGCGAGGGAGCAGAGAGGAGCUACAAGCAGAGUACUGCUCCCUUGCACACAGGAUGAGCGCAGCCCCACCGGAGCCCAGGAAAGACCCACUCAGCUCUCCCAAAGGUAGGGAGGCUGAGUGGGUUUCAAUUCAAACAAAAGUGUGUGUGUGUAUGUGUGUAUGAGCCUGUCAGUGUGUGUGUGUGUGUGUGUAUAUGAGCCUGUCAGUGUGUGUGUGUGUAUGAGCCUGUCAGUGUGUGUGUGUGUGUGUGUAUGAGCCUGUCAGUGUGUGUGUGUGUGUGUGUGUGUGUGUGUGUAUGAGCCUGUCAGUGUGUGUGUGUAUGAGCCUGUCAGUGUGUGUGUAUGAGCCUGUCAGUGUGUGUGUAUGAGCCUGUCAGUGUGUGUGUGUAUGAGCCUGUCAGUGUGUGUGUAUGAGCCUGUCAGUGUGUGUGUGUGAGCCUGUCAGUGUCUAUAUGUAUGUGUGUGCAAGCUUCUCAGAAUGUGUGUGUGUGUGUGUGUGUGUAAGUCUGUCAAGAGUUUGUGCGUGCAAGCUUGUUGUCAGCGUGAGUGUGUAUGUGAGCCUGUCAGUGUGUGUGCACAUUUAGGUACCUGCCCCCUCCGAAAGUGUUUACUCACUUUUUCCCCCUUUUUUCACGCCGUGCCAGUUUCCCCAUGAUCUUUAUGAUCUCAGCUAAGCCAAUGCUUUCGUGCAUGCGCAGCAAAUGUACCAAUCCGCAUCUCCUCAUAGGAGAGCUUGGAGAUACCGAACCUGGGUGCAGCAUAUGGUGCAGCAGUGACCCAGGACUCUCUAGUGACUGUCUGAGUGACUGUCACUAUAGGUGUUGCUAAGCAGCAAUGUAAAUUCUGCCUUUUCACAGAAAAGGUAGUGUUUACACUAAAACGCUUGCAGGGACAGGCUAUAGACAUCAGAACAACUACAUCAAGCUGUAGUGGUUCUGGUGACUAUAGUGUCCCUUUAAGAAUUGCAUUUUCUCGUUGAAAAUGACUGGCUCCUACCUUGUUUAGCUGGCUCCUAGAUUCCAUACAAAUUUGUCAAGUCCUACUCUAUAAGGUUAGGCAGAAAGAGGCUAAGUAAGUUAUAAGAGCUUCCAAAUCACACACAGAAGAGAAAAUAGCACAGUCAGUAAAAAAAGGGGACAAAACAUUUUUUAGAUACAUAAAUGAGAAAAGGAAAGUAAAACAAGGAUUAGUUAGUUUAAAAACAAAAGAAGGAAGGUAUGUAGAAGAGGAUAAAGGUCUAGCUGACUGCCUCAAUUAAUAUUUUUGUUCAGUAUUUACAGAUGAAAAUGAAGGAAAGGGACCUCCGUUAGGAAAAAGGACAAAUGAGCCAUUUAUUACAUGUGAGUUUACAGAGGAAGAGGUUUUAUUUCAACUGUCAAAAGUAAAGACAAAUAAGUCAAUGGGACCGGAUGGAAUACACCCAAAGUUUUUAAAAGAGCUUAGUGGUGUACUAGCAAAACCAUUAACAGAUUUAUUUAACCAAUCAUUGUUAAAGGGAUACUAUAGUCACCUGUACAACUUUAGCUUAAUGAAGCAGUUUUGGUGUAUAGAACAUGCCCCUGCAGCCUCACUGCUCAAUCCUCUGCCAUUUAGGAGUUAAAUCCCUUUGUUUAUGAACCCUAGUCACACCUCCCUGCAUGUGACUUGCACAGCCUUCCAUAAACACUUCAUGUAAAGAGAGCCCUAUUUAGGCUUUCUUUAUUGCAAGUUCUGUUUAAUUAAGAUUUUCUUAUCCCCUGCUAUGUUAAUAGCUUGCUAGACCCUGCAAGAGCCUCCUGUAUGUGAUUAAAGUUCAAUUUAGAGAUUGAGAUACAAUUAUUUAAGGUAAAUUACAUCUGUUUGAAAGUGAAACCAGUUUUUUUUUUUUUAAUGCAGGCUCUGUCAAUCAUAGCCAGGGGAGGUGUGGCUAGGGCUGCAUAAACAGAAACGAAGUGAUUUAACUCCUAAAUAACAGUGAAUUGAGAAGUGAAAUUGCAGGGGAAUGAUCUAUACACUAAAACUGCUUUUUUUAGCUAAAGUAAUUUAGGUGACUAUAGUGUUCCUUUAACAGGAGUAGCCCCAGAAGAUUGGAACUUAGUGAAUGUUGUGUCCAUUCACAAGAAAGGUAGUAGGGAGGAGUCGGCCAACUAUAGGCCAGUAAGCCUUACUUCAGUAGUGGGGAAAGUAAUGGAAACCAUGUUAAAGGAUAGGAUUGAACAUCUAAAAACACAUGGAUUUCAAGAUCAGCGACAACAUGGGUUUACUUCAGGGAGAUCAUGCCAAACUAAUCUUAUUGAUUUUUUUGAUUGGGUAACUAAAAUAAUAGAUCAGGGUGGUGCAGUAGACAUUGCUUACCUAGAUUUCAGUAAGGCUUCUGACACUGUUGCACAUAGAAGGCUUAUCAAUAAACUGCAAUCUUUAAGUUUGGAUUUCAAUAUGGUUGAAUAGGUAAGGCAGUGGCUGAGUGACAGGCAACAGAGGGUUGUAGUCAGUGGAGUAUAUUCAAAGCUUGGGCUUGUCACCAGUGGGGUACCUCAGGGAUCUGUACUUGGACCCAUUCUCUUUAAUAUUUUUAUUAGUGAUAUUGCAGAAGGACUUGAUGGUAAGGUAUGUCUUUUUGCUGAUGAUACUAAGAUAUGUAACAGGGUUGAUGUUCCAGGAGGGAUAAGGCAAAUGAUUUAGGUAAACUAGAAAAAUGGUCAGAGUUGUGGCAACUGACAUUUAAUGUGGAUAAGUGCAAGAUAAUGCAUCUUGGAUGUAAUAACCCAAGGGCAGAGUACAGAAUAUUUGAUAGAGUCCUAACCUCAACCUUUUUGAGGAAAGGGAUUUAGAGGUGAUUAUUUCUGAUGACCUAAAGGUAGGCAGACAAUGUAAUAGAGCAGCAGGAAAUGCUAGCAGAAUGCUUGGUUGUAUAGGGAGAGGUAUUAGCAGUAGAAAGAGGGAAGUGCUGAUGCCAUUGUACAGAACACUGGUGAGACCUCACUUGGAGUAUUGUACACAGUACUGGAGACCGUAUCUUCAGAAGGCUAUUGAUACUUUAGAGAGAGUUCAGAGAAGGGCUACUAAACUGGUUCAUGGAUUGCAGGAUAAAACUUACCAGGAAAGGUUAAAUGAUCUUAACAUGUAUAGCUUGGAGGAAAGACGAGACAGGGGGGAUGUGAUAGAAACAUUUAAAUGCAUAAAGGGAACCAACACAGUAAAGGAUGAGACUAUAUUUAAAAGAAUAGAAACUACCACAACAAGAGGACAUAGUCUUAAAUUAGAGGGGCAAAGGUUUAAAAAUAAUAUCAGGAAGUAUUACUUUACUGUGAGGGUAGUGGAUGCAUGUAAUAGCCUUCCAGCUGAAGUGGUAGAGGUUAACACAGUAUAGGAGUUUAAGCAUGUGUGGGAUAGGCAUACGGCUAUCCUAACUCUAAGAUAAGGCCAGGGACUAAUAAAAGUAUUUAGAAAAUUAGGCAGACUAGAUGGGCCGAACGGUUCUUAUCUGCCGUCACAUUCUAUGUUUACUUUGCAUAAUUCGAUCACAAUCUUGAACCCCCUUGUCUUGGCUGUCAUAGGGAAGAUUUUAAGUCUUUUAUAUACUCAACAACCACCAAGACCACUUCACCCUUUGAGAACACACCAAGGCAGUACCACCUCUUCCUACUACACACUUGACAGGAACAGAGAGACUCUCGUUUAAGCUGCCAUCAACUGUACACACUAGAAACCUAUAUUGUCUAUAUUUUUAAAAGCUUUUUGACAUACCCGGCAUACUUCUCUGUGCACGAGAAAUUUUUCAAGCAGAGAAAAUAAUGUAGCACGGACAGCUGUCAGCCUACAGAGAAAUCCACGUAGAUUGCUUUCGAUGAUCCAUUAACAUCCCUUUUUAUCAUCCAUUAUGCCUCCUUCUGGCUGCUAUGGCUAGCCUGAGGUACUUGGGAAUCUUAUGUUUGCUUUUUCAGUGACUUCCUGGUAAAUGGUUCUUAGAUUUGAUUGCUUUGUUUUUCACUACACCGAUAAGAGUAUACAAAUUAGAUGCUAAAGAUUUCCUUCGCUGGCUCUUGCUUGAUUUGCACUUCUUUAAAUUGUCUGUGGCACAUCUAUUUCCUCCUGUCCACUUGUUGUACAGACCUUCCCUUCUGCAGCAAGUCUGCAGUAUUCCUUGGAUAAAUUGAAUAGAAGUUAUUCAUUUAAAAAUUAUGCAACUGUGAUUCUGCUUUCCCUCAAACUUGACCAGCUCUUUGUCCAAUUUAUGCCAUUUUGCAUUUGUAUGUAAGGUAGUUAGAAGCCGUCAAGAGAAUUUUUAUAUUUCUUUAAAGUGGAUCUGUUACCAUCUAGGGUCAUUGCAUAAUUUGCGGACGGUGACUGCUUGACUGGUAGUCUGGUGGUCCCCAUGUCAUUGUAGUGGUUAUCUAUUAGAAGGAUCUUGCAUGUCAUCUUCAUAAGGUAGGUCGCAGUAUUGCUUUUCCCAGUGCAGUGGAAAAUCUUUUGUGCAUGGGAAUAGUUUACUUAAAGGACCACUAUAGUGCCAGGAAAACAUACUUGUUUUCCUUUUCCCAGUGCAGUGGAAAAUCUUUUGUGCAUGGGAAUAGUUUACUUAAAGGACCACUAUAGUGCCAGGAAAACAUACUCGUGCCCCCUCCCGCCCGGCUCUGAGGAGAGAAAAGGGGUAAAACUUACCUCUUUUCCAGCGCUGGGCGGGGAGCUCUCCGCCUCCGAUCCUCCUCCUCUCCUCCCAUGCGGCUGAAUGCACACGCACGGCAAGAGCUGCGCGCGCAUUCAGCCGGUCUCAUAGGAAAGCAUUCAUAAUGCUUUCCUAUGGACGCUGGCGUCUUCUCACUGUGAUUUUCACAGUGAGAAUCACGCAAGCGCCUCUAGCGGCUGUCAAUGAGACAGCCACUAAAGGAUUUGGAGGAUGGAUUAACCCAUUUAUAAACAUAGCAGUUUCUCUGAAACUGCUAUGUUUAUAAAAAAAAUAGGUUAAUCCUAGAGGGACCUGGCACCCAGACCACUUCAUUAAGCUGGAGUGGUCUGGGUGCCUAGAGUGGUCCUUUAAGGCAGCUCUGGGACAUUCAGGAGAUUUUGCAAAGAACCCCAUAGGUGACAUUCCCACUUUGGGUGUUGUGGCCCAGCGGUGCAAUGGAAAGCAGAUAUACUAAGCUGAAGUUGUACCCCGGAGGCGCCCCAUCUUUCUUCAGCUCUUGGAGAUUCAUCCACCAGGAGCCAGUGUACAACACUCUGUGGAAGUUUCCGCAACACUGCAGGAUAUUCCAUAGGCUAAGCCUCGCAAUCUGCAAUAAAAUGCCUCAAUCCGAAAGCUAUUGCUAGCAAUGUUUGUGGCUAUAGCCAAAAACAUCACUGUGGAAGCUCUGCCAUUUGUCAUGUUUUGUCACCUUCGAGAUAUACCAUAAGACUAAAUAGUCCAUACUUGGUUUUACAUUUUUUUAGCUAUGCGAAAAGUUAAAUGAAAUUUGUGAUCUACUCAAACAGGGUUAUUCACAAAAUGUAUAAUUGUUGGGAAUUCAAUCCAGUGCCAGGCUCCCUCUCCUCCCACGCCGACGUCAGCUCCUGAGUGGAGCCGAAUGCACAUGUGCGGCCAGAGGCACGCGCGUGCAUUCAAACAAGCCCAUAGGAAAGCAUUACUCAGUGCUUUCCUAUGGGGAUUUUAUUUGAUGCUGGUCUCCAUGAGGACAUCCAGCAUCAAAUAAGUGAGAUUUACUCAGUGUAAAUCGCGGAUGCGGCCUCCCUGACAGCCACUAGAGGCUGGAUUAACCCUGCAGUGUAAACAUAGCAGUUUCUCUGAAACUGCUAGGUUUUCAACUGCAGGGUUAAAACUAGGGGGACCUGGCACUCAGACCACUUUAUUGAGCUGAAGUGGUCUGGGUGCCUAUAGUGGUCCUUUCAUUUUUUUUGAAUUUUUUUUUUUUCCCUUUCCCAAAUCGUUGCAGUUAUAAGCCACUCUGUGCACGACAGACCUUGCAAUUCUGAGAGUUAUGUGCUAAUAGGGAUAAGCAAGAAGCAAUAAGGAAUAGUUGUCACUUUAUUAUUUGUAUUCUCUUGAGCCUUACCCCGCUUCUUUAUUUACAUUUCUGUGAUGUCUGAUCUCCCUUUUUGUCAACCUGUAUGGUUGUCAUUGAAGCAAACCCAGUUCUAUAUCUCCCUUGACAACUCACAUUUCACCUAGUUUCUGCAGCAUUACAUCUAUUAAAAUGAUGUUGUGUUGGCAAAAUAAAGUUGAGACAAUAGGGUCAGUAGGUUAGGAUUUGAGGACUUGGCAGUGGUAUCUACACACAGUUUGUCUGCCAAAGAUUUAUUACUGUUUACAGCUUGCAUCACUCUAUACUGGACAUGCAGUCAUUGUUCCUUUAUUGGGGUACAUUUUGCCAUUUCACCUUUUGUUUUUUGUUGGUUUGUAACCACAGGCUACAGUCCAACUCUCAAUAGAAUAUAAAUGGCUAUGUUUUUAUCUUCCUCUGUUAUUAACUGUACUUUAAUUUUAUUGUGGAUAUUAUAAAUAGAGCUGCAAGUUUUGAUUUAUAUGAAAAUCACAUAUUCUAUAGGUCAACGAUAGCCGUUAAUACAGUUGUGGAGCUGCAAUAGCCAGUCAUAGAAGCGUUCCAUUUGUUUUAGGUGACAUGCAAAGCAUAAUGCUCUUGUAUCUGUACUCAGCUGCACUCACGGUCUUUCUGAAUAAUAUAAAAAAAAAAAUUAUUUUCAUUAUUCUAGUAGAAUCCGAUUGGAAACUAAUGUCUUCAUCUUCUGAAACGUUUCAUAUUUCCUCACCUCAGGCCUGAAAUUUUGAAACAAGAAAUCAAAGUAUUCUUUGUCAAAUACAAUGAUCCCAUUUAUGUAAAGUUGGAGAAAUUGGAUAUUAUGAUACGCUUAGCAUCUCAAGCAAAUAUUGCUCAGGUCAGUACCCCUUUGUGUCUGAUGCAGAAAUCUGUAUUGCACUAAAUUUAACAAGUUUCUGGACUUUACUGGCACAUUACUUAUGAAGUGAUCGUAAUAAUUGCGCACAGGGGGGAAACUAUGGGGAAAGAACAUUUUGUAACCUUCAAAAAUAUACUUAAAAUGUAAUUCUGUUGAAAAAAAAAUAAAAAAUUUUAAGAUGGCUUUGAGGGGGAACAUAUUUUCUGCACCUUAUAGCAUGCCUCUGUUCAGAGUUUUCUAAAAGCCAUUAAAUGCAUAUCCCUCUGUGCAAUGAAAUUUCUUAGCAAGUUAGAAAAUGUGAAUGAACCGCAGAUAAUUCUGUGUCACACUUAUUGACAGUUCCAGUCAGUUUUGUAAAUGGAGUCAAAGCUGUAAUCCAAUAUUGCGUGUUUCUCUCUCCUAUAAACCUGCAUGAACAUGUUUGAAUUUGUAUAGUGUACCAGAUUGGUAUUUCAGCUAGUAUUCCAUAGAUGUACAUAAGCUUCCUCUUCGUAGAAAAGGGUAGACGUACAACUUCAGUGGUUCAGCAAAUCAGUGCAGAAACUAGGUAUGCAGGCAUACAGGAACACCAUGCAAAAUAUGCAGGGUGCAGAGGUAGUUAUAGUACUUGGAGUGGGAGGGUUUUUUAGGUACCCUCUAAGUCAGUUUUUCCCAAACCACCCCUUAAGACUUACCUACAAUACAGGUUUUGUUAGUAUCUCCAUUGGAAUAAUAAAAAAUAAAAAAUGGAAGGAAAUACAUAACUCCUGGACUGUUGGUGGGCUGUGAGAACCGGUUUGGUGACCACUAGUCUAAGCAAAAUCUUUGUGUAGUCUAUAAAUAGAUGAGAAAGGUGUGUAACUCCAAGCAGUGCAGUCUAUAAUGAUUUUAACUUGACAUUUAAUGCUUGGAUUUAUGAGUAAAUCUCAAGGCUAAUAGUUAUCCUAAUUUUUUUAGGAUUAUUUGUUUGUAAAUAUAAUGUAUAUAUUGUUGUUUCUGGCAGGUGUUGGCAGAGCUGAAGGAAUACGCCACCGAGGUGGAUGUGGAUUUUGUCCGGAAGGCUGUCCGAGCCAUAGGCCGCUGCGCCAUCAAAGUUGAAGUAAUGUUUGAUAUAUAGUGUUCUUGUGAAUAUUAACACAUGUUGUUAAACUAUUGAGACAUAGUGAACACUUUCUUUUUGAGAAUUAAGGUUUUGUUUUAAUAAAAAAAAAAAAAAUUCUAUUAGAUUAGAUUAAAUUUACUCUCUUUACUGAUGCUCAUAUGUUCCCCUUCUCUUCCUUUUCCCACCUCAAAGACCUUGGUUGUCCUCCAAAAUUGUCCUUAUUUUCACUUUCCUUUCCCCUCUCACUUUGUCCUUUCAUCUGAUCAUUUCAUUAGAUUUUACUUUUAUAUUUAUUAAUUAUUUGAAUACUUUCUGUCCUAUCAAUGCUUAACAUGUCAGUAUAAUUUUAUAUCGUUGUUACGAAUGUUCUGCCUCUCAUGCCUCUAUCCUUUCUCCAUCUCUGGCUGCAUCACGCCCUCUACUGCUGAUUACCAGACACACUUUAGAAAUAUGCAUUAAUGCUAGCAUGCAGAGCAGUCUAAUUUAAUGAGUUGGUAAUUAAAUAAUGCACAAAUAGGGUAAAUUAUUUAAAACUGUACAGUUAUCACCAUUCUAGAGAUUCUCUACAUUCUUUUUUUGAUAUACUUUUGUCACUAGCAUUUUGCAUAACGUGUGCUUUCUCUACUGGUAUGUCAGCUGUGGAUCACGUAGCCUUGAUUCUGUUAUACAUGUACAUUUCACAGGAUCUAUUAAAUACUUACUUUUAAUUGGUUAUUGGAACGAUUAAAGAGCAAAAUCAUUUGGUAACCAUGGAGACUUAAAUAACAUGCUUUUGUAUAACAUGCACCUUUUCCCAUAGCAAUCUGCAGAGCGUUGUGUGAGCACCCUGCUUGAUCUCAUACAGACUAAAGUCAACUAUGUUGUGCAGGAAGCCAUUGUCGUCAUCAGAGACAUCUUCCGAAAAUACCCUAACAAGUAAGUGUUUCUGGGAAUUACCGAUUUUCUCAUAUAUGUGUAUGCGUAUUCGUGUGUGUGUGUGUAUAUAGACAGACAGAUAAUAAAAUAUUGUGUGUGUAAAUGCAAUUAUCCUAACGCUGAAGUUGGCAUGUUCCAAUGUUUUUUUUUUUUUCAGGUAUGAGAGCAUCAUAGCCACACUGUGUGAGAAUCUGGACUCCUUAGAUGAGCCAGAUGCUCGCGCCGCCAUGAUCUGGAUUGUUGGAGAAUACGCAGAACGCAUUGACAAUGCAGAUGAACUGUUAGAGAGUUUCUUGGAGGGAUUCCAUGAUGAGAGCACACAGGUAACCACAGCAACAGUGACCAUAACAUUGCCAGAGUUAACGUUCUUGGUAUGUAAGACAUAAAUCCACAAGGUUUUUUUUUUUGUCAUCCAUAAAAUAGCUGCAGUAAAAAGGGUAAAGUAAGUCCUUACUAAUUGAAUGAGUCUGUUUUUGGAUUGCCAAAUCUAUUGUCAUCAGGGAAUCAUGACUUGUAUUUUGGGAUUGGACUGCGAAUAACUCAGCUGCAAUUUCUAUCCGAGUUUAACUUGUUUUUAAAGAGACACACAAAUGAACUGUAUUGUCUUAACAUUUAGUUGUUCUUUCCCCUAAAUUCUUUAAACACUCUGGUAGAUGUAGAGGUAUUAUUUACCAUUUAAUGCACAAUACUGUUCUCGUUGGUGUUUUUUGUGUUGUGUUUUUUUUUUUUUUUAUCUUUUCUUUUCUUCAAAUGAUCCUUGUACUUUCAGUGCUUGCCAAUAAUGCUGUUGCCGGUUAUUAAGGUUUACAGAAGGCAUUGGUUACAGCAUCUAGUUGGUAGUAAUUGAAACACAAGUUACUGGAGCAGAUCGAAAUAGAGGUUCAUUAGUCCAACACUCACUGCUUCAUCACUGGAUCACCAAUGACAUGAUUGCUACUGCAGUCAUGGAUGUUAAAUGAAGAUGAUAUUAAGUAGAAACAGUGUGAAAAGCAUGGGAGGGGGCAGCUACAACUAUUUUUUUCUGCAGGUCCUGGAGUAAUCUGCACUUGUGUUUAUAUAUAAUGUGAUAUAAACACAUAUGCAGAUUAUAUAUAGCUAUUUGUGUGUGUUUAUGUAGGUAGUUCAAUAUAAUAUGAUAUAAUUUAGAAUACCAGCAAAUUCUAAAUCUACUCUGUAUAAAAUUAUAGUAAAUUGCAAAAUGUAGGCAAAAAUAUCCAUACAUAUCCAUACAAUACAUAUCCCCCCGCCCCAUUUUAUGAAUUCACUACAAUUCACACCAAUUCCUCAUUGUAUGAAUUAGCAUAUAUCUACACAUUGAUGCAGAAUGGGUUGAGGUGUCUCAUCUUGUGAGCUUGCAAUCUAAUACACUAUAAAUGUAGUACCACAGUACAAAUGUCCAUAUAAUGUUUUAUAUAAUCUAGUUUUGGCUAACGUUAACACCUCUGAUGUUUGUAAACUAAAUUUCUCAUGAUGUUUUGACAAACAUGAUCUAUUGUUAAUAUGAAUCUUGGUUAGCAAUGCCAUCCAUCAAGUUUUCAUAAUAUCCUUGUACGUAAACAUUUUUAGUGUGAACAUAUAAACCUGUGAACUUUUCACCAUAUUGAUCAAACCAUACUCAAAAUCAUAACAGAGCAAUUUUACUAUUUGUAUUAAAUUGAUAUUGAAAGCAAAUCCCUUCUCAUUCCAAAACCUGGGCAUCACUGAAAUCCUCCCCAUAAAUCUGCUUUUCAUUUUCCUUUUUAAAUUCUACAUAAUCCUGUGUGCACUCAUGUCAUAGAAAAUCUAAUCUUUAGCCGUUUAACGUUUUAGUGCACAUUGUUUUGCUGAAAACCAUUUAACGUGUCACAGUUUCAUGAGUCUGAGAGUGCUUGGGAACCAAAAGGUAACUCUCUGCACCUCUGGCUGUGAGGAGCCGUUUGCAGGAUCCUAUGAGGCAUACUGCACGCAAUGUUCGUAACCAACACGGGCAGGAAACAGGAGACACAACUCACGAGAAGUCUUAGCAAAACAAGUUCUUUAUUUGGAUCACAAUAAAAGAAGCUUUGGUCAGAGACAAACAAAUGGUACUAAAUCUAUAGCAAGCAAGUUCUAUAGCUGGAUAGAAGGCAGGAUACACAGAACCCAUGUUCUAACAUUAACUUCUGUAGGGAAAUGGAAUGAAUUAAAAUUCAGCAUUCACUUACCAAGGAUAAGUGUAGGUUUGCUGUCGAAAUCCAAUACAGGAUGUGUAUGCUACCCAAGGGUUGACUUGUAUCUCUCUGACCACUUUACAGUGGCCCUCAAACACUGGUGUUGAAGCUCUGCUUCCAUGGGCUUUGUUGAUAGAAUAUUAUAGAUAUUUUUGUAAAUACGGAUAUGCUUUUACCAAUACAAUUAUCUACCCAUUGUCCCCUUUUUAUAUGCUGAAAUAUUUAAUUUCAAAACUAGCCUUCACUAUUUGCUAAUGCAGAUCUUCAAAUGUCUUACUCUCCCCAGGUGCAGCUUACUCUUCUUACUGCUAUUGUUAAACUGUUCCUGAAGAAGCCCUCUGAGACCCAAGAGCUGGUGCAACAGGUUCUGAGCUUGGCCACACAGGUAUAAAGGGUAUAGAUAUCGAGAAAACCAGAAACAUUUAACUUUUCAUGUUGCAUCUAAAAUCUGUUGGAGUUAUUCACAGCUGGGAAUUAGGGAGACGAUUAAAACAAUUGCAGAUUUUAAAAAAUAGAUAUAUAUAUAUUUUUUAUUUUAUUUUUUACAAGUGUUUUGUUCUAACAAUAUGUUUGUCCAUUCUCCAUAUACAGUGAGUAACCCUGUGCAUUAUACAGUAGUUAAUACAAUGCAUUCCCUAAGCUUGAAAAUAUUUCAAUGAGGAAUAUAAUCAUGUUUCACAUGUCUUCAUCAGAUCUUUUAAUGAUCUGAUAAAAAAUAGUGUCAUGUAUUUGUGCAAAAGAAACAAUAGUGCCAUCAGAUGUGUUGCUAGAUUGGGUAGAGUAAUCUUGUCAUAUUCUCUGUUCUGCUGGCCUCAGUCACUCUAAGGGAUAUGCAUCUGAGACAAUCAGGCUCCCAAUCUGAAACAAUUGAAUAAUUAUUGCCAGACAGAUCUAAAGAGUGUUACACUUGUGAGGAAAAUGUGCCUGUACCACUUGCUUAAACUGUCCUCACACAGUUUCCUGUUUCUUGUGUAAUACGUGUUGUUCUGUUGGAAGCAUUGCCACUUUUCAGAACACAUUUUUCCCAACUGUGUUGUGCUUGUACCCCCUGCCGUAAAUAAGUGGUUAUGGUUAUUUGGCUGUAAAACUGCUCUUGGCCUUCAUUCAGCCCUGUGAAGGACAUCAUUUGCCGUGUUAAGUGCUUCUAAGGCAGAAUAGCAAGGCAUGAUGCAGGAUGGAAAGGUUCUACUCAAAUAAUAUUUCUGCAUUAGCAAAACCUGCUUCUUGUUAGCUUUCGUUUCACUAGCAAAACUGCAUAAUUUAGCUACCCUGAAUUAGUCAUAAAAUGUGUAUAUAUAUUUAUUUUUUCACAUUUUCCAAACGAGCAUUGAACAAUAUUUAUGUAAAAGAAGAGAAAAGGGAUAUCUUGCAUCUUUAACCUGGAAGUAUAGUUGCAAAGUAUAAAUCCUGGUAUCCUGACCUUAUAAAGCCCUUCCUAAUUCCCACAUGUAUUAUUCUAGUAGCCUGAGAACUGCUUAAUUUCUGAGGAGGCUUAGACACUGAAGCCCUGGUUCAAGUACUUUUGCAGUAUUUCCUGAAAUCUAUUUUACUGUAAUACACGUUCCAUGUUUUGCUCUCAAGCAACUUCUUAGUCAAUUUAGUAGCCACAGGUUUUAUCUGGUGUUUGCCAGCAUGCUUUGCAAUAGAUCCACUUCAACAAUAUACUGACCUCUCUGGUAAGAAGUCCACCUCUGCUUUAUUCUUCAUACAGCUUUUCACAUAUAUUGCAGCUAACUGCAAGCGAUAAAAUAUUAUGUUUGGAUUCCAGCAAUUGUAUUCCUUUACAUCACUGCUAAUGUAGAUAUUUAUUUCUGUGGUUUGUUAAAUAUAUUUAUUGCCCUUUUUAUGCUUGUGUAUAAAAUGAAAUAAACAGUUCAUUGACAAAAUGUUUUGCUGUACAGCAACUCCGAUGUACAGUUUUGAGUUAUUACCUGGAGGAGCUUGUAAAAAGCUGACUUUACAGCUGCCUUGUUUUUCAAAGAUGCAUUAAGUGCUAUAUUUAUACAUCCUUUCAAUCCGUAAAGAUAUUUAUUCCAAUUUUUCUUUCUUUCAUUAUCCCUGAUGCCGUUCUGUUCUAUUCUAAAAAUAAAGGGAAUGAAAAGAUCAAAUAUUUGACACAAAGAACUACCUGUUUUUGGGAUUGUGUUUUUGGUUGGUUUUUUGUUUUUGUUUUUGAGGUGGGGGUGGAGGCUAGAAUAAGAUACUGCUUGAAUCUAAAAUGAAAUGGCAUUUCUCUCCGUUUUUAAGCUCCUGGAAGAACACUUUCCAAAACCUGUAGGUUGGUAUUUGUAAUUAAACCAUUUUCGAAAAAGAUAUACAUUUUUUUUCUCCCUUCCUUUUGAUGAUGAAAGUGUUCACUGUUAGAUGGUUAUACAUUACAUCUUUUAUAGUAUAUUUUUUCUGCUCUUUAAGCACCCUGUCUUGCUUUGUCAUACAGGAUUCUGAUAACCCAGACCUGCGUGACCGUGGUUACAUUUAUUGGCGCCUGCUUUCCACCGACCCAGUAACUGCCAAAGAGGUGGUGCUAUCAGAGAAGCCACUGAUCUCUGAGGAGACCGACCUUAUUGAACCCACUCUGCUGGAUGAAUUGAUUUGCCACAUUGGCUCUUUGGCGUCUGUCUACCACAAGCCCCCUAAUGCCUUUGUUGAAGGAAGCCAUGGAGUUCAUCGCAAGCACCUGCCUAUCCAACAUGGAAGGUAAGUAGUUCCAUACCACAAUGCUUUAGUGUCUUGGACUUUGUGCUUGAGAGCAUGUGGAGUACUUACAGGGUUAUUCCCUAAACUAUGAAUUGUUGAUUAAUAUUCAAAAGGCAAAAUGUAGGCGACAAAAAAUGAUCUGGAAAAAUUAUCAAACUUUGCUAUAUUUACUGAAUUGUGCUCUUCCGAUUUCAUUUUGCCACGCUUUGCAGUGAAAAGUUAAAAGGAAGGCAGUAAAUGUUUAUCCGUGUGUAUUAUGUAAAGAGUGCAUUGCAUUAAUUUGAGACACAAAUGUCAACUUAUAGGCCUCAUUAGCAAAGUUUUUAGAAUUCUUCCAACUCUGCCAUUUUGCCUUACAUGUUGUCACUUGGUUUUAACGGCUGUUUACUGUUAAUAUGCCCUGUACGUAUAUAAAUGUUUCACAUUCAAAUAAAAACUUGUUGGAUCCCACAAAUUAUUUAAAAAGAGAAAUAUAUUAACAGAAAACAAUGCUGCCCAAGAGCCACUACAUUUGAUAGGACGUUAAUUGGUUCAUGCAGAAUGGCUUUAAACAUGUUCUACAUUUUAUAUAACUGCAUUGAAAUGGCUGGGAUACAAAAUUGUAUUUAUCCUCUGGGUUGGAGGAAGGGAAGAUGUCCUCAGAAUUCUGCCUUAUGGCUGGCAGAGACUAAAACUAUCUCUAUUUGAUUCUCUAGCUAAGCUCUUUACCCACACUCUGAUCUCUCAGAUUUAAUCAGCAACCUCCUGUAGCCUGAGAUCAACAUUUAACAAAGCUAUCAGAAUAUUAAAGUCUACAUUUUAUACAGAAGCAUUGUCAGAUGGUAUCACAGGUUACUUAUAUUAUUUUCUUACAAGUUUAGCUACAGAUAUGUCUCUUAUAAAAUCUGUAUUUAAAUGUUACUUUAAACGUGAAAAGUUAUAACCAAUGAAAAGCCAUACAAUGCUAUUCUGAGCUGAAUGCACACAAAAUAAAAAUUUUGGCUUUUAAGAGGCGCUGUGCCUUAUGAGUUGAUUGCUCGUUUUAUAUAUUUAGCUAGAAGAAAAUCACUUAAUAGCAUUUAGCAAUAGAAAUUACAUUUGUCAAUUUUUAAAAAUAUAUUUAUAUUUCAGGCAAUGCAAUCCGUUUUAAAGUUUAGAAAGAAUACGCAUUUCAGAUCCACACAUGGAACGCUUGACAAAAUACCAGUAAGACAUUAUAGAUAGGACCUGCUGAGUUGAGCUGUUGCUGCUUUCUGCAAGGCAGCACUCAUUUAAAUUUAUAAUGAGCCUUUGAACUCUUUAUUUAUUUCACUUGUAUAGCUGGAGGGGAGAUCACACACACUGCGAUGUUGCUGGGGAACACUGUUUUAUGCAUUUUCCUUCUACUCGUAGCACACUGGCAACUUGGGGGUUUAUUCACUAAGCACCAAAUUGUUGUAAAUUCCAAAUCCAUAAUUUUUUUUUUAUUGAUUUUGCAAUUAAAAUGUCCAUUCACAAAAAUUUAAUUUUUACUGAAUAAACUGCCUGGUGUUAACGUACUUUGUGCUUGUGAAGUCUCAACUGACAGAAUGUAAUUUCACACAUAUGAUGCUUGGCUGCAAUAAUGUUUUGCAGUUAUAAGUUUUCCACGCUGUCACUCACAUAGCAAAGCAGACAAAAAUCUCUUCCUAUGAUGUGUAAGAUCAGUUCAGGUUUUACGUGCAUGUGCUCAAGUAGGACCGACAUCUCUCUACUUCCCUGGAGAGUGGCUAAUGACUGCCUCAUGCCUCUGCUGUCAGUAGCUGUGAGUCUGUCUGUGUAUAAACUAAUAGCAACUGCUGAUAUCUGCUUUUUGUGCAUUUCCACUCUUCCUAUGCCAUAAGUAGAACUGGAUUUUGCUGGCUAAGUGACAUCUCUCUCAACUUCUGCUGGACAGUUGAUCAUGGUAUAAGAUCAUAUGUUUAGACUAGAAGGGGCUUCUUAUUGGUAUAAUGCAUUACCUGUUUAAUGCAUUAAAAAAACGGGUGCAUCAGUUUCUGCUAGUUGUGUCCCUUUAGCGUUCUACUACUUUAUAGUUUCUAUCAAAUUAAUCUGUGGAAUAUUUACAGCUAAAAUUAGCACCUGGGUUAAUGCAGUGUGGUGGCUACAUUUAAAGUUAGAGAUAAAAUAUCUUGGUCUAAUUAAUGUUUAUUCUUUACUAGCAUUGAUAUUGGAGACAGCCCGGUUGGACCUGCUCCCUCUGCUGCGCUUGAACAGCCUCAAGUCAUUCCGUCACAAGGAGACCUUCUUGGUGAUCUUCUUAAUCUAGAUCUGGGACCUCCAGGGAAUGUGCCACAAGUGUCCACUAUGCAGAUGGGAGCUGUAGACCUUCUAGGAGGUGGCCUAGACAGUCUGGUAGGUAAUGCUUUCAGUGGUCUACAGAAAGAAGGACCUAGUGCUGACUAGCAACAAAUUUCUGAAAAUCAAACAAAAUUGUCAAAUGCUGCUAAUGAAGUACUUGUAGUGAAAAAAAUAUUCCAGAUACAAAAAGCACCUCAGUUUGCAUUACAUGUCUGCAGCGGGGGACACACACCUUCCUGUCUGUCACUUAGAUAGCUAAUGGAAGUUGCUGGCACACUGGGCUAGAGCGUGUCGACUUUCCACUAUUAUUUUCUCAUUUUUGGAUGAUGUGCCCAUAUAACUAACAAGGUUAUUUUUUCUGAUUAUAUGUGUGAGCUAGAUAACAUUGUUCAUGAAGGUGCUUGUAAGUGAUAGCCAACUUAGAUAAAGUAUAAAGAACAAAAUAUGUAAACAAAAAGUAACCUAGUAAUAUUUUAAACCCUUUGAGUCUUUGUCAAUCGUAGCUUGCUGCAUAUAAACCAACAUUUAAAUAAUGCAGUUAGCAUGUGCAUAUAUCCAUGAUAUCAAAGAUCCAAAUGAAUUUGCCUAUGUUUACUCCACGGUUCAUAGAAAAACCUAAACGUAGCAUGACUUGAACAAGUAAAAUGCAUUUAGUCAAGAAAGGAUGGAGAUAUGUAUGGUUCUUCUAAACCUUUUCUAUUUUAUUUCAUUUUAACUGUAUUACACUAAAUUGUGUAAGAUAUUGAUAUAUAAUUACUAUAUUAAAUAUUUUUUCGAUCUAUAUUAAUUUAGUUUUUUUUUUUAAUACACAUUAUGGAUUAUAUAAUGGAUUGUAUGAAAUUUACAUUAUUAUUUGUCAAACCGCUCGCUACCUGUAAGGUUUAAAAACAAAAGCAAACAAAAUUCUAACAAAAAGACAGCGCGAUGACUUAUAUCAACAAAAUCACUAGACUGAAAUGUGUAUAUAUAGGAAUGCAUACAUAUAUUGCUAAUGUUAUAGGUUUAAUAUACAUAUUCAAAAAUUGUACCUUUCAGCCCUCACUCUGCUGCUCGCUGUUCUGCCGCUCAACCUUCUUGGCUGACAUCAUCAAGAUUGAUGAUCGUAGCCAAUCCAAUGUUACCCCAUAGGGAAGCAUUGAGAGGUAAGUGCACAUGCACAGCAAAACACAGCGCUAUGCCAAGUGAAUGGUGCUCUACUGGCAGCAUUUUCUUGAGAACCAAGUUUGAUUCCGUUCUCAAUGUGAAAGCUCCUCUUGUGGCUGUCUGUGAAACCUGCAAUGGAAAUAUUGCAGUUUCUAUAAAUUUGCAAUGUUUUACAUUGCAUGUUUAAAACUACUGGGCCACUGCACCCAAACAACUUUAUUGAGAGCAAGUGUGGUAUGGAUGUCUUAAUUGGUCCUUUUAAUUGUGUCCUCUGAAGCAGUUUUAGUGCCUCUGCAAUCUCCCUAUUUAAUUAUCUGCUGUCAAUGAGUUAAGUCACUUUAUUUUGCAGCCGUGGCCACACUUUCACUGGCUGUGACUCACACAGCCUCCAUGGAAAAAAUGUUUAAUUCUCAUUAAGAUCGUACAACACAGUUUGUUUACUUUUGAAUUUAUUCUCUCAGAGGAAUGGUAAUUUAACUUUAAUCACACACAGGAAGCUGUUGUAAUUAUGUAGCUGGUAAUUAACAAAAUCACAAGAUAAGAAAUUCUUAAUGUAUCACACUAUGCAAUAAGUGAAGCUAAAAAAAUAAAAGUGUUAGCUCUUUUUCAAAAAGCCUGUGGAUGUGUGGCUAGCUCAGUGGAAACACUUCCUUUUCACAGAAAAGGCAAUAAAAUCAAGAGAAUGCAAGAACAGGCACAUUACAUCAAAGCCUCUAUUUUAAAAUGUAGAGGAUCCCUUUAGAGAUGCAGUAUUUGAAUGAGCAUAUGAAACUUGAAGAUAUUUUACAAUAUUUCAAACAGUCUCUUGAUUAUGUGUUUAAUUUUUACAUGCAUUCCAUAUAAGUUUUUAUGUAAGCAAUUUGAAGCAUAUAUCGAAAUUCAUUCUGGAUAAUUUCUGCACCUGCUAAUUGUAUUAUUUACAUUUUCUUUAUGUGAAUGGAUCCAGAUGUAACAAAAUUCCAAAGGUGGCUACAAUAAAGGCACUUUAAUAUAACAAAAAGGAUUGUCUUUCACUGGAAAUAAGCAUAUAUAUUUAAAAUGUGCCACCUAAGCUUAUUAAAACAGCCCAUGGACAUCAGCAUUAAAUUGCUUCUAUCUUGUAUCUCUCCUAGCUUAGAUGAUGGUGAACUUUGUGCAUCUGUAGAAGCAUUAUGUAAAUAGGCAGUCUGAAGUUUUAUAAUUUGUAUAAUUAUUGCUUUCUUGCUUCACUGCCAGCGGCAUGACAUUAUUUUUCCUCGCAGACAGGUCCCUCUGUUUAUUGUACCACCUAUCUCCUGUAACACAAAAAAAGAAAGAGACUGAAAUGGGAUUACAGAAUGGUCCUCCCAAAUAUCAGUCCCUAUACCCUUAAAAAAGGCUGUUCCGCUAAACUAAGGCAACAAAUUGCCAAUAUUAGAACAUAGAUAAAAUUUAUGGAAAAUAAUACAUUUUUAUUAACCCCUCUUGAGGGGAAAUAUAGACAAAUAAUAGUGAUAAAAGUGUAUAUACAGUGAAAAAUAAAAAAUCUAUAUAUAUAUAAGAACCGUCUACUGUUCCGCUAAAUAUAUAAUAUGUACAGCACAUCAGUUAGCUCCUUCAUUAAAGGACCACUAUAGUGCCAGGAAAACAUACUCGUUUUCCUGGCACUAUAGUGCCCUGAGGGUGCCCCCACCCUCAGGGACCCCCUCCCGCCCGGCUCUGGAAGGGGGAAAGGGGUAAAACUUACCUUUUUCCAGCGGGGCGGAGAGCUCUCCUCCUCCUCUCAGCCUCCGUUACGCCCCGCCGGCUGAAUGCGCGCGCAAGCGCGCGCAUUCAGCCCGUCAGGAAAGCAUUUAUUUUGGACGCUGGCGUGCUCUCACUGUGAAAAUCACAGUGAGAAGCACGCAAGCGCCUCUAGUGGCUGUCAAUGAGACAGCCACUAGAGGAUGAGGGGGAAGGCUUAACCCAUUCAUAAUUAUAGCAGUUUCUCUGAAACUGCUAUAAUUAUGAAAAAAAUGGGUUAACCCUAGAAGGACCUGGCACCCAGACCACUUCAUUAAGCUGAAGUGGUCUGGGUGCCUAGAGUGGUCCUUUAAUAACGGAGAUGUAGGUAUAAAUUGUUGCUAGUAAUUCAUUUGCAACAAUGUCUCAGUAGCCAAUAUAACUGUUGGUGUAAAUCAACGGAAGUCAAAGUUAAAGGAACACUAUAGUCACCUAAAUUACUUUAGCUAAAUAAAGCAGUUUUAGUGUAUAGAUCAUUCCCCUGCAAUUUCACUGAUCAAUUCACUGUUAUUUAGAAGUUAAAUCACUUUGUUUCUGUUUAUGCAGCCCUAGCCACACCUCCCCUGGUUAUGAUUGACAGAGCCUGCAUUGAAAAAAAAACUGGUUUCACUUUCAAACUGAUGUAAUUUACCUUAAAUAAUUGUAUCUCAAUCUCUAAAUUGAACCUUAAUCACAUACAGGAGGCUCUUGCAGGUUCUAGCAAGCUAUUAACAUAGCAGGGGAUAAGAAAAUCUUAAUUAAACAGAACUUGCAAUAAAGAAAGCAUAAAUAGGGCUCUCUUUACAGGAAGUGUUUAUGGAAGGCUGUGCAAGUCACAUGCAGGGAGGUGUGACUAGGGUUCAUAAACAAAGGGAUUGAACUCCUAAAUGGCAGAGGAUUGAGCAGUGAGGCUGCAGGGGCAUGUUCUAUACACCAAAACUGCUUCAUUAAGCUAAAGUUGUUCAGGUGAUUAUAGUGUCCCUUUAACCACUGAAGUAAAGCAGCUAAGGUACUAUUGGUAGAUACCAGUAGAUAUCAGACUACCAGAUUAUGUUACAAUUUAUGGGCAGAUACCUUGGGCUGGCGAUAUAUUAAUCUUAAUACUAGGACGAAUCCCAUCCCUAUAUAGCAUAAAUUGAUUCUAUAUGCUAUAAUUAGAUAGGGUUUACGUACUAGGAUCUAGUGAUCUGGAUCGUUAUGGAUUUAGAUUGUGCCUAAUAUAUUUUUAUCCAACUGCAACAUGGGGGUAUUCUGUUGAGUAUUAUAAUUGGGGUUGUAGAACUGUUCUAUCGGCUAGGAUUCUGGCUACACUAUUAGUUCAGACAGCACUGCCGUCUAACUUCCCCAAAUACUCCUUCAAGUUUUACCCCCUGCAAGAUCCUGGCAAUUUUAGCCCCCACUAAUUAUUCUGGAAGCAAAUGUGUUAUACCCUGUAAGGACACCAAUACCUAUAUCGAUUAACACACAAUUGUAUAUUGCUAUGUGUGAGGCAAUUCAUUGAGGUCACUUUACUUCAGUGGUUAACUUUGACUUCCUUUGAUUUACACCAACAGUUAUAUUGGCUACUGAGACAUUGUUGCAAAUGAAUUACUAGCAACAAUUUAUACCUACAUCUCCGUUAUUAAUGAAGGAGCUAACUGAUGUGCUGUACAUAUUAUCUAUUUAGCGGAACAGUAGACGGUUUAUAUAUAUAUAUAUAUAUAUAUAUUUUUUUUUUUUUUUUACUGUAUAUACACUUUUAUCACUGUUAUUUGUCUAUAUUUCCCCUCAAGAGGGGCUAAUAAAAAUUUAUUAUUUUCCAUAAAUUUUAUCUAUGUUCUAAUAUUGGCAAUUUGUUGCCUUAGAUUAGAGGAACAGCCUUUUUUAAGGGUAUAGGGACUGAUAUUUGGGAGGACCAUUCUGUAAUCCCAUAUCAGUCUCUUUCUUUUUUGUAUUAUAUCUUUUGGGUUAUGCCCUAAUAUCCUGCAACCUUAUCAACUCCAGUGAAGGACUUUCUUCUCUCUCACUGUGUGUUGUGUCCCCUUUUUUAUCUCCUGUAACACUUUAUAUACACCGAAGGGGGUCCUCCAUACCAUAGGGGCACAUGUGAUUUAUAGGAUUGCCUGAUGCACAAUGAGUUAAUGUUGCAGUUCUGUGUCAGUAGAUGACUCUUGUAUUUUGUUCGUCUGGAACAUCUUGUGCUCACCCAAACACUAGAAGCAGUACGCAUGCUGAUGUAAUAAGGACUGCGGCCACGUCUUUUCAGCUGGUAAUUGUCAGGGAUGAAAGAACUGCUGUUUUAGGAACUGAUUGUUGUUUUCUAUAGUUUAGCUGUCUCGCUGCUGACAGUAACCUCUCUGCUUCUUUCCUCCUGUGUCCCGCCUACCCCUGCAGAUGGGAGAGGAUACGCAAUGGGUAACUGGUUAUCACUCAGUAGCAUUUUGAUAGACUUGCAUUAUCCCUUUUAUCUUUUUUUUUUUUUUUUUCCUUCAUUGGCCUUCAUUAAAGACCCUUAAUCCUUCUCAUCAGGCAGCCUUGUGCAUGGUCAUUAACAUUCAGUUAUCACAAGCAUCCAGCUUAGCAUCUUGAACAAGCACAGCCCUCCUCCUCCUUUCUCUCUCUCUUUUAAAUGGAGUACCACGCACAGCACUUCUCAGCACUAAGUCAAAAUAUGCCAUUAUUCUCCUAUAUUGAAUGCUCAUUAUGAUUUGUCACCCUCUACCCCUCCUUCCUGUCUCAUUUUGCCAUAGUAACAAUCGAAUAGACUAGACAUAUCAUUUGUAAGUGGUCUUUUUUUCUAGUGUUUAUAUUAAAUAGAUACAUAGUUUAAAAACCUUAACCCCUUAAGGACACAACUUCUGGAAUAAAAGGGAAUCAUGACAGAAUAUUUCCGUCGUGUGUCCUUAAUGGUUUUUGGAUAUGUCCACCUAGAUAUGUCAUCAGUCAUAUCUAGUUUAUUCACUAUGCCUAGAAAUGACCACUAACAAAUUUUUAGGACAAAAAACAUACAUUUUGAAGAAGAAAAAAAGCUACUAUAUUUUGUUAAAUUUUUUUAUAAAUCUAUGGUUUAGUGAAAAACAUACCACGUAUUGUCUUUUCUAUAAAUCUUGACUUGAAAUAUUAAUUUAAUUUUAUAUGUAGUGUUUCAACUUUUCAGUGUUUGCCAAAGUAAGGUUAUGUGGCUCUUGGUGUAGUUGUUUGAUUAAUAUUAGUUGAGUUAAUACAUUAAACACCUGGGGUUGUGAUGAUGAAGUUAGGCCAAAACCGCAGAGUUUGAUAGAUCCCAUGUUUUUGAAAAUCUAAUGGUAGUUGUACUCCUUAUACUCUGUGUUUACUGUAUGUGAGUUUUAUUCACUACACCAAUUAUCAAUAAUAGAAUUAUACAUUUUAGAUAUUUUUAUGCCCCUCAAUGUUCUAUGAUUGAGAUCACAAAACUCAGGACAUUUCCAUGGUUUGCAAAUUAGAAGGCAGAUUUGAAAUAGAAGAAAGGAAUAUGCAGAAAGAGCAAUUAUGAUCUAACUUUGAGCAAUUAAAGGACCACUAUAGUGCCAGGAAAACAAACUCGUUCUCCUGGCACUAUAGUGUUAAUAGGUUCGCCCCCCCCUCCCGCCAGGCUCAAGAGGGGUUAAGGGAUUAAAUUCUUAACUUUCUCCAGCACUGGAAUCCCUCGGCGCUGGGGACUCUCCUCCCUCUUCCGACGUCAUCCGCCGAAUGCCCACCCAUUCAAUCUGUCCAUAGGAAAGCAUUUCUCAAUGCUUUCCUAUGGACGUUGGCGUCUUCUCACUGUGAAAAUCUCAGUGAGAAGCGCGGAAGCGCCUCUAGCGGCUGUCAAUGAAACAGCCACUAGAGGCUGGAUUAACUCUAUUGUAAACAUAGCAGUUUCUCUGAAAUUACUAUGUUUACAGCUGCAAGGUUAACCCUGGAUGGAUCUGGCACCCAGACCACUUCAUUGAGCUGAAGUGGUCUGGGUGCCUAUAGUGGUCCUUUAACAUUGUUUCCAGCAGUACCCUAAUCAACUGUACGAUAGUGUGACACAGUGUAAUCAGUAGACUCCAAAUAGAGCAAAAUGGCCAGGAGGAGCCUAUAGAGGGGCAAGACGAGCAUUAAAAAGGGUGUGUGAGAGCAGCAAUAACAAGCCUGUAGGAGAAAUUGUUAGGCUUUGGACAUUAGAAUUUCCUUUCCCUCUUUUAAUACGUAGAUUUGCAGGAUGGUAGAAUUUCAAAGAGGCAGUAGUUAAAAAUUUGUAGUGCACACGGUGCUCAUAUACAGAUUCCAAAUUCAAAACUGCACCAGGCAGAGAUACCCACUUCAACCCCUUCUUUUUGCACUAACCCUGGAACUGUUCCUUGCAGCUAUCAGACGUAAUCCGGAUGUUAAAGGCUUCAGUUGGAAGGGUGUAGAACAUAAAACUGCGGCAUAUGCGGAUGAUCUAUUGUAAUGUUCUUCGUGGAAGAUCCCACGACUACCUUACCAAGCCUCUUGAGGGAAUUCCAAGCAUAUCGAGCUUUGUCUAGUCUUAAACCGAACCUUACUAAAUGUGAGGUACUGAAUAACACGAUGCCUAGAGAAAUUUGCCCUUUCCUUAAAGCUUGCUUCCCCUUCACUUGGUGUGAAAACCAGAUUAAAUACCUGGGAGUUUGGAUACUAUCUAAUCCGGCAGAGCUUUUUUCGGCCAAAUUUUCUUCCAUUACCGAAUAAAAUACAAACAGACUGUAAACGCUGGAACUAUUGCAUCUGUCCUUCCGCGACUCUUAUAGCUCUCCCAGACCAUCAUCUUACUUGUCCCGACAAUGUUCUUCUUUACCCUACGAACUACUGUACUCUGUGUCUGGAGAAGUGAAAGAUAUUCAAAAUUGCAACAUAUUUAUCAUAAUUUGUCUAAUCGACUGAUAGUACACAGAGACGGAAGGCACCGUAGCUAUGCUAUACCAACACCUUCUAGUGGGAUAUUUGUAAGGCAAAAAUGCUUUUAGAACACAGUGGGAGGAACUGGCAAAUCAUUUUCAGAAAUACAGUGGGAGAAAGCACUGGUACUACAUCACAAAAGCUUGGUCUGCCCCAGAUAUCAAGAAGUCAACUGUAAAUUACUUUCACACUGGUACAGAACACCAGUGCUUUUAUACAGAAUUUCCCAGAGGUUCCGGAUACGUGCUGGAGGUGUGGCAGAGAAGUGAGCACAGCAGGGCUCGAGUCCUGCAGGAAUGCAUGGGAACGGCGUUCCUGCACUUUUUCCACAGCAGGAACGCCGUUCCCGUUACCUGUCCUGCAGGACCGGCCCUGCUAUCUGCAUAGAGGGGCCAUCACACGCUGUGUUCCCCCUCCAGCUCUAACUCUCGCGAGACCCGCGGCUGUUACCAUGGCAACGCUCCGCACAUGCGAGUCUCGCGAGAGUUAGAGCUGGAGAGGGAACACUGCGUGUGAUGGCUCCUCUGUGCAGCGGCUGGUUCCCUCCACCGGACCACCAGGCGAUACAAUAAACAAAUGUAAACACAUAAAGUAAGAAAAAAAUUGCUUCUCCUCCCCCCCACACAUCAUCCAGCACUCACUCACACACCCAUCAUCCAGCACGCACUCACACACACAUCAUCCAGCACUCACACACACAUCAUCCAGCACACACACACACACACACAUCAUCCAGCACUCACACACACACACAUCAUCCAGCACACACACACACACACAUCAUCCAGCACUCACACACACACACAUCAUCCAGCACACACACACACCAUCCAGCACACACACACACAUCAUCCAGCACACACACACACAUCAUCCAGCACACACACACACAUCCAGCACUCACACACACACACAUCAUCCAGCACUCACACACACACAUCAGCCAGCACUCACACACACACACAUCAUCCAGCACUCACACACACACACACAUCAUCAUCCAGCACUCACACACACAUCGUCAUCCAGCGAGCACACACACGUCAUCCAGCGAGCACACACUGCAUUCAUUAUACACACUCUUCACUCACUACAAACACACUACAUUCACUAUACACACUCUGCAUUCAUUAUACACAUUCUGCACUCACAACACACUACAUUCACUAUACACACUCUGCAUUCACUACAAACACACUACACACUCUGCGCUCACUACAAACACAUUAAAUUCAUUAUACAUAAUUUGCACUUACUACAAACACACUACAUUCAUUAUACACACUCUGCACUCACUACAAAAACACUGCAUUCACUAUACACACUGCACUCACUACAAACACACUACAUUUAUUAUACACACUGCACUCACUACAAAUACACUACAUUUAUUAUACACACUGCACUCACUACAAAUACACUACAUUCAUUAUACACACUCUGCACUCACUAAAAACACACUGCAUUCAUUAUACACACUGCACUCACUACAAAUACACUACAUUCAUUAUACACACUAUGCACUCACUAAAAACACACUGCAUUCAUUAUACACACUCUGCACUCACUACAAAUACACUACAUUUAUUAUUCAUACUCUGCAUUCACUACAAACACACUACAUUCAUUAUACACACCCUGCACUGCACUAUAUGCAUAGGAGUGUAAUUUUUUAAUUUUUUUUUUUUAAGGGGGGGAAGGAGAGGGGAGGCGGGAAUCUUGGGUGAGUUCCCACACUUUUUUCCCCAGGACUUGACCCCUGGAGCACAGUGAUGCAUUUCUGGUCGGAUUGCUCGCACAUCACUCCUUUUUGGGAUGCAGUCAUGACUAAUGUUGCUGAAAUACUAGGAGAUUUGAUAUAGAUAAUGUUCUUCUAUAUUUGACACCACUGCCGCUCUCAAAAUAUAAGAAGUCUUGAAACAUAUGCUUAAUGAGGUAAAGUCUUUUAUACCUGCCCUAUGGAGACACACUAGUUCCGUGGAACAAUGGCUAGCAAGAGUUGAAGAGAUCCAGGCAGCAGGGGCAAUGCAGGCAGCAUUAAUAGUUAAUCACCCCAAACAUGCCAAGAUCUGGUAUCAGUCGGUAAACUUUACAGCAAAAAAAAAGACAUAAUGGGAGGGGAGCCUCCUGGAGAUUAGGUUUGCAACAGGGCCUGCAGCAUGUGCCUGGAUUCAUACUACUAUACUCUUUCCUUACUCUUAUGUAGGCUUACUAUUGAUCUUUUCCCUUGUAUAAACUACAAUCUCACUUUGUGACCUGCUCUGGAACUUUUUUGGUUUUACAUUUUCUAAUACUUUACUCAAACAACCCCAGUCCUGUGUGCCAGGAAGUGCCCAGCUCUACUCUGACACCAAUUUAGGAGAGACGCACUCACACAGCCAUAAUGGUACUGUCAAAUGUUUAACAUAAAGGUUAUUAUAAUAUUAUUCUAAGAACACACAUUGAGUAGCUUGCAGGCAAAUUCACUUCUGACCACCUCCUAGACUUUGUUCAUAAUUGGCUAUAAAUUGAAAAAGUUUGACACCUGGGAUCACAACCGGUUUUUCUAUUUAAGAAAGCUGAAAAUUACUGAUCUCUUUACUAAACUUGGAAAUUUAUGGCGAGCUUACGGAGAAAUAAGUCUAACCCUAACUUUUUGUUGUUCUUGGCUUACAUCAAGAUGAUUUCCUCCUCGAUUAAGUUCAACACUCAGGCAGCUGUGUAAUCCACAGGCUUUAUGAAUCCAAUUAUUCCGCAUUAAUGUAUGUCACAUGAGGUCAUAGAUAAUUAUUUUUGGAAGCUAGUGUAAUGAAAUAGUGUCUUAGAUGCUACUUGGGUUAUUUGGAUUGGAACUCAACUGCAGUUUGUAGAACUCCUUAAUUACAAUAGUAAAGAAACAAAGAAUCAUUAAAGUAUCAAUACUGUAGCUUUAAGAAAAGAGAGGCGAUUGCUGGCAAUUUGAGAAUCAAGCGAAGUUUUAUGAUUGAUAAACUUAAAUGAAUUGCAUAUAGGCAAUAAUCCAAUAAGAAGAAAGUGCAGGUUAUCAAACAGUACAAAGUUCAUUAAUAAGUAUUUCCUCAGAGAAGUUUUUAAUAAGAUUCUUUAGGUUGCUGGGAAUAAUCUUCAAUAGAAACAUUAAGCAGGUAGCAGAGAGUAUUUGCAAAUCAAGAAACAGUUCAUAGUAAAUAACCAUGAUGGGAGUUGUCCUCCAUAUAAUUAGUAACUUGAAGCAGAGAAGAUUUGAGAAAGCAGGAAUUGGUUCAUUAAUAAAUGAUAUUGCAGACAGUAGUUGAAAGAUAUACUUAAGGUUAAGGUGAGUUGUCCUCCAAGAGUUCAGAGUUAUAGUCCACUUGUAAAUUAGCAAGUAUCCGUUCUCCAGUAAUCCUUUAUGGCAUGCAGCAAUCCUUGCAUUGGCUCAAAGGCUGGGACGGCUUGUCAGAGCUUGUGGAGCCGGCGUGUAUACCCGGAAGUAGGUCCCACAAUCACCAAGCGUCUUCUCCCUGGCGCGGUCUCCCUAAGUACUGUCAGAGCCGCGUCAGAAGAGGGUGGGGCUGGCUCAGCAAUGCGGAAGUGCCGAACCCGGAAGAGAUACCGCAUGACACUACAUUUAGUACUAGGUGGAGUUACUUAAUGGACAGGGAGGGCGGUGGGGUUGAUAUGGAUUACAUAGUUGAUUGAAUAAUGUGACCUGUUUGACAAGUAUGUGAUCUGUUUGCUAACACUCCCUUUUCAUUAUUUUUAGAUUACCUUUCUUAUUUAGUUCCAUUUAGUUGACUAAUUGGACCUGCAAGUCUAAUUCUGUUUUGUUCACUUUCCUUGUGUGAAAAACUCAAUAAAGUAAACUAUAUACCUUAAAACUUUGUAGUGUUUACAUGUAUUUGUUUCUUGGUCUAAAGGUUUAUAUUUCAACCAGUCCUUCAUCACAACUAUUAGUCCAGGAUUUUAGGAUUACCAAUUUGUGCUCAAAUAUGAAUGUUAGUAAAGUAUGGAUUAUCACGGGUUACAAGAACUGGUUUUAAAUACUUACGUACUUUAGUAGUGUCACGAACACCACUCCCAGGCAGGCACAUGUCUUGCUUCAGGGGGUGAACUGGUUAAAAAUUCACUAUUUGUCUGCAAUAGACGGAAAAUAAUGAUUAAAACAUUCUAUUAAUCCAGUCCACACCUAUGAAAGCUGCCUCCUCCAAGGAAGUUUAUAAAUGGAGCAGCUUGGGUUACCCCACCAAACCAAAUUUAGCAACCCACAAAACAGUUCAGUAUAAAUGGCUAUGAAACCACAGUAUUAUGAAAAAUGUUUCUUUGGUAACAUGAUUCUUAUAUCAGACAAAGGCAGAACUUAAUAAAGUUAUUAUCGCCAAAAAUUGUGCUUACAUAGAAAAAAUAGAUUACAAACAAAUUUGACAUACACCAACAAACAGAUUAAGUAAAAAGGGAGAAAAUUAACAGAAAACCCCAAUACUAAUUGUACUAGCAAAGUCUUUCUAUGCGAAGGAAAAUGUAAAUCCACUACAAUUUUGAUUUUGUUCUCAAAAUGGAUUUCAAUAUUCUUUAGGUUUCAUUUAUGAUUAAUUCACUAUCUGCUUAGCCUGGACUUCCUAAAUCCAGCAAGGGUGCAGGAAUUGGUUCUAUGAGGGAUAAUUAAAGUAUCCCAAAACAUGGAUGAAAACGUACAAUGGCUUAUAUAAAAAAAACUCAAGAACAAAUUCUUCUGAUCACUUUGCAAGCAGGUCAGGUCAUUUCUGUGAAUCCAGACAAAUAUGAAAUGAGAUGAAAUAACACAUGUAUUUCAUACAUAAUGCCCCCCAAAAACAAGAUUGCAUCUAAAAUCAUUUCCAAACUUUAAGUGAAUGGCUGUUCACUUCACUUAUAAUAUGCAUUGUAAGUCUGGUGCCAUUUGUCAAGCUCUUUCUGACAGCUCAUCUAAUAAAUAUAUUAUGGAACUAUAAAGUACAGCGGGGCGGGUUAUAAAAUUAAUAAAAGGAAUAAUUGAUUUUAGUUAUGUAUAGAGGUUAAGAAAUGUUAAAUCUGUUUAGUUUAGAAAAAAUGGACCUCAAAGGGCCAUAUCACCAUUGUACAGCGCUACGGAAUAAUAAAAUAAUAAUAAUUACAAUCAUUGUCUGGAAAUGUAUACAUAAACAGGGCUAUGCAUUUAGAUUCGAAAAAAAAAGAUUUAGUCUAAGGCAAAGGGUUUCUUUUUAGUAAGAACAAUAAAGAUGUAGAAUUCUUCUCCUGAAGAGGUGGUUUUAUCAAAGUUUAUACAGAUUUUUAAACCGCAACUAGGUGAAUACUUGCAAAAACAUAUUUAGGAAUAUAGUUUAUGGGGUAAAAGCUUCUUGAUCCAAGAUAUAUCACUCCUGUUCUUUUGUUGCGAAAGGAAUUCUUCCUUGUUUUAGCAGAUUUGGAAAGCGUGUCUAAAAGGUUUUUUGCCUUCUUGAAUCAAACGCAAAAACAGAUGUAAGAUUUUAAGCUUGAUGGACACCUGUGUUCAGUUUAUGUAGUUAUCCAAGGUCCUGUAAUAAUGAUGUUGGACUUCAGAGGCCAGUCUUUAAAGUCCUCUACACUGUUUGGUUUACAAACCGGAAACGAAAACGUGCCUUAAUUGCUUUACUAUUUCCUUGUGUUUUUCAGACACCAACAAGAUUUUUUAUUUAAUGCUUCAAAGCUUUUUUUAAGGUGUGAACUUUUAGGUACGACAGAUUAACAUUGCAGUAAUGACUAGUGUGAGACUCGCAGGCCUCCUAGCUGUGAAUAGCGGUGUAAUGAGACAUGAAGAAUGCAAUAACUACCGUAAUUAUUCAGAUGUGACAUACAUUAUAUGUAAUAUAGCAGCUAAUAGGAUUUAUGUCCUUGUAGUUGUAUUCGUGUAUGACCUGAAUCACGUGAACAUUCCCUAAGGCCGGGUCUUAUAUGGGUCCUAGCUGUGGGGUACUCCACCUGUGUAUCUCGUUGGUCGGGUGGGCCUAUUAUGACAGGUGACUCUACCGUCCCUGCGACUCAACAGUGUUUAAUUUUGUGACAGACACCAACAAGAUUUAACCAAUUGCUUCUCAGACACCGUUAAACUCAUAGGUCAUGGUUAAAAAGCAGCCAAAUGAACCUUUACCAUGCUAUAAUCAAUCAUACUGCCUCUAUUGAUUAAUAAUUCCAUGCAUUCAGUACUCACAUCAGAUUAGUUAACCACAUUUUAACAGUGAAAUACACAGCACAUUCGCAAUAUUCUUAGAAAGAACAAUGAAUCAUACCCACUGCACAAGUAGCCCAUUAAGAUAUGUUCUGGAUUGAGCCUAGUGACGCUUUUGAUUGCAUUGGGUCAGAAAGAAAGAUUUUUGAUGAGUUCAAUCAUUUUUAAGUAAUAGACCAUAAAGAAGAGAUUGUAACAAGAUAGGGUCUCGUAAGAAAAUAUUUUUCAGACCGACUCCAUUAUAGAUGCACACGACCAUGUUUUGGGGGGGAGUUGUUAUUUUGGAACAUAUCUGAAACAUUUUGAGACUGGCGGCUAAUUAUAAUUAUGAUAAAUAGUCUUGUCAACAUGGAAGGCCUACAGAUAUAUUCACUCCAGUAAUAAACAUUCACCUGUGUACAUUUAUUUUCAUUAGGCCUUGGUAUUUACAUAUUAUAUCCAGUCAUUUUCAAUACUGAAGUAAAUUAUCUUGCUGUAACUCAACUGAAAUGUUGUGCCACAAUUUGCAGAAAACAGUCUGACAGACCAACAAUUGAUGUGGGUUGGAAUGAGACAAAAUUCCCCAAGCACAUAUGUUGAAUUGGUCACUAAGUGCAGGGCAUGUUUGGUGGAAGUCAUUGCUUCUUAGAAAUGUUGUACUAAAGAAAUUUGAAGCAGUAAAUUAAAAUGGCCUAUUCUCUAUAUCAGGGGUGCCAAAAAGAUCGAUACCCAGAUUUUUUACAACUACAGCUACCAUGAUGCAUCGUCAUUCUAAAGGCAUGCAAGCCAUCAUGGGACUUGUGGUUCCAUAACAUCUGGGGAUCUAUCUUUUGGGCAUCCCUACUCUACAUAGUAUUACAACUUGCAUGAAAAAUCACAUUAUAGGUCUUCAUGGCUGGCGCAACCGUUAGUCACACUAGGCAUUCGCCUAGGGAGCCGGCCUGCUAGGGGUGCCCACCGGGAUAUUUCCUGGUGGGCACCCCCUGUCUGGGACAGCAGCACUGGGCGAACGCCUUACCUAGCACAGCAUCAGGGCGCACCUGAUGCUGUGCUAGGUAAGGCAGAGCAGGCACCUGGUUACCUUGAUGGCAGGUGCCUGCUCUGCCAACAAAUGCUGUUUACCUGAGGACAGGGGGACGGAAAAGCCAGGCGGCGAAGGAGACUGUUCUUGCAGCCUCUCACUCCUCCCUCGCGCGCCCUCUGAUGUCGGAAGCCGGAAUAUGGUGUAAUUCCGGCGCCGGCAUACUAAACAGCGCACUGGACCCCAGGGAGGUGAGUGUAUGUAUGUCCGUGAGUGUCUGUGUGUCAAUGAGUGUGUGUGUGUCUGUUGGUGAGUAUCUGCCUGUGUGAGUGAGUGUCUGUGUGUGUGUGUCUGUCAAUGAGUGAGUGACAUGAGGCGGCGGCAAAAUAAAUCUUUGCGUAGGGCUGCAGAAAUCCUUGCAAUGGUCCUGUAGGUAUGAAGAAAUAGUAAAAGUAAUUCUAAAGGGUUCCCACCUCUUUUUGCCACCAUUGUACCUUUAAUGUUUAAUUAACUUUUAUAAUUUGUUGAUUUUUCAGUGCUUAGAUUUAGAUUUAUUAUAGUUGCCUAAUAAUUACUCUACUCAUUUCUUUUAUAAUGGUUAAUGCUCCAUCAGUCAUAUUAUAGACCUGCAUGGAGACUUAAAAAGACCUGCAUCCUCAGAGGUGUUAUUUGUGAAAAAGCAAAUCGAGGCUUGGUUAUUUAAUUAUUUGAUGAUCCUCCCAAUAUUUUCUCUUUCAGCUGGGAAGUGACCUUGGUGGAGGCAUUGGUGGAAGUCCAGCGGUAAGCCCCCUGACUUCUUUAUACUGUAUUGUAGAGGUGUAACAGAGUGUGUAACUUUUAUAUAGGACUCAGUCCUGUAGAUUUUAGAUUGUAAUUCUAGACGUUAAUAUACAGCUGGGGCUAAGCUAAUUUUUACAUUCUUCCAAUUUGAAAGCUAGUGAAACACAAAUUCACAAAAUGUUAAAGAAAAAGUACCCCGCAACUCUUUAUUUUAUUUUUCUUUAUACUCCAUUAUUUCCAACCAUGCAAAAUUAUUACUCUUUCAUUUUGUAAAAUCAUGUUCCAACCUUUUGCUUUUUCUUGCCAAUUAUCUGGCAUAUUUUUAGUUGGGACGAUUGUUUACAAGCUUGAUUGAAAGCUAACUAUUUAUUUGAUAAAAAGCAAUAUUUCAUUUCUCUUUUCUUUAAGUAGAAUGUUAUGCACAUUGGCAUGGUAGAAAAUAAAAUAUGCAUGUAGUAUAUAAAUCACAGUAGUGUCAUUGAAUUUCUUAUCAAUGCCAAAUGUAUCUCUUUGUAGUGAUUGAUGAAAAAAAAAAAGAGUUGUGCUUCUGCCAAGACAUUGGCUUUUGCUCCUGAGAUGGUACCAUGCCAUAAAAUAUUGCGUUUCAGAUCAAAAUAUUUCUGGUUUUCCAUUUCUGUAAUCUAAACUAGUUAAUAUAUAUAGUGUAAAGCUUUUAGUCCUAUCUACUGUACUGAUAUGAGGAUCGCUUUAAUUGUCAUCUUGUUUUAUUUUACAGGUUGGCCAAUCCUUUAUUCCAUCCUCUGUUCCUGCAACAUUUGCUCCAUCCCCUACUCCAGCCGUGGUCAGUAGUGGCCUGAAUGACUUGUUCGAGCUGUCCACAGGAAUUGGAAUGGCCCCAGGUGGAUUUGUUGCGUCAAAGGCAGUGAGUUGUAGUUAAAUUGUAUGUCCUCUUGAUAUAUAUUCAAUAAAGAAUUAUUUUGACGUCACCUUUAGCUGUUCACCGACAAUGCUUCGCUAACUAUUCAGUCACUUCUAAGAGUGUUAAACCUAUUCAACACUUUUUGUCAUAGUCACAUUCCGGUCCCUGACAACCUUUUGUUGCUAUGGGAAGCUCUGCUUACUAUGCGUUCUCAGUUACAUGCACACCUGCUGUAGGAGAGUGUCUUAUCCCAUUUUGGAUAGGAUAAGAAUUUUUUUUGUGUGUGUGAAAAUGCUACAAGUGGUGAAAUUGAUUUGUGAAAAUAGAAAAAGCUAUUAAAUUGCUACGUUUUGGCUACAGUUGGAGUUAUUUACAUUUAAAGCAAUUUUGUUUUAAAUGCAAGGCAGUCGAUGAAACAUUCAGUUGAUUUUGAUUGUCAGUUUUGCACAACUCUCAUUAUUAACUCCUUAUAAGUUUGCAGUAUUGUUUUUGAAAUAUAACAGGAGUUUGUAAUAUUGCCAUAUUGUAUUAAAAGUCUUUCACUAAAAAGUGAUGACAUUAUCUUGGAAUACAGAAAACCCUAUAGGGGGGGUGGAUGGAAUCCAUCAACAGUUGGUACAGUGUGACAUUUGCUUAAUAUGCUGGCAAUUUGUACAAAAGGCAAUAUAGUACUGGGAAGAGAUUUGACUCAGUUCUUAGUUUGCAGAUUUUACUCGGUCAUGCUAGAUAAAUGUUUUUGUUAGCGUGAAGUUUUUACAUCGCAUCUAAUUUUCUUAAAAUAGUAUUAUUGUAUUGAUCUGUUGGUGUUGAAUUACAGGCAUUGAGACAUAUGAUCAGGUAGCAAUGAAGCAUGACCUAUCAGCAAGAUUUAUGGUUAUUCUAGAGAAACAGACACAUGAAUCACAGACCAUAAAUACUUUGUGUUUUAAAGUUGCCUUCUACAUCACUAUAAAUUGUUUUAAGCAUGAUUUUAUUCAGAACAGAUUUGUUUUGAAGGAAUACUAUCCUAAGCUUUUUUUAUGCUGUUUCUACACCAUUUACAUUAUUGUAAAUGUUUUUGAGCAAUGUUAAAGCUAGGUUUGAUGCAGUAACCUAUGAAUGCUGUUUAGCAUUCAGAUUGUGAGUUUACAAUCAUUCCAUUUAGUGGGCCUGCUGACUUUAUUCUUUGUCUGGUGGCAGCUCAAUAGAGUAAGUUUUUUUUAUUUUUUACAUUGCACAGUUGGGACAUGUGACAAUGUAUAAGUCAUGCUUAGUAAAUUAGAUUUGCUAUACUUAUAAGCAAAGAUGCUGUUAGUUUUUUGGAACCUAUUUGCCAUUAGUGAAUAGUUGAUUUAGAGCUAGUCUGCAAAAUGUCCACAUCACCUGAACUGUUGCUGGUUGCAAGACUGUGCAACUUAACCUUUAAAAAAUAUAUUCUAUGAUUGACAGCCUGUCCACAGUCUCAUACAUCGAUUAUUGUGAAUGGAAAGCUGUUUAAGAUGAUCAUUCAAGCCACAACUUUGGUAACCUAUUCUUCGAUUGAACAGAUCCAUAUAAUAUUUGUCACUUGAGGUAAUUUGAACAAUUUCUUACAGGUCUGGCUCCCAGCUGUGAAAGCCAAAGGACUUGAAAUCUCUGGUACCUUCUCUCAUAGGCAGGGACACAUCUACAUGGACAUGAACUUCACCAACAAGGCCCUGCAGCACAUGACUGACUUUGCUAUUCAAUUUAACAAGAACAGGUGAGAUUUUACUACAGUACCAGAACUGAUUGAAACCAUAAAGUGUCUGCUCUCGCUUGUUAGACAGAAAAAGAUCCAGAACUGUAGACUUAUUUACAUCCAAAGCAAAGAUCCUACUUUGUAGUUGUUAAUUUGUUUGACGAAGCAUUUAGUUAAGUCCUGUAUUUCAUUACAUUUUACAUUCCUUAUUCACACAAAAAAAACCAUGUGACACAUUACAUGGCACUAUUAUAAUUUGGCCAGUAAGGCGCUUAUACCUAUAUGAAGCUUUUUGCUUCUUUGAUGUUGUCAUAUCUACAGCACUCUACUGGUAAAAAUUUAGACCCCAGGGGCGCGGAGCUUAGAGCCUGAGCUGAAUGGACGUCAUCCACCACAGCUCCGUACACUUGGUGAACUAUGCGCUUAAAUCCACACAUCUCCUAGCUCACAACAUAGACAGCAGAGGGUGAGCUUCAGACCCAUGCCGUUUCUGUACCCAAAAGGGGCAGAAAAGAUUGACGCAAAACCGGUGCCUACCUCGAGUGCUCAGCCUCACGGGCCGUCCUGCGGGACCUGGAGUCCAAGAUAGACAAAUUGUACAGCUCCCCGUGGCUGCCUGACUACUCCACUCUACCCACUGACAGCAUGGGAUGCAGAUCCCAAAAGCCACAAGCGGGCACCAGCAAAGCCAUCCAGGAUAUCGUGGCAAUGUUACAGCGCACAGCUGCAUCCAAGAUGGCGGCCCGGUCAAAUAGUGGGAUGCACGGGGCAGAUUCCCGUGCAGAUACCACAGAUGCAGGUGACACAGCCUCUCCUUCGACACUGCUAGAAGAAAUGGCAUAGAGAGGCACCUGCCACUAAACAAGAAAAAUUCAGACAAAUGUCAGCAGCAGAUCUUAACGUUUCCCGAGCUGAGGUACAGCUAGUGACAGCGCGCACACAAGCCAUUGAAGAAGAGGUCAUGGACCUUAAGCAAGAGGUACAGGGGCUGAAAGAACAAAUACAAAGCCUGUAACACUCGCACACAUCUCUGACACAGCGAGUAGAUAUUGCCGAAGACCGCAACAGACGCGCUAACAUUAAGAUCUGAGGCGUCCCAGACUUAAUCGGCCCAGCUGUACUGCCACACUACCUGCGGCGCUUGACAGAAACAAUCCUACCACACUCUCAAGCAAAAAAGCUCAUCUUCGAUGGCUGUUACAGAAUCAACAAGUCCAGACAAGCCCCAACGGAGGCCACCGGGACAUUAUAGUGAGAUGUCACUCACUUUCCAGCAAAAAUCGAAGUCUGACAGCAGUACAGGGUAAAACUCCUUGCGAAUUUGAGGGAUCCAAGCUCACAUUCUUCCAAGAUCUAACUAGGAAUACACUGCAAUGGAGGAGGUAUCUUGGAGAAGUCACAGGCCAGCUGCGAAAGGCCGGGGUGGAAUACCGCUGGACUUUACCAAGAUCCCUUAUGGCUACUACUACAGAUGGUAGAGUGCUGAGACUCGCCUCCCUCACAGAUGCCACCACCUUCCUCCAAACAUUGGGGAUCACUCCAAACACAGCCAAGUUGAAUGCCUCCCUCACCAACCACAGCAUGAGUGGAGCCUUUCCGAUCUCGAAGCAGGGAGAAGCCUGGAGUGGCAACCUGAGCUACCUGAAGAGCAGCACAUUAUGUUCACAUGUGUUAUUCAUAUGUUUUCUUGUUGAUGCACCCACUCUAUUUAACUCCACACCCGCUCUACACUGUAUAGGUUGCUGUCAGUUUUUGCCUAACCAGACCUGACACGCAGUCAAAAUUAGUGGUAUCACCUUGACCUAGGAUGGCUCCAUUAGCUUGGAUGGAACUCUAGGUUCUUAAACAAAUAUUGUUUUCGCCCCUCUGGAACCCACACGAAAAGGGUCUUUAACCCAACCAGCCACAUAGUCUGCAGAUACCUGUCACCAUACCAGAGGUGCCACUCCUCAUAGUGCCCAUUAGCUAGCGCACACGCAAACCAUAACUUUCUUGGCUAACUAGAUGGCUUACAGACUUGACCGACCUAAAGGUUCUGAGUAGCGCGUUUCUCUCCACUGUUAUGAUAUGCCAGUUUCGCCAACAAAAGGGUAUCUGCACCGGACACAACUUGUCAUUAAUAUAAAUCUUAUUAACCAGCACCACCUGACCCACAAACGUAAUAAAAAAUAAAUAAAAGAGGUUAUCAUUACCAAAUGCUAUGUAUUGUUGCAAAUGUAAAUCACACUAUUGUUAUCACUGCAUCCAAUCUGACUAUUGUAAACUGAUGUUUUUACCGCAGUAAAACAAAGAUUGACAAAACAUUUUUUGGAUCCCAGAUACAUUUGAUUGCCAAGUCCGUACAAUGGCAGGUCUUAACCAGGAACAUUUUUAGUGGGCACACCAAUGUUCUUAAAGAGGAGCUGUCCCUUCUUGAAAAGUGACAGUUCCCAGUUCCUUCAAUGUGUUAAUCACUAUUGUAACAUUUACUGGGGUGAAUAAAGCAGCAUAAGUAAUUAAAAAAAUAAAAUAAAAAUUGCCACACAAAAGUAUAUAUUUAUAUAAAGUAGACAUCACAGGCUUUUAACCUAAGGUUAUUUUGACACUUUUUACACAGUAAUUUUAUCACCAAUCUCUGCUAAAUAUUGGAGUAAAGCUGUGGGGGGGUUUGGUUUUUGACACACAAACUUAUAACAAAGAUCUCCUCAUGUGUAUUUCGUAAACUCGGUGUGUGCUAUUCGUUACAUCUGCUGAGUGCAGCGAUACCCCCAUUGUAUGUCUUUGGCACUAUUUCGUGAAGCUACAGUGCCGUAUCGGAGACACGUCCAUUUCAGUAUUUACAGUAGAAUUUUGAGAGACUGAUUUGAUGGGCCUAUGUUUCAAUUUGGGGUAUUAUAGCAGUUUGACUGUUCAAAAAAAAACCCACAAAGGCCUACCAUUUGUAAAGGUAGACACCAUGGGGUAUCUCAUGUGGUGCAUAUUGUGCCUUAACAUGCCCCCAUUGUUUCACCAAUAAAUGUCAAAGUUUGUGGUAAAAAAUAAUUUAUGGCAUUUUUUACAUACGUAUUACAUUUUUGCAGGGCAUUUUCUAUAUAUGAUAUGUUCCACUAUGAUCAAAGCCCCAAAAUUAUGCUCAGCCAAGUCUUCUGAGUAAAACGAUACCACCAAUGAAUGUCAUUGGCACUAUUUCAUGAAGCUACAGUGCCAGGAGACCUGUCCAUUUCAGUAUUUACAGUAGAAUUUUGAGAGACUGAUUUGAUGAGAAUUUGAGGUAUUAUAGCAGUUUGACUGUUCAAUAAACCCCCACAAAGGCCAACCAUUUGUAAAAGUAGACACCACCACGGUAUUUCAAAAAGGGGGUAUUUUAAACCUUAGUGUAGAAUCUUUUUUUUUGCAAGUUUGUAUAAAGUCUAGUAGCAAUUAAAUUUUUUUUUUGCCUUUUUGAAACACACUUGGAGCUGUUACUGUAUAUUUUGCUAUACUUAUGUGUGCUACGGCAGUAUAACACCUAAUAUGUUGCUCAGCUAUGUCGUCUUAGUACAACAAUAUCCCCAUGUGUACCUUUUUCCGAGAUAUGUGGAUGUUGAUGGGGUACAUUUGAGACACACCAAUUUCAUAUUUUUCAAAAGCGAAUGCUGGGCCCAAGUCUAAUUUUAGCAGCUCGUGAUAGCAAAUUACAUCUCAGAGGCCACAUCUAUUUUUAAAUAUAAGCAGCUCAUCAAUUCAAAUUCUGAACAAGUGCAUACUAUUUGCUGUGAAAGGGGGAAUAUUUGGCGUAAACUUAUCAGGGCGUAGUACCCAGUCAUCUAUGUCACGGGCAACGCUGUCACUGAUUCGGGAACCAAAACACAUAGGCAGACCACAAAGAGAGAGAACACAGAGAGUGAAACUUGUAAUGCCGGUUAGAAUGACCGGGCUAAACAAGCAGAGAAUAGUCAAGUUCCAAGCCGAGGUCAAGGAUCAGAGAAGACAGGAUAAACGGGAGACAAAGACAAGAUUCGGUAGCUGCGACCUUGUGAGUGCAUACACCAUGGAUGGUGGUUAGGAUGAAUACCUCGUUUUUAUAACCGUACUUUAGUGCCGGCAAUUCAUCCAGCAGAGAGCUGCUGUUCCCCCCUUCCCCACCCCUUUUUCCCCUUUCUCCUUUUUAUUUUUUUUCUGCUAGAGCCUUUGGGAAACCCGUGUGACUCUUCCAGAUCGGAUAGUGCCACAGGCCACGGUCUCAAAGCAGUACAGCAUUUUUAGAAGUGGGAUACUAUUGUAAAAAUUAGCAAUAUACUAUAUUUGGGCAACCUGGGGGAUCAUGGUGGCUAUCUGUUCCUUCGCAUACACGGAAGGUGUACACAUAGCCACUGCCACUUUCACACAAUUUAUAAAAUUUUAUCCCAUAUUGGGAUCUUUUGGAUGGGAUGUACUGUUUAAACCCCAGUCUUCCCUUAUACUUCACAUGGGAUUCGUCAAUAGAAAUAUGUUUUUGGGGGUAUGAAUAGUGGCAAAUUUUUCAUUAAAGUGGGCGAUUACAGGGCGUAUUUUAUAUAGAACAUCAUAUUGCGGAUGUCCUUUUGGGUGGCACUUCGUAUUGUCACUAAAGUGCAUAAAUCGCAGUAUGUCUUCAUAUCUGUCCCUAUUCAUUGUCUGGGAAAAAAUGGGGGUAUUGCAAAUGUGGUUUUUAGACCAAUACAUUUUAAAGGUGGGCUUUUUAGUUAUUCCAAUUAACAUUGUCCGUGCCUAGAAUUGUUUCAAUUCUGGCACAAUGGUGGUGACUGCAUGACUAUCUCCCCAAAAAUAUCAUCCCCCGAAAACAGCUGCAUACAAUCCAGCGCAUUAUAGACAGACCGGUCAGACUGUAUGCCAGGUUUUGGCAGUGAAUUCUGGGGAUGUCUGGUUACAAAUUUUUUAGGGGGUAACUAGUCAUCUGCGCCAUGUUCAGCAUCAGGGAAAUCAGCAAAUUCUCAUGAUGAUCCUGCAGUAUUUGGCACAUAGUCCCUGUCCUCUGCGUCACUCUCUGAGGCAGUGUCUGUCGCCUCUGAGGCAGACGCUAACAGGGCAUAAGCCUCCUCUGCGCCAUACUUUCUAAACAUUGUGUACUACGGUAAUAAACUAUAACUAAAUAACUAGCAGACGGCGAACAUAUGCAGUAAACUUUGACCCUGUACCUCACAGUCAGCAGACUCAUUCCAGCCAAUCAGCAGCAGACCCUCCCUCCCAGACCCUCCCACCUCCUGGACAGCUCACUAAGAAUGCAGCUUCACAAUGAAUGUAAAAUGGAUGCUGUCCAGGAGGUGGGAGGGUCUGGGAGGGAGGGUCUGCUGCUGAUUGGCUGGAAUGUGUCUGCUGACUGUGCGGUACAGGGUCAAAGUUUACCGCAUAUGUUCGCCGUCCGCGGCAGACCGUUUGGGACAUCACUAAUUGUAACCCCUUAUGGUUAUUUAAAGAAAUCUAAUUUAACCACUGAGGGUAAAAAAAUAAACUUGAUCACAGUAAAGUACUGUGAUCUGUAUUUUGAUUGCUGCUUGCAGUGAUCAAUCAGCAGGGAAGGGUUCUUUUUUUUUUUUUAAAGCACAGGCUAAAGGGGAUUUGGAAUCUCUUCAAACAAUUUAUCUUCAGGGACACAAAGUAACAACGAUCCAUCUCUCUCCACUUCACAAACCCAACAGAGGUGGAGGGAGGCGGAUCUGAUAUCCCAGCAGCAUUUUGACCGCUGUGACGGGUAGAGAUGUCGCGAACCGUUCGCGAACGGCUCGCCGCGAACUGUUCGUGGAGAGCUCCAUUCAGCUGACACAUCCCGGCCAAUCUCCAGCAGUCCUCCCACCUCCUGGACAGCUGCCUUCUACAUAGAUGCUGUCCAGGAGGUGGGAGGGUCUGGGAGGUAGGGUCUGCUGGAGAUUGGCCGGGAUGUGUCAGCUGACCGGAGCUUGUGGCGAGCCGUUUGCGGGAAGUUCGCGAACGGUUCGCGACAUCACUAGUGACGGGCUGCGACAUCGCGAUUUGAUGUUGCUGGUCUGCCACUGACUCGUAGACACCCAGCAACAUCAUUAACCACGCGAUCGCCGGCACGGCGGCGAACUGGGGUUAAUUUUAGCGUGUCAGUCAUCCAUCUUUAAGUGCUUCCCCAGCAUGACGGACUGGGUCCCUCAUCGUCCUUAAGGGGUUAAUAGCUUUGUCUGAUAAACAAGAAAGUGUCUGAAGUCCUGUGGCACUGACCAUCGAUGCACUAAAAAACGUUUUGGUGUGUGUGUUAUAUGCGCUAUUGAGCACUAUAGAUAUGCUUCUCCUGCCCCUCCAUUUGCAAUACAGCCUGUUCCAAUACUGUUCCUUCAAUGUGUUAAUCACUAUUGUAACAUUUACUGGGGCGAAUGAAGCAACAUAAGUAAGUUAAUAAAAUAAAUGUUCUUACAUCCACUACACUUCUGUGUUCUGGUUAUCUGACUUUUUCCUUGAUACCAAGGGUGUCUACAAUGAAAUUCCACUCACACAAAUGAGCACUAUGUGGUUGGCUAGAAAGGUGCCAUACCUCCAGUACGGGUCUGGGCUAUACGUCACCAGGCACACUUAUUUAGUGUUAAACUGUUUGAAAAGGGUUUAAAACUGGAGUGACAGUGAUAGGAGACUACAAUAAAUUCAAUGAUAUUAAAUGGUUAGAGCGCCUACAGUGACUUGGCCCAUCUCCAUUUAAACAGACCUUGAUUGCUACACCAUGCCUAAGUGACCAUUAUCAUAAAACUAUGAAAGUUGCAUUUACUGACUUUCUAUUGCUAGAAUCCAUAUUGCAACCUUGACUUGAAAGCAAACAAAACUAAACUCGAUCAUUUUUACAAGGUAUUCAUUAUAUAAUAUGUAGUUUAGCUAGUGACUUUGGAAACACAGACUCUGUCUGCUAGUUGCAUGAAGUGCAGUUAUAACCCAGUGUAAAGAAUCUCACACACAUAAUUUAAUUGCAUGUUCUCUAAAGCCAAAUGGUACAUUUGAGCACUAGUCAGGGGUCAAGUCCUGGGGAAAAAAGUGUGGGAACUCACCCAAGAUUCCCGCCCCGCCCCCCCCUUUAAAAAAAAAAAAAUUACACUCCUAUGCAUAUAGUGCAGUGCAGGGUGUGUAUAAUGAAUGUAGUGUGUUUGUAGUGAAUGCAGAGUGUGUAUAAUGAAUGCAGUGUGUUUUUAGUGAGUGCAGAGUGUGUACACAGAAUGCAGUGUGUUUGUAGUGAAUGCAGAGUGUGUAUAGUGAAUGUAGUGUGUAGUGAGUGCAGAAUGUGCAUAAUAAAUGCAGAGUGUGUAUAGUGAAUGCAGAGGGUGUAAAGUGAAUGUAGUGUGUUUGUAGUGGUUAAUGAGAUAAAAGCUCAGAUUCUUGUGACCUUUGCACUUUUAUUACUGUUCGACAGGAUAUUUGCAGAAGUAAUGUCAGAGAUGCUUCUGGAUUUAAUUUUACUGCACACAACAGGAGACAAAUAACAGUAGAAUUUGUAUGCAUACACAGCAAUAAGAAAAUGCUGGAUGCUUGUCCAAGGCAGGGGCACUCAUCCACCAGAGCCUAUUCACUGUGUAGAGCAUUGGUUCGGUUGGGUGUAUUGGUUGAUGUAUUCCCAUAGAGCCAUCUGCUCCCUCAAUUCAGUGCUACUGAUGCAUCUACAAAAUUCAAUUAGUGUCUUCCACCCAUGCCAGACAUGUCAUUUGUGACUCUGCCAUCUCCUACAUGUCAGUUCUACUUAAUUUUUUUUCUUUGUGGCUCUUUCCAUGGUAGGAAUACAGGUGGUAAUGUGCCCCAGUAUCCGAACCCCAUCUGCACGGUGAAUAUCUUUACAAAUGCUGGGAUUUCUAGUAAUCAUUUGUUUGGCUGAAUAAAAUGGUUGCAUGCCGAACAAAUAUAUUCGUGUUUGUGCACAUUGUCUUCCUUUUUCCAUUUCCGUAAAUAUUCCAUCUAUAAGGAUGUGGGUACACUUAUUACAUAUAGCCAAACAAGGGAAAUUUCCAUGAUCUAAAAUUAAAUUAUGAAUUAUCCAUGGGGUGUAUUUACUAAACAUUGAAUUGACAACUGACUUGCAAAAUGUAGUUCACCGUGGCAGAGGUGUAAACGUUUUUUCAGGCAGUUCUGCUACUAUCCAGGCUUCAAAAGUUGCCCUGCACAGCAAGCCAUAGCAUACUCAACAGGGAUGUUUUUUCUACUCACCAGGGCUAGUUUGCUAGUUGCCAAUUGCUAGCAUUGCUCUGUCUAAGGAAAGAUAGCUGUUUCACCGGAUAUCCUCUUGUGGCCUGGAUCUUGCGUUUGAAAAUGUUAUAGUAUGUAGCCUGUUACUGUACUUGAGCUAGAGAAUGUUUGCAUAUUGGCUAUUUUGUCAGUUCAUAACAAUUUUAUAUUGCAUAUAUUGUAAACUUAAUAAACCCCCCAAUGCCUCCAGUAUUAUGGGUAGAUAGGCCAAACCUUUAGGGGGCGCACAUUUUUAUUUUAGCUCAUGUAGUUUAGAAUUAAAAUCAAUGUGUUUGCAGAAUUACAAAACUCUAUACACAACAAUUGAAUUAACAUAAAUAUUUGAAGUUUUGAUGUGAUGCUUACAAUUUACAAUUCUAAUGCUCAUUCAGUAAAGAACUUGAAAUGAUAGUAUAAGUAGUUUAGUAGUAGUUUUUGGUAAUUUUAUUUUCUUAGUAUGUGGAAGCUUUAACAUAUAAAAUUCUACUUGCAUGAUGAACCUGCACUAUGGCUGCAGUUUGAACAUUAUAAUUCGACAUUUAAAGUGUGAAUUGUCAGGAAUCCAAUAUGACUUUAAAGUGAAUGUUCUGCCAAAAGAAUUUUUAUAAUAGUAUACAUUGGAAUAAUUCUUUGUCACCUAUAUUUUCUUUUUGACUACUAUGGUUUAAAGGGUUACUCCAACCGUUUUAGCCAAAAACAUUGCAUUUAAUGUAGAAUGCCUUAUUAUUCACUGGGUCCACUCCCCCCACUAUAGGUAUGAAGACUGUAUAAAAAAAAAUAAAAAAAACCCUUGAUAAAUAAGCUUACCUGGAAUCCAGUGGCAGGCUAAGCUCUCCCUGCCGCCUUCCAUGCCCUGUCUGACACUCCUUCCCUCACUGAGGUCCAAUCAAAUGAUUUUCAUAGAGAAGCUUUUUAUUUUGCCGUUCUCAAUGGCUCUGAGCACAUGUGCGUGCUCUUGUGAGGGUGGAUGAGGAAAGGAAUUAAUAAGAAAAAAAAAGAACUGUCAAUUGAUAGAGGCAGGGUGGGAGCGCACCAAGGAAGUGCACAGACUAUAUAGACAUUUUUGCACAGAUUUAACAUUAGGCAGCCUGGAAUAGAGUGCCUAAAUCACAUGUGCCAGGGUUGUAACUAGCUAGCCCCGAACACAAAAGUGCAUAUAUCUCUGUAUGUGCAAUGUUUCAAGCAGAAAUGCCGCUCAUACAGAUUUCUACCACCAUGACCACAUCUAAAAGCAGAAUUGGUCAUGGAGGUUGGAGUAACCCUUUAAAAUUGGGCACUUGACACUUUUAAUGAAUAACCCUGUGUAUAAGUUAUAGAACUCCCAACUCUCCGAGAUCUACCAGGAACAUCUCUGAUUCAAGACCUUAGUAAAACCAUAUGAUAUCCAAUGCAAAACACUCAGCCGGGUUAAUUGUGUGUGUGUGUGUGUGUAAGGUACAAGCAUAUCUCACAGCACUUGAUGAUGCCUGAAUAGCAGGAGAUAAUAUUUAUUUCAGAAGCAGAGGAAGGGAGACUUGUCCAGCUCCAAAUUAUCCUCUGAUCAGAGCUUUAUGGAAUAUUUUUCAUGUAUGGCCCUUUGAGCCCAGUAACAUGGGGAACAAACAUGUGCCGUACUGCUUGUGAGAAAUAGCUGUUGUGCUUUUAAAGUGUAGAUUUUUAUUUAGCUUUUUUAUUUAUUUAUUUAAGACAGAACUAUUGUUCAUGGGUUUUGAAGUACUUGUAAAUAUAGUCAGACUGUCCAGUAGAUAAGAGCAGCAUAUUGUCUCAUUGCUAAAUUGGCUGCAUUGCACGGGAUUGAUGCUGCCACCACACCAGACAAAGUGUAAUGGGAUAAUAGAAGGCCAGACAAUUGAUUUGGAUGAACCCACGCCGCUAUAGUCCACAAAAUACAUACAAUAUGCAAAUGAAGAGUAUUCUGGCAGUGUCUGCACCCUUAGGAGAUACAUUCAGAAUAUCUGUUAUUUAUGCCUACUGACUCCCAAAGGACUAAGAAAACAACAGAAAAACCAAGUUUGUAUUUUUGUGAGAGACAAGCAAAGCAGCAGGCAGCUGUGUCUUCUAUAAGUAAACAUCGAACCACUUCUGGCCCUAAAAGGUCUGGGUCACUUGCUUAUAAUACAGACCUGGAAAUAUCUGUGCUAUCUCUUUGCCUGUCUGUCUCUGUAAUUAUAUUCUGGUGUCUGUUAUAAUCAGUUUUGAUGCUAGAUUACGUUCAUUCAUAGAAGCUCUGUUAAUUUCAGACUGACCUUCUGGUACCUUGUUUAAGUAUGUGGCCAGAAGCUGUUUCUAGUUGGGGGGUUUUAAGGCACAUAACUCACUUUGAGACAGCUGUGUCAUUCAGAAAGCUUUAGCCUCUGCAGGCUGAAAAAGCAGAUACAUGUUUUUAUCCCCAUAUUUACAUGCUUCUUCUUUCAUAUGCUUUCCACACCAACUCCAGUGAGGACAUUUUAUCCCUAGGAAUGCUGGAAAGUGCUUUGGGCCUGCCUGACAGAUUAAAACAUGUACAGUUGAAAGAUCUCUUCACCAGUUUUGGUUUGAAUAUUUGUUUAAAAUAUUUGUUUGAAAAUGCUGUUUGUUUCAUUCAUUCCUCAUCAUACAUAAAUGGUAACGUUAUGGUGUGGUGUGUUUUUUUUAUUUAUUUUUUUUUUUUAUAAAUGGUAUUUGUGUAGCCAUUUAAAUGAAGUGGACAAUGACAGACACAUAACACAAAAAAGGAAUGAAGGAAGAACUUGGAUGUAGUUAAAUCACAAUGACAAAACUACCAAGGUGCAUCAAAAUAGGUUGCUUGUUAAUUAGGGGGUAUAUCCCAGCUAUAAAGAAGGUCUGCCAAUUAGUACUUUAAUAUGUGAAACUUUAAAGCAUUAUGAGUUAACAAAUAUAGCUCCCAAGAUUCCAAAGAGUCUUUAUCAGAUAUGUCAUAAGAAACUUUAAAUUAUUACAAUUUCAGAAAUAAUUAAGGCAUAUGCUAUAAGUAGACGAAUAUGCUCAUAUAAAAGAAUGGUGGAUGCAAGUCAAAGCUCGCUAUCACAGAUAAACGUAAUGUGAUACAAACAUCACUUGUAUCUAAGGCUUUAAUCCAUAGGAAUAAUCUGAACUAUGCUAUGGAUAAAAAAAAAAAAGUUAUGUUAUUACGGCACGUGGACCCACAGAUACAAGAUUCUAACCUAUAGGGCCAUAGUAAUGUAUAACGGAAAAUGCUUAUUUAAAACAUAUAUACCUUUAGCAGGGUUAUAAUAGGGCAAUGAUAACUUGACAUAACAUGAUCCACCCAGGCCAAUGAUUUACGACUUAGAUUUUAUAGCAGUAUACACCUACUAUCAAAACAAGUAUUAAAGCUAACACAUGAAGACUUAAAACCUGGACCAUUUUUUGGGGAAAAAUAAUAAUCUGGCCUUAGUGACUUUAUAUCAUUUAUUCUCUGCCCUAGUUUAAUUAUAGCAUAAGGAAGGCUGUAGGCAUAUUUCCAACACUAACUUUUAUAAUGUCCUGUUUUGCAAAUUUGUAUUAUGAAUAUUAGACUAUUUAAUUGUGCCAUCUGCACGUUGUGUUGCAAAACUCAGUUCUGUUAUUUGCCAAUGUUCUGUGAUGACCAUGCCACCAUGCAAACUGUUAAGAGCCUUCAGUAGGCUCAUUAAUUUACCAGAUUUAUACGUCAUUGAACUAUUUAUGGUAAGUUGUGUAAUGUUCUCAAGUUGGAUAUAAGCUUUAACUCUUGAAUAAUGGUGUAGUGCCCCAGUAUUUAUAUACUAGUCGGACAUUAUUACAAGUAUUGAAGCUGUUCUGAUGGCAAAUGGUGGCUCUGCUUCUUACUAGGUUCUUGCUAUUCACAUAUUGCUAGGUGUUACUGUUAUUUUGUACAUUCUUUCUAUAUAGUGUGUGAAAUGUAGUCUUCAGGCAAGAAACCGUGAAAUGAUAAUAAUGUGUCUGUGUGUUUGCCAAGGGAACUGAAAGAUGGAAAUUAAGUGAGUUGAUAUAUUGUAUUAAUAUCUGGCCAAGCACUUGUAAUACGCUUCGGUCAGUAAUAACCAAAAGGGCAUACAAUUAUUUAUAGAACAGCACAGACAUACAAAUGUCACUUUAAUUCAUCUGGAUGAGAGCUUGAUUUCAGAGUAGCUGUGUAGCCCUGGAUGGAAAAUGAGUCUUAGGGAUGGUUGCAAGCCUUUGAGGUCAGCCUGGGGGUUUCUCUUUUCAGCAUGAUGCUUUGAGAUUUAAGUCUAUCAUCCUGUUCUAAUUUUCAGCUCACCACUCUUUUGUGUAUGAUAGGUGGCUGUGAAAAACAACAUUGAUGUCUUCUACUUCAGCUGUCUCAUACCUCUCCACGUGCUGUUUGUUGAGGAUGGAAAAAUGGGUAAGAGACCAUCUUUCAUUUUAAUUCUGAUAACACUAGUAUGGUUGGCAAUAUAUUUUUUGUCACUAUUUUGAACUUUUAUCAUUGUACUUGUGUUUGUACACGUUGUACAUUUGUACCUUAGCACCUUAUUGUACUAAUUGAGUAAUAUUUACAAGUAGUCACUUAAGGGUAUACUAUUUUAACGUUAAUUCACAUUGCGCACAAAUUCUUUUACACUACUAUGCUGUCAGUUUAGCUACUUUGGCCUUAAAUUUGCCAUUCACUUUGAAUUCUUACUUUAGUAUGCUUGGGACAUGGACAUAUUUGUCACUAGGUUGUAAACGCCAUGGUUCACAACCCAUGGAACAUUUACCUCAGGUGUUAUGCAUAUCACAAGCAAGGGGUAUGUGGGGGGGUAGAAUGACCAAAAGAUCUCAGUGAGGGAGUAUGUGGCCUGAAACUCAGGUGGGCACAGUUCAUAAUCUAUUUUAUUGCAAACCAACACUUCACAAUGGAUCAAAGUGCUGUUACCAGCUUACCAUGGCAUUCACAAAGCACCAAACAGGAGGGAUGUGCAAACCACAAGCACCUCCCAAUGAACAUAUUAAUAACUCCCUAACCAGAGAUAAGUUUCAAGCACCGAAGAUAUUAACCCACUUCCUGAAAAGCAAGCUAGAGUGGGGGCAAUGAAAUAAAAAUGUAACAUUUUUAUAUCUAAAAACAGGUUGCAAAAGCUUCCUUUCUUCCCAAGCCCAGACUUUCUGUGGCUGUCCAAUUCCACAGACUUCCCAAUGCAGCCCAAUGACAAGUCUUUGCAAGGCAGGCGCACUGCUUGUCUCUUGAGUUUAGCUCCACUGCUAUAAACAACAAGGAAGUAAUGGACGUAGCUGAUAAUCAAAAUAGUUAGUAUAGCAAUCUAUCAUUAGGAAUACGUGUUUGUAUUCCUAAUUUCACAGCAGGGCUCAAAAUUUCCACUCACCCACAAGCCAAUUGUGUAUAAAACUUCAGAACUGGAGAGUAGAAAGUCACCUGUGGUGAAUCUACUAUUGACCCUCCAGGCAUUUAAUGGCUGGUAACCUUUAAGGCCUGGUUAGUAAUGUGAUAUUUGAGCUCUGCUCUGGAGUGUACCUUUUAAUGGGAAGUGUGUCGUGUUGUUGAAGCACUGGAAGAUGCAUCUGUUGGCGCUUGCCCGAUGUCAUUGAGAAAUAAACUCAAGAGUGAGUUAGAAUGGUAGCAGCUAUAAGUUUGGUGUUCAACUCCCGCAAAUUGCAGACAGACUGAGACGUUCAUGUCCAGAUUCUGCCCCAUAGAAGAUCACAUAAAUGUGUUUGUAUAGGUGUGUGUGUGUGUGUGUGUGUAUGUAUAUAUAUAUAUUUAUAUCCAUAACUAUUUUGUAGCAGCCAUUUUUAAAUCUCUUUCCGAGCACUUUCUAGAUCCUGGGACAUUGCCACGUCUUGCAGGUUCAUAAAAUAUGGCAAGUCUAUGAAAUAUUUAAACACUCAGCACUUUGAUACAAACUGCAGUGAUGCUGUCAGAAUGACCUUCUGCAUUACACAGCAAGCAAAAGCAUUGAUUGUGACAGCAAAAUGCAACGGCUUGACCUAGCUGAUGUACCCAUUUACAGCUCAAUGUUAAACGCCACAAAAUAAUACAUAAAGCUCUAUAGUGUGUCAUGAACACAACAUCCCUGACACUGGGCAAACAUAAAUUGGAAGUCCAUAGUGCAGAACUUAGGAUUUUCACUUCUUAUUUGUUCAGUGACAGGGGUGUUGUGCAUUUAUGUGUAUAGUAAGUUGUAUAGCAUUUUUGUCUUCAUUCUCAAUUUGUAAUAACUAGAAAGAUGAUGGUAUCUAAUAUAUGUGCAUGAGGUGCUUUCUGUGUCUGUUCAGUCUAUUAAAAUGGAAAUAUAUACAUUGCCUCCUGUGCACACGUCUGGGACCAUGAUGAUUGACCAUACAGAAGACUGUCAUGUAUUGUCACUAUCUCUGCUUAAUGUAGAACUGUGUUUCUGCAACAGCUUGGGAUCUUCCUUUAGCCAACCUUGAUGAAGAAAAUUCGCUCUGCCUUGAUUAUAAGUGGUACUGGAUUAAUAAAAUAAUUCAUGUGUUUUUGCAAAGAAAAACAUUAUUGCAGUUUAAUAAAACGUGUGGAUAUUUUAAAUUCCACUUAAAGUGCUCAAAGCUUUCAAGAGACAGGCUGUGAUAAGACAAGUGGGUAAAAGGAAAAAUCUGUAUGAAUGUAGAUAGCUAAUAAAGUAUACUAAAGGGACAAAGCAGAAUAUAGAAAAGCAUAUGACAUAUGUUCAAGGACUGCACAAAUCAUUUGGUGAACUCCUUGCUGCAGGGGUGGACUGACCACUCAGGCACAUCGGUCAUGGACCGAGGGCCCGUGGCAGCCAGGGGCCCGGAGCUGCUGUGGCUGGGCUGGGGAGAUCAAAGGAUCUCCCCAACCAGCCCAGCAUUAAAUAAGGCAGCAAUGCAGUGUGAAGCCAGCAGGAACCUUUGAUACCUGGUCUCUCAUAAACUUCCCGGGCAGGAGAGCUCUACAUUUGUAGAAGAGGAGGGGAAUGUCCUCCUCCCUCAGCCCCUCCCCUCUAUGAAGUCAAAGGUAAACCCCUACGGGCCCCUGUGAGCUUCUCCCAUGUGCAGCACCAGCUGCAGAGGCCCACAGCACCUAAGCUCAGCCCCAUUUCCAACCCGGCCAUGCUGUAAGGAACAGCCUUUGUUCCAGGCUUCCAGCUCUCCAUUCACAGCAGCAAAUGGUGAGUGGCAGUGUGAUCUUGUGUGUGUAUUGAGCCAAUGUGUAAUGAGCCUGUGUUUAGUGAGCUUGGGUGUGUGUCAGUGAGCUUGUGUGUGACACUGAGCUUGGGUGUGUGUAGUGAACUUGUGUGUGUCUCACUGAGAUGUGUGUGUGUGUGUGUCAGUGAGCUUGUGUAUGUGUGUCAGUUUUCUGUAGUGUGCUUGUGUGUGUAUGUGUGUCAGUGAACUGUGUGACUGUGUGUGUAGUUAGAGGUUUGACGCUUGUAUAUAUCAAUUAGCUUUCUGUUGUGAGCGAUGUGUAGUGAUUAUUUAUAUAGUGAUCUUGAAUGUCUGUGGGUGAGCUUGUCUGUAGUGAGAUUUCUGUAGUGAGCUGUGUGAAGUGAUUUUUCUGUUGUGAACUUUUGUGUCUGUGAGUUAGCUUGUGAGUGUGUCAGUGAGCUUGUGUUUAGUGAACUUGUGUGUGUGUGUCUGAGGUUUCUGUAGCAAGCUGUGUGUAGUGAGCUUGUGUGUGUGUCAGUGAGCUGUCCAUAGUGAGCUGCAUAGGUUUGUGUGUAGAUAGAGGUUUGUAGUGAGCUUGGAUAUGUCAGUGAACUUUCUGUAUUGAGCUUGGUGUGUGUAGUGAGCGGUGUGUAGUGAUUAUUUCUAUAGUAAUCUUGAAUGUCUGUUGGUGAACUUGUGUGAAGUGAGAUUUAUGUAGUGAGCUGUGUGUAGUGAUCUUUCUAUAGUGAGCUUGAAUGUCUGUAAGUGAGCUUGUGUGUAGUGAUUUUUCAGAAUUAAGCCUGUGUGUCUGUGAGUGAGCUUGUGGGUAGUGACAUUGUGUACAUGUCAGUGAGCUGUCUGUAGAGAGGUUCUUGUGUAUGUCAGUGUAAACUGUCUGUAGUGAGAUGUGUGUAGGAACUUGCCUUUUUGCAUGUAUGUGCAAGAACGAACAUUUUGAAUAAUAAUAAGAAAUUAUAUAUAUCUCAAGGGGCCCAAUAGUUAAUUUUGUCCAGGGGCCCAGAAGUCUGUCAGUCCGUCCCUGCCUUGCUGCCGUUUGAAAUGUCUAAAGAUUACUUUUUCAUCUGCAGACACGAACUGGUAAAUGCACUUGUGUGUAUUUGUAUCUGUCUUUGUAUGUCUGUACCUGUGUAUCUCUAUGUAUGUUUGUUUUUUUGUGUGGUGGUGGAGUGUGUUAUUGCAUGCUAGGCCCAGGGGCCCCAAGCAAAGGCCGGCCCUGGGUAUAUUAAGUGUAUUCCUGAUAAAGCACCCAUGUGAACAGUAGUGAUUGUAACUGUUCUCCUGUAUUUACAUACUUAAAAUCUGACUUGAAAGUAGCUUUGGGAUGUCUUCCCAAUACCUUCAUUGUUACUGAUUGAUAGGUGUCCGAUGGAACCGCUGCAGUUGCUGCAGAAUAUUGCACACAUUGUCCCAAUAUCAUACUUUCAUACGUAAAGAGACUCUGCUAUAUGUAAUGUGUCAAGCUUCAACAAACCCAUGUAUAUAUUAUGUUUGCCAAGUGAUUAGGUGAGCAGAUAUGUAGAAAAUUGACUUUUUAUUAUCUCUUCUUGCCCAGGCUGUCAGGUCACUGCAUGAAAGACUCUGUCCUGAUAUUAAUGUAAGAAUCCUUUUAAUGUAAACCCUUUCUCUUGCAGAACGACAAGUCUUCCUGGCCACAUGGAAGGACAUCCCCAAUGAGAAUGAGCUACAGUUCCAGAUUAAAGAGUGCCACUUGAAUGCAGGUUGGUCACAGUGAAAUUGGGUGUCUGAAUUUUAUGCUUCUUAGUUGAACUGUUGCAUGAUGAUCCGUGAUCAGUAGCCGUUGUGUAGAACGCUGAUUAGGGCUAGUACAAGGAUGUUUGCCUCACUAUGCAAUCACGUUUGCACCCUUCCCCCUUACAUGCUACAUCUUCCUUCAGUUUCUUUUUCCAGUAUGUGUUUGUCCAUAGUUUUUAUUAACCCUUGUCUUCUCCUCAGUUUCUGUUUCCAUGUUUUCUGUCUCCCAGUCUCUUUCCCAUUAUUUCUCUGCCAGCCUCUUCCUUCUGUCUUUAGCAUCAAUCAGCUCAAUCAGCUUCAACCUUUUCUUUGCCAUUUUCUAUAUCCUCACCCUCCACGAGCAUAGUCGCUGUCUCUUCAGCAGUCUACCUUUACUCUGUAUUUAGCCAAGUGCAAAAAAGUUUGUAUUAAAACGAAACACAAUAAAACCUCCCUUCGUGUCAACCCCUCCUCCCCCCUCAAGGCUGAUGCAUGUUCAUAUGCACUAGUUGCAUAUUAUAGUAGAUCUUGCCUUUUACAGAUUGUAUGAUAUAUUUGAGGUGCCAAUUUGACAUUCAGGUCACUGAGCUCUGGUAUAUGAUUUUUCUGAUUGAAAGGCUACACCAAGUGCCUCUGAUUCAUCUGUUAUCAUUUGCUCUGAUCUUAUUGAUACAAAAAGAUAAGUCCUGCGUUCACUCCCAUCACUCCUGGGUGGCAGCAACGACCACAGUACACAUCAGCCGCAAUACAUACAGUAAAAACAAAAGAAAAAGUUACCUGCGCUCUCUCCUGAAUGCCUAUGAUAAAUCCAUAAGUGCCUCUGAUUCAUCUGUUAUCAUUUGCUCUGAUCUUAUUGAUGCAAUCCAAUGGGGGGCAUAUUUCGCUGAAGUGCACCGUCUGCAAACCUCUGUUUUCAGUUGUUGUUUAUUAACGGUUUCAGAAAACAAAACAUACUAGAAGCUGUUUCAUAGCAUUCUACAUCAAUACUUUAAUAUUUCAGAGCCAUUCUGCUUAUGCUUAAUGAAUAGUUUCACAGACAAAUAAAUUAUGAGCCUACUGUUUUAAGGAUUUCAGUAAAGCACUAAUGAGGUAUUCUGCACAUAAGAUGUCCACUUAUAUAUGUGGUAGACCUUUCUGUAAUUGUGUUUAUCAUCACGUAUUUAAUCCUCUAUUUAGAAGGUAUCAUAGAAUAUCCUGCAUUUUACUCUUUUCCACAUCCUGGAAUUCAACCAGUAAUCUAUUAGUUUGCCUGGUUUGCUUUAGUACCUCUGCAGUUGAAGUUAGGGAGAAGAGAUUCUACUUUGACAUUUGACCGUAGAUGAGAAACCUAAACGCCCAAACUAUUAUCCAUUACCUUGACAAAAAGCACUGCUAUGGAUUAGUCUUCAGAUCAAGCUUUAGGGUGUCGGGGUGUGGGCGUAUUUAUUUGUUUAUCUUAAUGAGAUGGUUAGUGGACAGUUUUCAUUUGUGUAUACUGUAGGGUUUAAUUACAUAUGUAGGAAUUGGGAAAAUUUGAAAUAGAAUAUUAUAAAAUUAGAAAUGGUAAUAUUCAUUUUAUGCAGUCUAGACAGAGUCAAGUACCACCUGUAAACUAUCUUAUAGUUGUUCUCGUUCUUUUGAUGAUUAGAACACUGCGAUAUUCCUUUCAGGUUAUGUAGUGUUGAACCAAUCAUCCAAGUCAUACUGAUUAUUUAGCUCUCUCUCCCACGCCACUAUCAAAUCAAUUUUAGUGGUAAUCCUCCAUGAUAUAUAUGAACGGUAUAGGGAAUUAGUGUUUACGACCUGGUUCACUGAGAUCCAUUUUAUUUGUCCUGUUUGGUAUAUGUGCCAUCCAGCUCUGAAAUCUCAAAGCAUUCCUGGAGUUUAGAAGAGAUCACACCAUACUCUGAGACAAUAAAUUCAUCCAAAUUGUAUUUUGUCAAAAGACAUAAGGGAAUUGUUGGAGAAAAGGUUAUUUAGACUGAGUAUAGAAUGAGAAUGCCAAUAUGGCGUGGAUGUUGUCAGGCUGGGUCCUUUUCCCCAGUUUUGUCCCAGACUUUAAAAAUUUCGGACCGAUAUACAUAAUUUAAUUGAAAACUUUGAUGGAUUGAUAAUGACAUUGCCACUAAUAAUAAUGACAUUAUUCAAAACAUUUCCAGAUAAAACAAAUAAAAUUAUAUUUUGAUUGCUGCCACGUUGUCUAUUCCCAUGUACUGGAAAAACAAAUAACAUGCCAUCUAUUAAAGGAGUUUUAUACCUAGUGUUAGAUAAUAAACGUUACGAGAUGGCCCUCAGACAACCAUCUUAUAUAGAUGACUAAUAUAUCAGUGGAAUGUCUGGGAAGAUAAUAUUAAACAGACAUAUUUUUAAUAACUUAAAUCCACAAUCGACCUGUUUUAUUGUUUACAUAUAUAAUUAGGUCUAUUACUGAAUAUUAUACACCUUCAAUAUCUUUGUAUAAGUUUUGAAAUAUUGUUGCACUAAAUGUGCAAUUAUUGUUUGUAAUAACGACAUAGCUUGAUAAUGAACAUUUAAAAUGAAUGUUCUAUCUCUUUUACGCCCUCUUUUAUUUUCUCUUCUCUCCCCUUUAAGGUUUCAUUUCAUAUGUUUGUCAAUUAAUAUACUGAAAAUUUUUCAAUAAUCCAUAUUUAACUUGAAUAUUACAAAAUGACGUAACUGCAAGACAUUUUCUAGUUCCAUUAUUCUGUCAUAAAAUGUGCUAAUGCGGUUUGUUUCCCCCAAAUUCAAGGAUUAGUAGAAGUCACUGUCUUCCAAUAUUAAUAUUUUAAGUUCAAUAGUCACAUUUUGAUAUGUUCUCUCCAAAAAAACAUAAAAAAGACUUAUAAACAUUGAAAAUAUAACGCACAAACUAAGCUAAAUUUGUCUUGCACCAUGAUUGUUUGCUCUCCCUAAAUUUAAAGGGUAAUCCAGACUUGGACCCUUUGCUCACGGUGCCUAGAGGGAUAUUGGCUGUACCUCACUGACAAUGCCUUACAAGGCUGAAACGAUUGUCUGGGGUUGCUGUAUCUCUCAUGCAGAGAGAGCCAGCCUACAUUUGGGAUCUGUUCCGCCCUAUUGGGUGGAAACAUUCUGAUAUGCAAAUGGCCUGAUUCUUUUUGUAAUGGCACAAGAUUAGCUAAAAGCAGCUUAAGAUCUGAGCGGGACCCACUGAAGGGCAGGCUAUUUGAGCUGUUGUCAGUUCUCCGUAUUCUCUUGCACCCAUUUUUUUGCUCUACAAACUAAAGCUAUUUACAUCUCUUAAAACACAUCUCUUUCACAAAGCUUGCAAGCAAAACAUCUGACCAAUAUUGCAGCCAGUUUAAGCAUACUGGUAUGUUAUAUCUCUUUUAUUCUAAACUCCUUUUUGACUUGUACAAUUACUCAUCUCCAGUGGCCCUAUUUACUUACUGUUCCCAUAGGUCAAGCUGUGUUUUAUUAGAAUUAAUGGUUUGACUUGCUUUACCUAUUGUACAUCACUGCAGAAUAUGUUGGCGCUAUAUAAAUAAUUCUAAAGCUAUGUAACUCAAGACUUUUUAUUUUAAUAUUAGCAGAUGCCACGUCAGUCAGUACCAAACAAGCAUUGACAGUGGCAGAUCAUAUUUCCGAGGAUUCUUAAAUGUCUAAUAUCCAGUUGUGAUGUUGUGCACUGAAAUGAGAUUACAUUUGUUCUGACACAUAGAAAUUGCUUUCAUGUGAGUUGGUGUGUUGGCAACAUCCUGGUUGCUGCUUUCUCCCUGAGUGUUCAAAUAAGAUUCUAUUUGUGAUCAUAAUUACUUGAACUCAUAUGAUUACUAUGUUCCUUCUGAGACUCACUGCCUGAAAGGUUACAAAUUGCAACCUUUGCUCCCUGAAUGACUUUGAAUUUUCCAUUAUAUGAAAUAAUACAUCCCAAGUGAUUGCUUUAUGUACUUAAUGUUAAAGGAGUGGGUUAUGUUCCAUGCAAGUGCUGAUGGUUUAUUUGCUGAUUAAAUAUUUAAGACGACUCUUUACCAAGAAGUGAAAAUUCUCCCAGUGUUAAUAUGCGGAGUGUAGAAAAAUAUGUAAAACAAUGAGCCUAUGUGGCAAGUAAACUAUGGUGAAGAUCUCCACAUGUAAAGUCUCUGACUGCACAAAGCCUACCAGAAACAAAUGAGAAAAAGCUUUGUCUUGCCCGUAAAUGAGGUUUCUACUUGUAUAGGCUCCUACCAGCUGACCAAAUAUCUAAUAUUGACCUCCAGUUCAGUGACACAGACAGUGUUUAUUUCCUUGUGUUUGUCAUGUCUCCAUAUAAUUGGUACUGGAUCUGAAAAAUUGCAUUUUAGAUAGAUUCUCUUCACAUGCAUCAACUUUCUGAGUGUUAUUUGUCAACUCUACUUAUCUAUCGUCUGUAAUACACAAGUAUGUCCCGUUUAGACCUCUAAGCUUUGCCAAAGACCUUCAUCUAUCCUCUGUUCAUACUCCCAUCUCUGAUGCUCGCCUUCAAUACUUCCUCUAGGGCUGCACUGUUCCUUCCCUUCUCCAUUAGAAUUUCACCCAGUCUCCAGUCCUUUAAAAAAAAUAAUUCAAAACUCACUUCUUCAGGAAUCAGUAUCAAGUAAACUGUUAAUAGUCCCCUCCCUCACCCCCUGUUUCCUCUCCUGUCAUUAAAAAAAUUACAAUAAAUACACUGUCUUCAGUGAACACUAUUCUACCAACCUACUUGUCUGACCCUACCCUUGCCCUUUGUGUCACUAUAUCCCACUCCCUCUAGCAUGUAAGCUCAUUGAGAUGGGCCAUCAACCCCUCUGUUCCUGUGCGUCCAACUCUUCUGGUUACAAUUACGUGUUUGUUAAUCCACCCAUUGUACAGCGCUGCCGAAUUUGCUGGCGCUAUAUAAAUAAUAACUCUAGUUUCUUUGUUUUAUUUAUAAAAUUGGUAAAGGUUUAGUUUCACCAAUUUGCUCUUUUAACUAAUUUUUAGUCUUCUGAAUUUAAUAGCACAAUCUUUUCUAGACAGUGACAUCUAUAAUUUAGAACCUAGUAUCCUUUGUUAUUCUGCAUAUGUAUGUUUGUUUUUUAACCGUGCGUUUAAUUUCCAUGUCUUUUUCCUGUAUUGCAUGCUUCUGUUCUAUGUCUUUGAAAUACAAAAGCACAGAAUUAAUUGCUUAGCUUUUUUUUAUAUUCACUCUCAUCCUGCCAUCCACAUGUGUACACACACCUUAGAAGCUAUCUCCUCCUCCUAUCCGUCCUCCUCACAGAGACGUGAAUAGUGGAAAACAUUUCAGAAAGCAUGGCAGUUGAUUCCAGUUCAGCGGCUCAGCUCUCAGAGAGCUAAAUAUAGGCAGCAGGUCAUGUGACAAUCUGCUGGAAUCACAUCUGAGGAGCGUUAACCCAUAUAUUCCGAGGGAAUACAGCUCAGGAUUAUGAGCGACAGGCAUAUUUAUAAGCAAAGAACAAAGAAGCACAUUCACAGCAGUGGGACUGGUGUACCACAGCGCAAUAUGUUAAAUGUUUUGUUUUAUUUCCCCUUUGUCAGUGUAUAUUGUGCUGCCUAUAGGCAGAUUUAAGAUAGUCAGUCAGUUUCUGUGAUACAAAUCUUGAACUGCCAAAUACAUCUGUCUGCCUUCGGCAGGGAGGCAUGACACAGACUGGAAUGAUCUCCUUGGAUGUGACACUAUGGCUGUAAGAGUCUGGAUCGGCUUAGGUACUGACCUGCAUCAGGUAUCCAUUAAUAUGUCAACCAAGGACAGAUCAUCUCAUAAAGCAAUGAACCGCUGUCUUCCUCUUGAGUUCUGAUGUGGAUACAAUUAAAGGUUACAUGUUGAGAAGAGGGGAGGGGGGAAUCACAAAAGGUACAUGAUACAUAUAAGUAGGACACAUGUUACACUGCAUUUCUAGUUUCUGUAUAUUUUAACCCCUUUACUUGUUGGUCCUGAAUGGAACACAUGUUGAGUGGUGUGAUACUUUUUUAAGCUGAUUUUCUGGUGCUUUUCCUAUCUGCCCUUGUGUUUGCAUUAAAAUAUUAUUUUCUGCACCUCUUCCAUUAUGUUAGUUUCUGGUUCCGUUUCGUUUCUCUUGGUUCACCAAUAUGUUCCUUCCAAUGUACAAGUGGUGCAAAAGUGACGGGGGAGGUCCCUAGUAAUCUUUUGCCUUAUUUUAUGAAUGUAGUCAAAAGUAAAAGCAUGGAAAAAGGAAUAAAAAGUGACAUAGCGCACCCAUGUAUAAAAAGGUGGAUUAACCAUUUUCUACAUGAGAAAAUGGUGCAUGUGCACAAAUGUGACAGUUUUUAUGCAUGGCCCUCUGGUUUCUGUCAGUUGUGUUCUAUUGCUUCAAGUAGCACCCACUUUAACACUGUCAUCAGACCUCUCUGAAAGUAUUAUCAUUUAUUUUCAUAAUAAGUGUGUAUUACAAACUAUUUAUAGAACCAGUACAUUUUCAACAGAGGCUUUGUGCGAUCCUAUAGUGUAGAGAGAAUGUGCCUUUUUUUUUUCUGAAACAAUUGGCUUGUAACAUCUCUGACCUUUUUAUUGUCUUAUUCUUUUAGACUCUGUUUCUAGCAAGCUGCAAAAUAACAAUGUUUACACCAUUGCCAAGCGAAAUGUUGAAGGCCAAGACAUGCUUUACCAGUCCCUGAAGCUUACCAAUGGCAUCUGGAUCUUGGCUGAGCUGAGAAUCCAGCCUGGGAACCCUAAUUACACGGUAAGAUGACAAAAGAAUGCAAAUUUGAAUGAUCAAACGUGUUUGUUAAACAAGCCCACUGUUAGGGGGUUGUGGUUUGUUUGUUGUUUGUCUUUUUAUUUAUUUUUUGUAAUAUAUCAGUCCAAGUCUUACAAAACAAAUGAGAAAACGUAAUGGAGGUCGUCCUAGACAACCUCCAAAGGCAUGUGUUAGUAUCUCUCUUGUAUUAAUUAGUAAACUAUAACUCCCAUGUGUCACACUAGAGUGUGUUCUGCUUCAUUCCAGAGUGAUAGUUCCAACCAGUUUGCAACUAUACCAUCUGUUAAUUCUUUAGUUCAGCGUUUCCCAAUUGGUGGUUCCGCGAGAACAAACUUUGGGUUCCACCGCAAUUUGCCCAUCGGGUGGCCCAUGCACUUAGGGCAGCGGGUGGCACGGCUCUUUUGAGAGCGCAACAGGGGGCCCUGCAGUAUCGGCGGACUGGAAGGAAUUGACAGCCUGUCACUUCCUACCAGCCUCAUUAGAGAGCGAGAGAGACGUGAGGGACGAGAAGACUAGAGGCACCGGCACACAGCAGCAUGGAGGCAGAGGAGAUGAUGGAGUGAGCUGCUGCUGCAUGCUCACUCCCAUCAACCUCAGCCAUGACUGUAACCCCACGCAAACCACCAUCCUGGACACCAAGGUAAGCUAACUGAAGGGUGGCUGCAAAUACAAAAAUUUUAAGGACCACUAUAGUGCCAGGAAAACAUACUCAUUUUCCUGGCACUAUAGUGCCCUCAGGGUCCCCCUCCCGCUGGGCUCUAGAGGGUGGAAGGGGGUUAAACUUACCUCUUUCUCCAGCACCGGGCGGGGAGCUCUCCUCCUUUUCUCCGCCUCCUCUCCUCCUCCUCGGCUGAAUGCGCAUGCGCGGCAAGAGCUGCGCGGGCAUUCAGCCAGUCUCAUAGGAAAGCAUUAUCAAUGCUUUCCUAUGGACGCUGGCGUCUUCUCACUGUGAUUUUCACAGUGAGAAGCACGCAAGCGCCUCUAGCGGCUGUCAAUGAGACAGCCACUAGAGGCUGGAUUAACCCUAACAUAAACAUAGCAGUUUCUCUGGACCUGGCACCCAGACCACUUCAUUAAGCUGAAGUGGUAUGAGUGCCUAUAGUGGUCCUUUAACCCCUUAAGGACACAUGACAUGUGUGACAUGUCAUGAUUCCCUUUUAUUCCAGAAGUUUGGUCCUUAAGGGUUUAAACAUGUUUUUAUAUGUCAGAUUGUGUGUGUUCCAAAUAACAAUGAUACACGAAGUCAAAAUGUUUUCAGGAUCAUAUAGUGGUCAAACAUACUUUAAUCGGUUGUUCAUACAAUAUUUCUUUUUUUUAUAUAAAUUAACUUUGGAAUGCUAGGUAACGAUGUUUGGAAAGAAACUAUUUAAAGUGAUUAAAUAUUCCCCUUGAAGUGAGAAAAGAUUAUUACACGCCUUUAAGAUGGUUCAGAUAGUAUCAGCAAAACCAAUACAAAUUAUUCCAUCUUUCUUGCAUUACAUAAUUAGAAGGCAUUUUUGAUUUCUCAGAUGUGGAAAAAGCAGCACAUGAUAGAAUUGAGCAUACCAUUAACACCACCUUUCACUGGGGAUAUUGUCUUAUUAAUGGUUUAAAGGGACACUAGAGUCACCAGAACAACUACAGCUUAUUGUAUUUGUUCUGGUAAGUAUAAUCAUUCCCUUCAGGCUUUUUUCAGAGAAAAUGCAGUGUUUACAUUACAGCCUAGUUAUAGCUCCACUGGCCACUCCUCAGGUGGCUGCUAAAGCUGCUUCUUUGGGCAGUGCUGCAGAGUAAGCAGCACUGCCAUUCAGUGUCUCCACCCUCUGCAUGCAGACACUAAACUUUCCUCAUAGAGAUGUAUUGAUUCAGCUCAUCUCUAUGAGGAGAUGCUGAUUGGCCAGGGAUGUGUUUGACUUGUGCUGGCUCUGCCCCUGAUCUGCCUCCUUGACAGUCAAAGCCAAUCCUAUGCUAAAGCUUUGUGAUUGGCUCAGAGAAAUACUUCUGAUGAUGUCAGCCAAGCAGGCAGAUCAGAGACACAGGCAGUAGCUGCAGACGUGAAUACAAGUAAAAUUUUACUAUUAUAAAGAAGGCAAGUAGAAACGGGGGGCUUGAUGGUGGUUUUAACACUAUUGAGUCAGGAAUACAUGUUUGUGUUCCUGACCCUAUAGAGCUCCUUUAAUCUACAGCAUGCAAGUACACUAUAAGUUUGUCACAUGACUAUAUCCAAUGCAGCUAUAAACUAUAAAUAGAGAGAGAGUAUUGUUAAGUUUAACAUUUUAUGGAUGUGGAUGUAUAGAGAUGCAAAGUGAGACAGGAAUGGUUGCUUAGGAACUUCCUUCUUGACCAACCAAUAAUUGAUUGAGGUUGGUGUAGGUUUUGUUAUAAAGUAGCUCUGUUGCUAACUUUGGGAAAACGUGGUAUUAUAAUUAGUUAUUUAUUUUUAGACCACUUAUGGUCUUCAGGUUGAUCAUUGAUACAGUACAAAGAUUGCUUCUGUUGUACUAUAUAACCUGUAUCAAUGCAAAGUAUAUAUGUUUCAGUUCUAGUGGUUGUAUAUUCUAAUCUUCAGAUAUCAAGGCUGCUCAUUAGAAAGAAAACCAAACAUUGAUGUGAUGUUCAUUGACUGCGCUUCUGUAUAUUUAUCUAUCUAAAUGUUAGCAGUUAACACUUGUGUGGUUUUUUCCUUUGCAGUUUAAUUUCUACAAAUCAAAGUGGAGCACUUGCAAUGUUUGAUGAAUGUCAAAUCAAACUCAUGACCCCAAAAAUAGUGAAGUAUUUCUAAAAAGUGUAAUUAACACUUUAACCCAGCGGUUCCCAAAUUGUGUGCCGGGGAGCUGCAAGUUAUUUUCCCGGUGCUAUGUAUAUAGCACCGGGAACUGUGCUCUCCCCUGCCAACUCUGCAGUAUCGGAGGGGAGAUCAGAGAUCUCCCUCCCCGGCCUGUUAGCACUUUGCUGACAACCGGCAGGGGACGGAGGGAGAGAGGACCAGGGGGAGCUCUAACCUGCAGCUUGGAGCGUUUCUGCGGUCACCACAACAUCGCUCCGAAUCUCGCGAGAAUGAACUCUAGCAGCUCCUGAGGCUGCUAGAGUUCACUCUCUCCACUGGGACCACUAGGGCUUCCCCACCGGACCACCAGGGAAUUACAGGGAAUGUCACCCCUCCCAGGCAAAGAUAAGCAGGGAGGGGUGAUAUCAUUUUUAUUCUGAAUUAAAAAAAAAAAAGUAUAUAUUUAUUUAUUUUGCCCUCCUACCCCCACAGACCCCACACCACACAAUAACUCUCCCCAUACACACACACUGCCCCCCUCCCCAUACACACACUACCCUCCAUACACAUACACUGCACCCCUCAUGCACAAACUGCCCCACACACACACACACACACACUGCACCCCUGUAAACACACACACACACACACACACACACUACAGCCCCUAUCCAGGCAGACACCAGGCAAGUAGUCAAACUGUUCUUAAACAGUUUAACUACUUACCUUGGGAGGGCACUACUGGUACCAUGACCACUACAACAUAAUGUAGUGGUUAUUGUGCCUGGAUUGUUUCUUUAAAUAAUCUACCAGUGCCACUCCCAAGAUUAGGGGCCCAGUAUAUGCGGCAGCGCUGUACAUAUGUACAUCCUAAAAAAAUUGUUUGACUUGGGGUGUCUUGGAAAAAUAUUGAAAUAUUAAGGACGCCUUGAACCUAAAAAGCUUGGGAACCACUGCAUUAACCCCUUAAGCAAACAUCUUCAGAAGCUGGACUUACGCUUAAGGGCACAAACAUUAUUUGCAUUUUUUGCUCUGUGUUAAACUACAAUUUGCAUAUUUCUCAUUUAUUGCAUUAACACAUAUUAUAUACCGUUUGGUUUUUUUAAAGGACAAAAAGGGCUUUAAUUUGAUGACAUAUACAUAUACAUUGAUAAAUUCUCGGUUAUUAUAAAAAUAUACAAGAAAAAGGGAAAAAAGUUUUUUUGGGGGGGUUUCACAGUUUUGGCAAUAAUAACGUGUGCAUAAUUAGUGCAGCUUAAGGAAAGUAAUUCAAAAUAAAUUUAAUUUAGUUCUGAUUUACAAAAUAUAGAAUAUGUCUAGGAUUUUGGUUUAUUUUCAGUAGUUACUGGUCAUAAAAUACAUUGUGAGUGAUUUUAGAAGUUGGUAUAUUUGCCUUGUAAAGUUAAUAGCCCUCACAGAAAACAAAAUUGCCACACAAAAGUAUAUAUUUAUAUAAAGCAGACAUCACAGGCUAUUGACCUAUGGGUAUUUUGACACUUAUUACGAAGCCAUUUAACAGCCACUUUCUGCUAGUCUAUUAAAAUUGUGUUUUUUUCAGAUUUUUAACAUACACACAUAUAACUGUUUGUUUUUUUAUUUGUAUUUCGUAAACCUAGUGUACUAUUCCUGCAGAAAAUAUCCAUAUUGUGUUCAUCUCCAUCUUCUGAGUAAAACGAUACCCCCAAUGUAUGUCUUCGUCACUAUCCAGUGAAAUCACUGUUAAUCAACAGAUCUAGUGAGAUAGAUUAUAUUAAUUCAAUAUAUAAUAAUAAACGUAAAGAUUUAUUUUAAUAUUUCUAUAUAAUUUUGGGUUGCUUUAUAUCAUGAAAUUAAUUGUUGGAGUGACCAAUCCUCCACUUUUCUUUCAUGUAUGAUUCUCGUGUGUGUUUUUACAGAUCUAGUGAGAGAAUCACUGUGGCUGAGCUUGAUCGCACAGCUGCAGUGUUCUCUAUGGAGUCAAAGGGCUACAUGCAGUGCUGACUUUCAGCACUGCAUGCAGCUCAUCAGCAAGUUUUUUUAAGGAAGGGUUUAACCCUGCUCACACCACGAUCUAUAUAUAGGCAUGUAAAUGCCCAUUUAAGCUGCAACAUGCCGUGCUGACUUCAAGCACUGCAUGUAGAUCAUCAAAAAGUCUGGUGCCACUACAAAUGGCCCCAGCUGAUAGAGGGGAGCCCCAGGUAUCCAUUGAUACCUGGGACUCCCUGAUGUGAGCAGGGAUUUAACCCUGCGCACAUGCAUUAACAAUGCGGUGUUAAACCCUCAUUUAAAUGCCUGUUUGCAGUGCUAAAUUUGACUCUUUCCAACAUGCGUCCUUAAGGGGUUAAAGCUGAAAUGUGUACACUCACAUUCAUCAGAGCCAGCUAAAAAAAUAUUGCCACUAAUGUGAAGCACUUCUGUAUUUUUAAGUGUGGUACAUGCUCCUCUUCUUUGUGGCUUGAAAGUGAACAAGAAACCAAAUAGUGAAGAAUGUAGAGGUUCAGUAAAUUAGCAGGUCAAAAUAAUCCAAACUUGCUCACCUGGUGUUGAGCGUUUAUACACUUGGCAUUAGGUGUGUGGGCCUGAUGUCAAUUAAGGGCUCUACUUUGAUUUGUUUAAUUUAAAUUAAUUACACAUUUACUUGCUCAUCAGAAUGUUCACAAAAUUUUAAUGUGUAAUAAAAUCAAAUAAUAUUUUCUGCUCUUUCGUAUCCCUCACAGUUGUCUCUGAAAUGCCGUGCUCCAGAGGUGUGCAAUUAUGUGUACCAGGUCUAUGACUCCAUCCUGAAGAACUAA
This is a messenger RNA of Pelobates cultripes (western spadefoot toad), 93141 nucleotides long. The record is from the annotation of a GenBank genome assembly. Lineage: Eukaryota; Metazoa; Chordata; Amphibia; Anura; Pelobatidae.